UCCCCGCCUCGCCUCGGGUGUAGGGAUUGCAAAAAAACAAAACUACACUGUCAAGACUGUGUAGUUUUGUUUUUAUGAUUAGAGGCUCAACAAUUCUCAUGCUGGGAUUGUCUAAAAAAUCUUACUCUGGAUAAGGACGUCGUUCAAGAAGAUUUCGUUGGGCUUAGCCCACUCUUACAGGCACUUUGAGAGAUCAGAGUGCCUGUAAAGAUGACGACGAAAGCACCAACAUUUACGCAGCCGUUACAAAGUGUUGUGGCACUGGAGGGUAGUGCCGCAACCUUUGAGGCUCAUAUUAGUGGUUUCCCAGUUCCUGAGGUGAGCUGGUAUCGGGAUGGCCAGGUUCUCUCUGCUGCAACUCUGCCCGGUGUGCAGAUCUCGUUUAGUGAUGGCCGCGCUAAACUGGUGAUCCCCACCGUGACAGAAGCAAACAGUGGAAGAUACACCGUACAAGCCACCAAUGGAUCUGGGCAAGCAACUAGUACUGCUGAGCUACUUGUCACAGCUGGAACAGCACCACCAAACUUCUCACAACGACUACAGAGCAUGACUGCAAGACAGGGAAGUCAAGUUCGACUUGACGUGAGAGUGACUGGAAUCCCUACACCUGUGGUGAAGUUCUAUCGGGAUGGAGUAGAAAUCCAAAGCUCCCCCGAUUUUCAAAUUUUACAAGAAGGAGACCUUUACAGCUUAAUAAUUGCAGAAGCAUAUCCUGAAGACUCCGGUACCUAUUCAGUAAAUGCCACAAAUAACGUGGGACGUGCUACUUCAACAGCUGAAUUGCUAAUUCAAGGUGAGGAAGAAGCCGUUCCUGCUAAAAAGACAAAGACAAUUGUUUCGACUGCUCAGAUUUCACAAACAAGACAAGCCAGAAUUGAAAAGAAGAUUGAAGCCCACUUUGAUGCCAGGUCACUUACAAGUGUUGAAAUGGUCAUAGAAGGUGCGACAGCCCAACAGCUCCCACACAAAGCACCUCCACGAAUGCCUCCUAGACCUACAUCGAAAUCACCGACCCCACCAAUAAUUGCUGCAAAAGCACAAAUGGCACGACAGCAAUCACCAUCUCCUGUUAGACAAUCACCAUCACCUGUAAGACAUGUCAGAGCACCAACACCCUCACCAGUAAGGUCAGUUUCUCCUGCUGGAAGAAUCUCCACCUCACCUAUCAGACCAGUGAAAUCUCCAUCUCCAAUCCGUAAAACACAGGUAGUGACAACAGCUGGGGCCGAAGUCCUUCCUCCUUGGAAGCAGGAAGGAUACACUGCAACCACAGAAGCCCAGAUGAAGGAAACAAGAGUAUCUACAAGUGCUACCCAAAUAAGAACUGAAGAAAGAUGGGAGGGGAGAUACGGGGUCCAAGAACAAGUUACCGUUAGCGGUGCUGGUGAGGCUGCAGCUGGUGCUAGAGAGGUGAGAAAGGACAGUGAAAAAACAGCAGCUGUUGCUACGGUUGUUGCUGCUGUGGAUCAAGCCAUGGUGAGAGAACCAGCUCCAAGUGUUGUAGAGCAAACUGCUAAAAGGACAGCAAUGACUGCAGUCCACGUUCAACCUGUUCAGGAGCAGGUGAGAAAGGAGGCAACAGUAGUAGUUACCAGUGAUAAAGCAACAAAACAAACAGUAAUAUCAAGAACUAGAGAAGAAAUGGUUACUUCACAAGAAAAAAGGCACAUCUCUCAUGAAAAGAUAAGAAAAGAACCAGAGAAAACUCCAGUACCCAAAGUAAUAAUUGCCACAGACAAAGAUAAAGAACAAGAAAGAAUAUCAAGAGCCAGAGAAGAAAUAUCUACCAGACAUGAGCAAGUGCACAUUGCUCAUGAAAAGAUAAGAAAGGAAGAUAUGAAACCUUCUGUACCUAAGGUAGUAAUUACCACUGAUAAACCUAAACCACCGGUCAUAAUAUCGAAAAGUAAAGAAGGAAUUGCUACCAAACAAGAACAAGUCAGCAUAACCCAUGAAAAGAUUAAAAAGGAAGCUAAGAAAACUACUGUAGUUCCGAAAAUAAUUGCCACUGAUAAAACCAAAGCACCAGUCACAGUGUCCAGAACUAGAGAAGAAAUUACAGCCAAGCAAGACCAAAUUCAUCUAGCUUAUGAUCAGACUCAAGUUGGAAAAAGGGCUGAAGCUGUAGCUACGGUUGUUGCAGCAGUUGAUCAGGCACGUGUUCGAUCACCUUGGGAACAAGAACAAGCAGAUGAAGCUUAUGUAAAGCAGAAAACUUUGGAAUAUGGCUAUAAAGAGCAUGUUGCAGAGGCCCCAGCAGAACGUCAUGUUGUCACUAAAGAGGUUAAAACUGUCUAUGUUCCUCCUGAGAAACAUAUCUCAGCUGCUGAAAAGAAGCAAGUUCAUAUAUCAACAGAGAUAAAAAGAGCAACAGAAAUUGAGAAAACAAUUCAUGUCGAACACCCGCGACCCCGCACGCCAAGUCCUCACUUCACAGUCUCCAAAAUUGCGGUUCCUAAACCAGAUCAUACAUAUGAGGUUUCAAUAGCUGGAUCUGCCAUGGCUACUCUGGAAAAAGAGUUAUCAGCUACUUCUGCUGCGCAAAAGAUCACCAAGUCGGUGAAACCACCCCAGCUAAAGCCACAUGAAGUCAGGAUAAAAGCAGAGCCCGUUCCCUCUCCCUUUGGAGAGGCUGCUGAGACCUAUAAGAGUCGCUAUGAUGUUGAGACUAAAAAAGAGAUGGGUGUAAGCUUUAAAGGUGAAGCAGUGCGUGAAGAACACUUGGUGUUGCGGAAAGAAGGUGAAGCAAAGGUGACAGAAACUGCCAGAGUUCCCGUGCCUGCGGAAAUCCCUGCUACUCCACCCACCUUAGUCUCAGGCCUCAAAAAUAAGACUGUGACUGAAGGUGAGUCUGUCACUCUGGAGUGCCAUAUCUCUGGUCAUCCUCAGCCUACUGUGACAUGGUACAGGGAAGACUACAAGAUUGAGAGCUCAAUGGACUUCCAGAUCACUUUCAAAGCAGGGCUUGCUCGCCUUGUGAUCCGCGAAGCCUUUGCAGAAGACAGUGGAAGAUUUACCUGCACUGCUACCAAUAAGGCUGGGAGUGUCAGCACAUCUUGCCACUUACACGUGAAAGUUUCAGAAGAAAUUGAGACUCGAGAAACCAUUUCUGAGAAGGCUGUUACAGAAGAAAAACGCUAUGUGGAGACAAAGGACAUUGUAAUGGAAGAUGUCUCUGCUGCAGCAGAGGAAGUAUCGGGAGAACCCAUACCUCCUUUCUUCAUAAGAAAACCCAUGGUACAUAAAUUAAUUGAAGGUGGGAGCAUUGUUUUUGAAUGCCAAGUAGGGGGCAACCCAAAGCCACAUGUCUACUGGAAAAAAGGUGGAGUUCCUUUAACGACUGGCUACAGAUACAAAGUGAGUUACAAAAGAGAAACCGGGGAAUGCAAACUUGAAAUUUCCAUGACUUUUGCCGACGAUGCCGGAGAAUAUACUAUUGUUGUUCGUAAUAAACAUGGAGAAGCUUCUGCAACGGUCUCCUUACUAGAAGAAGCUGAUUAUGAAGCCUACAUAAAAUCUCAACAAGAAAUGAUGUACCAAACCCAGGUGACUGCAUAUGUACAGGAACCUAAAGUGGCUGAGGUAGCCCCUGCUAUUUCAUAUGGUGACUUUGAAAAAGAAUAUGAAAAAGAACAAGCCCUAAUUAGGAAGAAAAUGGCAAAAGAUACAGUGAUGGUCAGAACUUUUGUAGAAGAUGAGGAAUUCCAUAUUUCUUCUUUCGAAGAAAGACUUAUCAAGGAAAUUGAACUCAGAAUUAUCAAGACCACCUUAGAUGAACUCCUCGAAGAAGACGGAGAGGAGAUGAUGGUUGAUAUUUCUGAAUCUGAAGCUGUAGAAGCAGGAUUCGAAUUAAGAUUAAAGAAUUACAGAACCUUUGAAGGGACAGGAGUUACUUUCCAUUGCAAGACGACUGGAUAUCCAUUGCCAAAGAUCGCAUGGUACAAAGACGGUAAGCGCAUAAGGCAUGGAGAGCGCUACCGCAUGGAAGUUCUGCAAGACGGCAGUGCCAGCCUGCGUUUGCCUGUUGUUUUACCUGAAGAUGAAGGAAUUUAUACUGUCUUUGCCAGUAACAUGAAAGGAAAUGCCAUUUGCUCAGCAAAACUCUACGUUGAGCCAGUUGCACCCACAGCAGCUCCAGGUUAUAUGCCAGGACCGGAAGUUAUGAGAAGAUAUAGGUCUAUUUCUCCACGCUCUCCAAGCCGGUCUCCUGCCCGCAGUUCUCCUUCUCGUUCUCCUGCCCGCAGAUUAGAAGAAACAGAUGAAGGACAACUAGAGAGACUAUAUAAGCCGGUUUUUGUGCUGAAACCUACGUCAUUUAAAUGUUCACAGGGGCAGACAGCAAGAUUUGACUUAAAAGUUGUUGGCAGACCUAUGCCAGAGACAUACUGGUUCCAUAAUGGUCAACAAGUGGUUAAUGACUACACCCAUAAAAUAGUGAUUAAAGAAGAUGGCACCCAGUCAUUGAUCAUUGUUCCUGCUAUGCCUGAUGACUCUGGAGAAUGGGCUGUAAUUGCUCAGAAUAGAGCAGGCAAAGCUUCAGUCUCAAUGACGCUGACUGUGGAAGCUAAGGAAGACCUAGUCAGACCACACUUCGUGGAAAGGCUGAAGAAUGUUAGCGUAAAGGAGGGCUCUAGAUUGCAGAUGACAGUGAAAGCUACUGGCAACCCAAAUCCUGACAUUGUAUGGCUGAAGAACAGUGACAUCAUAGUACCUCAUAAAUACCCUAAAAUAAAGAUUGAGGGAACCAAGGGGGCAGCUGCCCUUAAAAUUGAAUCUACUGCCAGGCAAGAUGCUGCAUGGUAUACUGCUACUGCUAUCAAUAAAGCUGGGCGUGACACUACUCGGUGCAAAGUAAAUGUUGAAGUUGAACAUGCAGAACCUGAACCAGAAAGGAGAUUAAUCAUUCCGAAAGGAACUUAUAAAGCCAAGGAGAUUGCAGCACCAGAGUUAGAGCCUCUCCAUUUGCGUUAUGGUCAAGAGCAAUGGGAGGAAGGAGACCUCUAUGACAAAGAAAAGCAGCAGAAACCAUUUUUUAAGAAGAAGCUCACAUCUUUAAGGCUCAAGCAAUUUGGACCAGCGCACUUUGAGUGCAGGCUUACACCAAUUGGUGACCCAACCAUGGUGGUGGAGUGGUUGCAUGAUGGCAAACCCUUGGAAGCAGCUAACAGACUCCGCAUGAUCAAUGAGUUUGGGUACUGUAGCCUGGACUAUGGGGUAGCCUAUUCCAGAGAUAGUGGAGUGAUCACUUGCAGGGCAACUAACAAAUAUGGUACAGACCAUACAUCUGCUACUCUGAUCGUGAAGGAUGAGAAAAGCCUUGUGGAAGAAUCCCAGUUGCCAGAAGGCAGAAGGGGACUGCAGCGAAUUGAAGAGUUAGAAAGAAUGGCCCAUGAGGGUGCUCUUCCUGCAGUUGCACUGGACCAAAAGGAAAAACAAAAACCAGAAAUUGUUUUGGUUCCUGAACCUUCAAGAGUCCUGGAAGGUGAAACAGCACGAUUCCGCUGCCGCGUGACUGGCUAUCCUUUGCCCAAGGUCAACUGGUACCUCAAUGGGCAGCUCAUCCGUAAGAGCAAAAGGUUUAGACUCCGUUAUGACGGAAUCUACUACCUGGAUAUUGUGGACUGCAAAUCAUAUGACACAGGAGAGGUGAAAGUCACUGCAGAGAAUCCAGAAGGCUUUAUUGAACAUAAGGUGAAACUUGAGAUCCAGCAGAGGGAAGACUUCAGAUCUGUUCUUCGUCGUGCUCCUGAACCCAAACACGAGCCUGUAGUGACAGAGCCUGGAAAACUUCUCUUUGAGGUACAGAAGGUAGACAAACCUGCAGAGGCAACAACCAAAGAAGUGGUGAAACUGAAAAGGGCUGAAAGAAUCACUCACGAGAAGCUUUCAGAGGAAUCUGAAGAGCUGCGUAGUAAAUUCAAGCGUAGGACAGAAGAGGGCUAUUAUGAAGCCAUCACUGCUGUGGAACUUAAGUCUCGCAAAAAAGAUGAAUCGUAUGAAGAAAUGCUAAAAAAGACAAAAGAAGAACUUCUUCACUGGACCAAAGAGAUCCCAGAGGAAGAGAAGAAAGCACUUCCUCCUGAAGGCAAAAUCACCAUUCCAACAUUCAAACCAGAGAAGGUUGAACUUAGUCCAAGCAUGGAGGCUCCCAAGAUAUUUGAACGAAUUCAAAGCCAGACGGUAGACCAGGGGACAGAUGCACACUUCCGUGUGAGAGUGGUGGGAAAACCAGACCCUGAGUGCCAGUGGUUCAAAAACGGUGUCCAGAUUGAAAGGACUGAUCGUGUGUAUUGGUACUGGCCUGAAGAUAACGUUUGCGAAUUAGUCAUCAGAGAUGUGACUUCUGAUGAUUCUGCCAGCAUCAUGGUGAAAGCAGUCAAUAUAGCUGGUGAAACUUCUAGCCAUGCUUUCCUGUUAGUACAAGCCAAGCAGUUAAUCAGCUUCACCCAGAAGUUACAAGAUGUUGUUGCCAAAGAGAGAGACUCUAUGGCAACAUUUGAAUGUGAGACAUCAGAACCCUUUGUCAAAGUGAAAUGGUUUAAGGAUGGGAUUGAGAUUCAUUCUGGAGACAAAUACAGGAUGCACUCGGACAGAAAGGCUCAUUUUCUUUCUGUACUAGCAAUUGAAAUGUCCGAUGCUGAUGACUACAGCUGUGCACUGAUAGAAGACGAAUCCAUAAAAACUACUGCAAAGCUUAAUGUGGAAGGAGUUGUGGUUGAGUUUAUUAAAGAACUUGAAGAUGUUGAAGUACCAGAAUCCUUCUCAGGUGAACUUGAAUGUGAGGUUUCCCCAGAAGACGUGGAGGGGAAAUGGUAUCACAGAGAUGUCGAACUCACUUCUAACCAUAAAUACGUGAUUGCAUCCCGUCGUGGUCGCCAAAUCCUCACUAUUAAAGACGUUAAUAAAGAUGAUCAAGGAGAGUAUAGCUUUGUUGUUAGUGGAAAAAGGACUCGCUGCAAACUGAAGAUGAAGCCUCGUCCCAUGGCUAUUCUUCAAGGACUUACCGAUCAAAAAGUCUGUGAGGGAGAUAUUGUACAACUUGAAGUUAAAGUCUCCCUAGAAAAUGUGGAAGGUGUCUGGAUGAAAGAUGGUCAUGAAAUUCAAUCAAGUGAUCGUAUUCACAUUGUGCUGGAUAAACAGUCACACAUGUUGCUGAUAGAAGAUGCAACAAAGGAAGAUAUGGGAAAUUACUCUUUUAGUGUUCCUGGUCUUGAACUGUCAACCACUGGACGGAUCACAGUGUACAGUGUGGAAAUAGUGGUGCCUCUAAAAGAUGUUCACGUAGUUGAAGGAACAAAAGCUAUCCUUGAAUGCAAAGUUUCAGCGCCUGAUGUGUCUUCCUCCAAAUGGUACCUAAAUGAUCAUCAGAUAAAGCCUGAUGAACGUGUACAAGCUGUGUGUAAAGGCAAUAAACAGAGGCUGGUGCUUACCAGAACCCAUGCAUCAGAUGAAGGACGGUAUAAGCUAAUGGUUGGCAAAGUUGAAACAAGUUGCAGUGUCACAGUUGAAAAAAUUCAGAUUAUUAGAGGUCUUCAUGACAUCACCUGCACUGAAACACAGAAUGUAUCCUUUGAGGUCGAGCUCUCCCAUUCAGGGAUUGAUGUAAUUUGGCAUUUCAAAGGCCAAGAGAUCAAGGCUGGUCCUAAAUAUAAAAUUGAAGCACAUGGCAAAAUAUAUAAAUUGACAGUGGUGAAGAUGAUGAAAGAUGAUGAAGGAGAAUAUGUAUUUUAUGCUGGAGAGAAGAAAACAUCUGGAAAGCUUAUAGUAGCAGGUGGUGCCAUUUCAAAGCCUCUCACUGACCUGACUGUGGCUGAGUCCCAGGCAGCUGUUUUUGAAUGUGAGGUGGCAAAUCCUGAAUCAGAUGGCCAGUGGCUAAAAAAUGGUAGACCAUUACCUAUGACAGAUCAGUACCGUGCUGAAUCUGAUGGUGUAAAGAGAAGGCUCAAUAUCCCUGUCACGAAACUGGAUGAUAUGGGUGAAUAUAGCUAUGAAAUAGCAAGCUCAAAGACAUCUGCCAAACUGAAGGUUGAAGCUGUUAAGAUAAAGAAGACACUAAAGAACUUAACUGUGACGGAAACACAGGAGGCAGUUUUCAGUGUAGAACUUACCCACCCUGAUGUGAAAGGAGCUCUGUGGAUUAAAAAUGGUGUUGAACUUGAAUCAAAUGAUAAAUACGAAAUUUCAGUGAAAGGAACUGUUCACACACUGAAAAUCAAACACUGUGUUGUCACUGAUGAGUCUGUUUAUAGCUUUAAGCUUGGAAAGAUAGGAGCAAAUGCCAGACUUCAUGUGGAAACUGUCAAGAUCAUCAAAAAGCCAAAGGAUGUGACUGCUUUGGAAAACGCUGUUGUCUCGUUUGAACUGAGUGUAUCCCAUGACACUGUACCAGUCCGAUGGUUCCACAAAAAUAUUGAGCUUAAACAAAGUGAUAAAUGCAAGAUGAUCUCUCAAAGGAAAGUUCACAAGCUUAUGCUGCAUAACAUAUCUCCUGCUGAUGCUGGGGAAUACACAGCUCUUGUUGGGCAAAUCGAGUGUAAAGCAAAGCUGUUUGUGGAAACCAUACACAUCACAAAGACCAUGAAAAAUAUUGAGAUCCCUGAGACCAAAACUGCCUCUUUUCAAUGUGAAGUUUCUCAUUUCAAUGUGCCUGCCGUCUGGUUGAAAAAUGGUGUGGAGAUUGAAAUGAGUGAAAAGUUCAAAAUAGUAGUCCAGGGGAAACUCCAUCAGCUCAAUAUCAUGAACACAAGCAGUGAAGAUUCUGCAGAAUACACAUUUGUCUGUGGAAAUGACAGAGUCAGUGCAACUCUGACUGUAAAACCCAUCCUAAUUACCUCCAUGCUAAAAGACAUCAAUGCUGAAGAGAAAGAUACAAUAACGUUUGAAGUUACUGUUAACUAUGAAGGUAUCUCAUAUAAAUGGCUAAAGAAUGGGGUAGAAAUAAAAUCAACUGAUAAAUGCCAGAUACGAACAAAGAAGCUCACACACUCCCUCUCCAUAAGGAAUGUGCAUUUUGGUGAUGCUGCAGAAUACACCUUUGUUGCUGGAAAAGCAGCUUCAUCAGCCACUUUAUAUGUGGAAGCUCGUCACAUUGAAUUUAGAAAGCAUAUUAAAGAUAUCAAGGUUGUGGAGAAGAGGAGGGCUAUUUUUGAAUGUGAAGUUUCAGAACCUGACAUUCAGGUCCAGUGGAUGAAGGAUGGACAAGAACUCCAGAUUGGUGACAGGAUGAAAAUUCAGAGAGAGAAAUAUGUCCAUCGUCUCAUCAUUCCUUCCACAAGAAUGUCUGAUGCUGGUCAGUACACUGUAGUGGCAGGUGGAAACACAUCCAGUGCCAAUUUGAUAGUGGAAGGUCGUGACAUUCGUAUCAGAAGCAUCCAUAAAGAUAUCCAGGUCAUUGAGAGACAAAGAGCUGAAAUUGAAUUUGAAGUCAAUGAAGAUGACAUUGAACCACAGUGGUACAAGGACGGUAUUGAGAUCAACUUCCAAUAUGAGGAAAGAUACAGUUAUGUGGUGGAAAGGAGAGUUCAUCGAAUGAGCAUCUUUGAAACCACUUACUCUGAUGCUGGAGAAUAUACUUUUGUUGCAGGACGGAAUAGGAGUUCUGUUGUUCUUUAUGUGAAUGCUCCAGAGCCACCCCGGAUUAUUCAGGAGCUAGAACCAACCACUGUGGAGUCUGGCAAACCUGCCCGCUUCUGUGCUAUGAUAUCAGGCAAACCCCAGCCCAAAGUUUCUUGGUACAAAGAUGAUCAACAGCUUUCUCCAGGUUUCAAGUGCAAAUUUCUUCAUGAUGCGCAAGAAUAUACUCUAUUGCUGAUCGAAACUUUCCCUGAAGAUGCAGCAGUGUACACCUGUGAAGCAAAAAAUGACUACGGAGUUGCUACAACUUCAGCUUCACUUUCAGUGGAAAUCCCAGAAGUUGUUUCUCCUGAGCUAGAAGUGCCAGUAUAUCCACCUGCUGUCAUAAUACCACUGCGUGAUGCUGUUACAUCCGAGGGACAGUCCGCUCGUUUUCAGUGCAGAGUUACAGGGACAGAUCUGAAAGUCUCUUGGUACAGCAAAGAGAGAGAGAUCAAGCCAUCACGUUUUUUUAGAAUGACUCAGUUUGAAGAUACUUACCAGCUGGAGAUUGCUGAAGCUUAUCCAGAGGAUGAAGGAAUCUAUACCUUUGUGGCUAGUAAUUCUGUAGGCCAAGUGACAAGCACUGCUACCUUGAAGUUAGAAGCUCCUGAAAAAAUUAUUCAUGAGAAGCUAGAGGAAGAGGUUGAAAUGGAAGUGAAAGACAUCACUAGCUCUCUUAUUGUGUCUUCUGAGGAAGGAAGAAGUGAAGGCUACAGCAGCGGCCUUCAGUUGCCUGAUAGAGAGAAAACACUUGAAUUUGAGCCUGAAAAACCAGUUUAUUCCAGCGAAGCAAAGAUGAAAAUGGAGGAAGGGGGCAAAGCCCCUGUUUUCCUUAAACAGGUCUCAGAUGUUGAAGUCUGGCAGGGAGAUGUAGCUAGGCUCUCUGUUACUGUUAGUGGCAGCCCCGCACCCAAAAUCCAGUGGUUUUUCAACAGUACGAAGCUAACCCCAUCCAUGGACUGUAAGUUAGUGUUUGCUGGCAAUGACCACAGCCUCAUCCUCCCAUAUGCAGGUGUGCAGGAUGAAGGUGAGUACACAUGUGUGGCCAGCAAUGUACACGGUGAGACCACAUGCAGCGCCCACCUCCACGUGCGGCAACAGAUACCAGGGGUCCCUUGCUUUGCCAGGGAGCCGGCCAGCGUGCGGUGCGCACCGGGCUCCACCGCAAUCUUUGAGUACACCGUAGCUGGGGAGCCACACCCCAAUGUGCAGUGGUUCAAGGGGAGUGAGGAGCUCUUGUCCGAUGCACAUCAUUCUGUUGCUCACCAUCCUGACGGCUCGGGCUCUCUGACAGUGCGGGAGUGCAUGGAGGAGGACACGGGGCUCUACACGUGCAAGGCGGUGAACACCCUGGGUGAGGCCACAUGCUCUGCUGAGCUCCUUGUGGUGCCCGAGGAGCAUGCUGUGUGCAGGCAGAGCCCGGCCUUGCAGCACUCUGCGGUGGCAGAAGACCAAAGUCCCCUCUCCUACGAGGAGGCUGGCGAGCUUCCUGCCAUGGAAGGAGCGCUCAGCCUUGAGGCCAUGAGGGAGCCCCCGGCCCUCCUUCAGCUUCAGACAAGCCAGGCAGAGCACGUGCUGCCCAGGGAGGACAUCUUGCCUGACCUGCCACCAGCCUGCCUGGCUGCACAGAGUGUUGAAGAGAUGCUCACCCAGGUAGCCACAACACAAGAGAGCAGCAGGCUUCUGGCAGAGCCACUGCAAACCCUUCCUGCUGGCCCCCAGGGCGUGGUGCCUGCAGCAGCGAUGGAGACACAACUACCAGGGUGCCUUGGGACUGUAGCUGCACAGAUACUCUUGCCCAAAGAGCAAGUCAUCCCCAAGGCAGCAGAGCAAAUGGCUGCUCCAAAGACAGAGGCUUCCCAAGCCCCUCUACACGUGUCAAGCACCACUGAGAGCCAUGCCAUAGACGGUGACCACAUCCAGGUCCUUGAGGGCUUCCAAGCAAUGCAAGGUGAACUGAAGGCUGAACCCAGAUUUGCCUCCGAAUUGUCCUUCACUGAGGGCCAAGCUGUCCCCCUGGAGAACAUUUCUUCCCUGGAAGCAGCAGAGGAAGAUUUUGCUGCAAGAAUCAAUGAGGGACAGGCUGUGAGAUUUCCCUUGCUGCUAGAAGAAAACCAGCCCCUGGAGGAGGAACAUGUCGUCGAGCUUGCCAGCCCACUUAGGCAGUCUCCAAGGGCAGGAAGACAACCCCAUGAAGCAAUGUACACUUACCAGCUCCAGCCAAGCCAAGUCCUCAACAAAGAGAGCCAGCUCACUGCUCAGGUUCCCAAGAGCUGCAACUUAGACAUAAAGUCUCAAAUUAGAAAUGCACUGAAAGCUGCAGUAGUAAGUGAGCAAAACCUCUUGUUUUCAGAAUGGUUGGCUGAUAAGGAAAACAUUGAAGUACAGACAAUAAACAUCACCAAGGAAAAUAAACACACCCUAUGCACCUAUGUUGUGACAGCAGGAGGACUCAGUCCCAUAGAAAUUGCAGUCUCCUUGGGAGAAGUCAGCAUUCAGACAGCUGAUCAGAAAGCAGUCUUGAAGGAGGCUUUCUAUUCUCUUAUUUGUGAAGAAAAACAUCUCUUGAUGGAUGAAAAAUCCAAAGCAUUGCCAGCCCAUCCCAGUCCACUUCUCUCAGGAAAAUCCUGUGGUGAAACAUCUGAGCUGGAGCCCCAGCAGGCUGAGAGGACUAUGGAGGCAGAAAUACCCCUGGAACAGUCUCUGUCUGCACAAGAAAUCAACACUAUGACUGGGCAUGCUCAAAUCAAGGACGUGGGUGCAGCUGGAGCCACUGCUGAUGUGGCCUCCACAGGUGUUCCCAUUGAGACACCCACAGAAAUACUGAAAAGGAAGGAGAAAAGGGAACAAAUAUGUGAAGAAGAGGGCAGAGAGGGUCUAGAAACUAGAGCUAGGAAGCUAGAGGAUGAGCUGGGCAAAGAGAAUUAUCCCAUCAUACACAGCAAACUGGUUGACACUGUUGUGGAGGAAGGGGAGAGUGUCAGUCUGGUGUCUGUCAUAAGAAAUGUCAGAGAGGUGAACUGGUACUUUGAGGGAAAACUGGUGUCUUCAGGCGACAAAUUCAAGUGUUUGCAAGAUCAGGACACAUACACACUAGUAAUAAGCAAAGUGUGCGGGGAGAUUCACCAAGGAGAGUACACCUGUGAGGCGCUGAAUCAAGGUGGAAAAAGAUCAACAGCAGCAAAACUCACAGUUGUUAAAAGAGUUGCACCAAUCCUGAGGAGAAGGCUCAAACCUCUGGAGGUGGCUGUAAAUCACGUGGCCAAGUUUACCUGUGAGGUAGAGACUGCUCCCAAUGUCAGGUUUCAGUGGUACAAAGCCGGACGAGAGAUAUACGAUGGGGACAAAUAUUCCAUUCGCACGUCCAACUACCUCUCCACACUGGAGAUCCCAAGGCCUCAGGUUGUUGACUAUGGAGAGUACAGCUGUAAGGCGUCCAACCAGCAUGGCAGUGUUAGCUCUACAGCCCUUUUAACAGUCACUGAAGCAUUUCCGCCAACGUUUCUUACCAGACCUGAAUCUAUCACUACUUUUGUGGGCAAAAGUGCCAAGUUCCUGUGUACUGUUUCGGGCACUCCAGUCAUCGACGUCGCCUGGCAGAAAGAUGGCACGACCAUUUCACCUUCGGACCGCCACAAGAUCUCCAAAGUGGAAAAUAAACACGUGUUAGAAAUUUCCCUUCUCACCACCAGUGACAGAGGGGUUUACACUUGCAAAGCUUCCAACAAGUUUGGGGCUGACAUUUGCCAGGCUGAAAUGGUCAUUAUAGACAAACCCCACUUCAUUAAAGUUUUGCAGUCAGUGCAGUCAGCAGUCAAUAAAAAAAUACGUCUUGAAUGUCAGGUAGACGAAGACAGGAAAGUAACAGUAGGGUGGACAAAGGAUGGAAACAAAAUCCCCCCAGGCAAAGAUUAUAAGAUUUUCUUUGAAGACAAAAUAGCCUCACUUGAGAUUCCUCUGGCUAAGCUCAAGGAUUCAGGCCAUUAUGUGUGCACUGCCUCAAACGAGGCAGGAAGCAGCUCCUCUUCUGCCAGCGUCACAGUCAGAGAACCACCCAAGUUUGCUAAGAAGCUAGAGGCGGCGAAAGUAGUCAAGCAGGGUGACUCAGCCCGGCUUGAGUGCAAAGUAAGUGGAUCUCCAGAGAUGAAAGUAGUGUGGUUCAGAAAUGACCAUGAAAUUGUUGCCAGUGAAAAAUUCCGGACAUCAUUCAUUGACUCCGUGGCUGUGCUUGAAAUGAAUCACCUCAGUACUGAUGAGAGCGGUGACUACAUCUGUGAAGCUCACAACCCCGCCGGCAAGGCCAGCUGUAGCACCAAGGUCACAGUGAAAGAACCUCCUGUCUUUAGCAGGAAGCCCUCUCCAGUAGACAUGCUGAGAGGAACUGAGGUUAGCCUGGAAUGUGAGAUUUCAGGAACACCACCAUUUGACGUUACCUGGUACAAAGACAGGAGACAAAUCCGCAGUAGUAAGAAGUACAAAGUUACAGCCAAAAACUACCAUACAAGUGUUCGCAUUCUUAAUGUUGAAGCUGCAGAUGUUGGCGAAUAUCAGUGCAAAGCACAGAACGACGUAGGAAGUGACACUUGCUUUUGCACUGUGAAGCUGAAAGAACCACCAAAAUUCUUGACUAAAAUAAACAGCAUGACUGUUGUGGUUGGUGAACCAGUGGAGUUACAAGCAAGAGUGGAGGGCUCCCCGCCAAUUUCUGUGCAGUGGCUUAAAGACAAAGAGGAAAUUAUUAGAGAAAGCGAGAACACGAAGAUCACAUUUAUAGAAAAUAUUGCAACUUUACAACUUGUGCGCACAGAGACAAGCAGUGCUGGAAAAUACAUCUGUCAGAUCACAAAUGAUGCUGGAAGUCGCGAGUGCAUGGCUACCUUAACUAUUUUAGAGCCUGCAGUCAUUGUAGAGAAAGCAGAGCCAAUGAGAGUUACUAUAGGAGACGCCUGUACUUUGGAGUGCAAAGUGGCAGGCACACCAGAGCUUUCCACUGGGUGGUUCAAGGAUGGCAAAGAGCUGACCAGCAGCCAAAAAUACAGAAUUACUUUCGUCAAUAAAGUAUCUACACUUAAAAUUAUGGAUGCAGAAAAGGAAGAUGGUGGAUUGUACACUUUCGCAGUGCAGAAUGACGUGGGGAAAAGCAGUUGCACAGCAUCGGUUGAUGUUUUAGAUCGAAUCAUUCCUCCUUCUUUCACAAGAAAACUAAAGGAAACCCCUUGUGUCCUGGGUUCCUCAGCAUUGCUGGAAUGCAAAGUGUCGGGUUCACCUCCUAUUUCUGUUGCCUGGUUCCAAAAUGGACAUAAGUUAGUCAAUGGGGAAAAACACCAAAUCUCCUUUUCAGAUAACCUAUGUGUUUUAGAAGUGAAUUCACUGAGCAACUCAGAUACUGGAACUUACACCUGCAAAGCUACCAACAUAGCUGGUUCAGAUGAAUGCAGUGCUGUAUUGACCGUACAAGAACCACCUUCUUUUGAGAGGACACCAGAGCCUCUGGAUGUCUUGCCAGGCACAAGCAUCACUUUUACAUGUGUUAUCAGAGGAACCCCUCCUUUUAAGGUGAACUGGUUUAAAGGGGCCAAUGAGCUUGUGCCAGGGGACAAAUGCAAUAUCUACUUGGAGGACUCCAUCGCGGAGCUUGAAUUAUUUGAUGUAACUCCUCUCCAAAGUGGAGAGUACACUUGUCUAGUGACUAAUGAUGCUGGCAGGGCAAAUUGUACAACACACCUUACAGUAAAAGAGCCAGCUGUCUUUGUGAAGAAACUGAGCGAUCAGUAUGUGGAGCCUGGCAAGCCCAUCAUCUUGGAGGGCACUUACACAGGCAGCCUCCCCAUCUCUGUGACAUGGAAGAAGAACGGCUACACCAUCUCUCAAUCUCAGAAGUGUAGCAUCACCACCACAGAGAAAUCCUGCAUCCUGGAAAUAGUUGACAGCACCAAAGAAGAUGCAGGAGAAUAUACCUGCCAUGUUGAAAAUGAGGCAGGAAGAGAUGUUUGUGAGGCUGUAGUGUCUACCCUAGAACCUCCCUAUUUUGUUACACACUUGGAACCUCUUGAGGUGUCAGUCGGGGAUUAUACAACAUUGCAAUGUCAUGUUGCUGGAACACCAGAAAUCACUGUGUCUUGGUAUAAAGGUGACACAAAACUCAGGUCUACUCCUGAGUACAAAGUGUUCUUUAAAGACAAUGUUGCUACACUAAUUUUCAACAAAGUGGUUAGCAAUGACAGUGGAGAAUAUACCUGCAAGGCAGAAAACAGUGUAGGAACUGCAUCUACAAAGGCUCUCUUAACAGUUCAAGAGCGCAAACGACCACCUUCCUUUGCAAGAAAAUUAAAGGACAUCGAGCACCCUGUCGGUUUACCCCUUAAACUUAUGUGUCGGCUCAAUGGCUCAGAGCCCAUUACUGUGACUUGGCAUAAAGAUGGUGUGCUGCUAAGUGAUGACCACAACGUGCACACAUCCUUUGUAGAUAAUGUUGCAGUGCUGCAGCUGGUGCGAACUGAGUUGAAUCAUACCGGGCAGUACUCCUGCACAGCCACCAACGCUGUGGGCACUGCCACCUCAAGUGCUCGGCUCACAGUGGCAGAACCCAAGCAAGCACCUGUCUUUGACACCAAACCAGAAUCUAUUGAUGUGCCUUUUGGAGAAAGUGCUGACUUUGAAUGCCAUGUUACUGGAGCCCAGCCAAUGCACAUCACCUGGUCCAAGGAUGGUCGGGAGAUCCGAACUGGAGGAAACUUCAAUAUUACUUUUGUAGCCAACACAGCUCACCUUCGAGUGCUCAGAGUGGGUAAAGGAGACUCUGGCCAAUAUACUUGCCAAGCUAGUAACGAAGCUGGGAAAGACUUUUGCUCAGCCCAACUCAGUGUCAAAGAACCUCCCAAGUUCAUCAAGAAGCCAGAAGCUUUGCGGUUCGUGAAGCAGGGAGACACAGUUCAACUUGAAUGUAAAAUCAGUGGCACGCCAGAGAUCAGAAUCACAUGGUACAAAAAUGAUCAGGCACUCCAGGCGAGCGACAGGCUCCACACGUCCUUUGUAGACUCCGUGGCAAUGCUAACCAUCUUGGGUGCCAACACUGAAGAUGCCGGUGAUUACAUAUGUGAAGCCCAUAACUCUGCCGGCACAGCCAGCUGCAGUGCUUCAGUCACAGUGAAAGAACCACCUGUUUUUAGCAAGGUGCCAAGCCCUGUGGACACACUUAAAGGCUCAGAUGUUAUCCUUCAGUGUGAGAUAGCAGGCACUCCACCCUUUGAGGUGGCUUGGUUCAAGGAUCGGAGGCAGGUCAGGAGCAGCAAGAAGUUCAAGGUGACAGCAAAGCACUCCAUUGCCAGUCUUCAUAUUCUCAACCUGGAAUCUCAAGAUACUGGAGAAUAUCAGUGCAAAGCUAUGAAUGAAGUGGGAAGCGACACGUGCACCUGUCCAGUGAAAUUCAAAGAACCCCCACGCUUUGCCAAGAAGCUGAGUGACACUGCAAUAUUCAUCGGGGAGCCAACAGCCCUGCAGGCAGUGGUGGAAGGAUCCCCACCAAUUUCUGUUGUCUGGCUCAAGGACAAGGGAGAAGUUAUUAGAGAGAGUGAAAAUGUCCAAAUGUGGUUUAUGGACAACAUUGCAACUCUUGAGAUUGCCAGUGCAGUGGGAGCUGAUGUUGGGAAGUACAUCUGCCAGAUCAAAAAUGAUGCUGGUAUGCGGGAGUGCUCUGCCUUUUUACAAGUCCUAGAACCGGCAGUCAUCUUAGAGAAGACAGAGCCAAUCACAGUAAUGGCUGGCAAUCCUUUUACCUUGGAGUGCAAAGUAGGAGGAACACCUGAACUUAUCACUAAGUGGUACAAAGACGGCAGAGAACUAAGGAGUGACCGCAAAUACCAAAUUACCUUUUUCAACAAUAUAUCCACUUUGAAAGUCUUUUCUGCAGACAGGGGUGACAGGGGCCUGUAUACUUUUGAGGUGCAAAAUGAGGUGGGGGACAGCAGUUGCACUACUUCCGUUGAUGUUUCAGAUCGUCUUGUUCCUCCUUCAUUCUCAAGAAAACUAAAGGAAACAAAUGGGGUACUGGGAUCCUCAGUGCUUCUGGAGUGCAAAGUGUCAGGCACAUCCCCCAUAUCUGUGGCCUGGUUUCAGGAUGGAAAUGAGAUUGUUAGCGGAGAAAAAUAUGAAAUCUCAUUCUUGGAUAAUGUUUGUGCUUUGAAGCUGAAUGCCCUGGAUGUCACAGAUACAGGGCCGUAUACCUGUGUGGCAGCCAAUGUGGCUGGAUCUGAUGAAUGCAGUGCCUUCUUGACUGUACAAGAACCACCUUCUUUUGUGAAGACACCUGAUCCCCAGGAAGUUUUGCCCGGAUCAAGUGUGACAUUCACCAGCUACAUCAAGGGUAGUACUCCCUUCAAAGUGACCUGGUUCCGAGGCAUCAGGGAGCUGGUGCCAGACAGCAACUGCUUCAUCUCUCUGGACGAGUCUGUGGCACAGCUGCAGCUCUACAAUGUGGAGCCAGGCCAGAGCGGGGACUAUGCCUGCAUGGUCACAAAUGAUGCUGGCAGUGCCUCAUGCACAACCCAACUCUUUGUGAAAGAGCCUGCAGUCUUUGUGAAGAAAUUAAGUGAUUUCAGUGUGGAGCAGGGGAAGUCCAUUGUGCUGGAAAGCAGCUACACAGGCACCCCUCCCAUCUCUGUCACCUGGAAAAGAAAUGGCACGCCCAUCGCUCAGUCUCCACGUUGCAGUGUUACAACUACUGACAAAUCUGGCAUUCUUGAAAUCUUCAACAGCACCAAGAGUGAUGAAGGCGAAUACACCUGUGAGGUGGCAAAUGAGGCGGGUGGGGAUGUUUGCCACAGCCUUGUAUCCAUCUUAGAACCACCCUAUUUUGUCACGCACCUGGACCGUGUGGAGGUGAAGGUUGGCGAGCCCUUGAUCUUAAAAUGCCAGAUUGGUGGUGCGCCAGAAAUCAAGGUGUCCUGGUACAAAGAUGAAACCAAGCUCAGAUCAACACAGGCUUACAAAAUGCACUUCAAGAAUAAUGUGGCAACGCUGGCAUUCUCCACAGUGGAGGAUAGUGACAUUGGAGAAUAUAUCUGCAAAGCAGAAAAUAGCGUUGGCUUCGCCACCUCCACAGCUUUGCUUGUCGUUAAAGAACGUCAGCUUCCCCCUACAUUCGCGAGAAAACUGAAAGAUAUUCAGGAGGUGGUUGGUGCUCCAGUGACAUUUGAUUGCCGCAUAAAUGGCUCAGAGCCUAUCCAGGUGUCUUGGUACAAGGAUGGGGUUCUCUUAAGUGACAGUGAUAAUGUGCAAUCAGCCUUCUUAAACAAUGUUGCGACUCUCCAGAUCUUGGAAACUAGUAUGGCUUACUGUGGCCAAUAUACUUGCUCAGCCCAAAACGCUCUGGGGACUGCAUCUUCCAGCGCCAAACUUCUCCUCACAGAACAUCUACAAGCCCCCUUCUUUGACAUCAAGCCGGUAUCUAUUGAUGUGGCAUUAGGGGAAAGUGCAACCUUUAAGUGCCACUUGACUGGCUCUGCUCCCAUGAGGAUUACUUGGACCAGAGACAACAGAGAGAUCCGCCCAGGUGGCAACUACAAGAUGACGCUGGUGGAAAACACAGCUAGCUUGACGGUCCUAAAAGUCGGUAAAGGGGAUGCUGGACUCUACACAUGUACUGCCAGCAACAGUGUUGGAAAGGAUGCAUGCGCAGCUCAGCUGGCUGUACAAGAACCACCAAGGUUUAUUAAGAAACUAGACUCCUCAAGACUUGUGAAACAGCAUGAUUCCACUAAGUAUGAAUGCAAAAUAGGUGGAUCUCCAGAAAUCAGAGUCACCUGGUACAAAGGUGAAACCCAGAUCCAUCCCAGUGAAAAAUACAGAAUGUCCUUUGUGGAUUCGGUGGCAGUCAUCGAAAUGCACAACCUCAGUGUUGAAGACAGCGGAGACUACACUUGCGAAGCUCAGAAUCCGGCGGGUAGUGCAAGCACCACUACCUCACUGAAAGUAAAAGCACCCCCCAUUUUUAUCAAGAAGCCCCAUCCAGUCCAGAUCUUGAAAGGGUCUGAUAUUCACCUGGAAUGUGAGCUUCAGGGCACCCCUCCAUUCCAGAUUUCAUGGUAUAAAGACAAACGAGAAAUUCGGAGCAGCAAGAAGUAUAAAGUCAUGUCCGAGAACUACCUGGCUAGUAUUCACAUUCUCAGUGUGGAUACUGCAGAUGUUGGUGAAUAUCACUGUAAAGCUGUAAAUGAUGUGGGAAGUGACUCCUGCAUCGGCUUUGUAACACUAAGAGCACCACCAACCUUUGUGAAGAAGCUGAGUGAUCUCACUGUCGUAGUUGGGGAGUCGAUUGAACUGCAGGCUGCGGUAGAAGGAUCACAGCCCAUUUCCGUUCUAUGGUUAAAAGACAAAGGGGAAAUCGUUAGAGAAAGUGACAAUCUUUGGAUCUCCUAUUCAGAAAACAUUGCAACUAUGCGGAUUGGAAAUGCAGAACCAGCCAAUGCUGGGAAAUACGUUUGUCAGAUAAAAAAUGAUGCUGGAGUUCAGGAAUGCUUUGCCACGCUGACAGUGCUAGAACCUGCAGUCAUUGUAGAGAAGCCAGGCCCAGUCAAAGUUACAGCUGGAGACUCUUGUACUCUGGAAUGCACAGUAGACGGCACGCCAGAGCUUACUGCUAGGUGGUUUAAGGAUGGGAAUGAACUGUCCACUGACCAUAAAUAUAAAAUCAGUUUCUUCAACAAAGUAUCUGGGCUUAAGAUCCUCAAUGCAGGACUAGAAGACAGUGGAGAAUAUACUUUUGAGGUGAAAAACAGUGUUGGUAAAAGCAGCUGCACAGCUUCAGUGCACGUUUCAGAUCGUAUUAUACCUCCUUCUUUCACAAGAAAACUGAAAGAAACAUACGGUCAGCUGGGUUCUUCUGCUGUAUUAGAGUGCAAAGUUUAUGGGUCUCCACCUAUUCUGGUUUCCUGGUUUCAUGACGGACAGGAGAUUGCCAGUGGAGACAAGUAUCAGGCCACGCUUACAGACAAUACCUGUUCUCUGAAAGUGAAUGGACUUCAGGAAUCUGAUAUGGGAACUUAUUUGUGCACAGCUACUAAUGUAGCUGGGUCUGAUGAAUGCAGCGCAUUUUUGAGUGUUAGAGAACCACCAUCUUUUGUGAAGAAACCUGAACCACUGAAUGUUUUAUCUGGAGCAAACAUAACCUUUACCAGUAUCAUAAAAGGCUCCUCUCCAUUGGAAGUUAAAUGGUUUAGAGGUAGUGUUGAGCUAGUACCAGGACCCAGAUGCAAUAUCACCUUGCAAGAUUCAAUUGCAGAACUGGAGCUGUUUGAUGUAAAUCCACUUCAGAGCGGAGACUAUACCUGCCAGGUCUCUAAUGAGGCAGGGAAAAUUUCUUGCACAACACAUCUUUUUGUCAAAGAACCAGCCAAAUUCGUGAAGAAGGUGAACGAUUUAAGUGUAGAGAAAGGGAAAAAUUUAAUCUUGGAAUGCACAUAUACGGGUACUCCACCAAUUUCAGUGACAUGGAAGAAAAAUGGAGUAAAAAUAAUGCACUCUGAAAAGUGCAGCAUCACCACUACAGAAACAUCUGCCAUACUGGAAAUCCCUAGUAGCAAACUAGAAGAUCAGGGGCAAUAUUCUUGUCAUAUUGAAAACGACUCUGGACAAGAUAAUUGCCACGGUGCAAUCACAAUACUAGAACCACCUUACUUCAUCACACCCUUGGAGCCAGUGCAGGUGACUGUUGGGGAUUCUGCAUCCUUACAGUGCCAGGUUGCUGGAACACCAGAAAUGAUUGUGUCGUGGUACAAAGGCGAUACAAAGCUGAGAGGAACUGCUACUAUGAAAAUGCACUUUAAGAACCAAGUUGCCACUCUGGUUUUCAGCCAGGUAGACAGUAGGGACAGUGGGGAGUACAUCUGCAAAGUAGAAAACACUGUCGGGGAGGCUACUUCAUCGUCUUUGCUGACAGUUCAAGACCGUAAACUUCCUCCUUCUUUUACACGAAAAUUAAGAGAUGUUCAUGAAACUACUGGCUUACCAGUUACAUUUGAUUGUGGCAUUGCUGGUUCAGAACCUAUUGAAGUAUCUUGGUUUAAAGACGGUGCACGUGUGAAAGAGGACUACAAUGUUCACACAUCCUUCGUAGAUAAUGUAGCAACUCUCCGCAUUCUGAAGACAGAUAGGAGCCUUAUUGGGCAAUAUACCUGCACAGCUACCAAUGCGAUUGGGACUGCUUCGUCUAGUGGCAGGCUUGUCCUUACAGAAGGGAAGACUCCUCCAUUCUUUGACAUCCCAGUUGCACCUGUGGAUGGUAUUAUUGGAGAAAGCGCGGACUUUGAGUGUCACGUUACUGGAACACAGCCUAUUAGAGUCACUUGGGCUAAAGAUAACCAAGAGAUUAGAACAGGAAGAAACUACCAGAUCAGUUAUGUAGACAACACAGCCCACUUGACUAUCUUGAGAGUUGACAGGGGAGACUCUGGGAAGUAUACGUGCUAUGCUAGCAAUGAAGUUGGAAAGGACUCUUGCACAGCUCAACUGACUGUUAAAGAACGAAAAACUCCACCUACUUUUACUAAGAAGCUGUCUGAAGCAGUAGAAGAAACAGAAGGGAAUGAACUUAAACUUGAGGGCCGUGUUUCCGGCUCUCAGCCUUUGACUGUUGCUUGGUAUAAGAACAAUCAGGAAGUUCAUUCAAGCCCUCAUUGUGAAAUAUCUUUCAAAAACAAUACCUUACUUCUACAUAUAAAGAGCACAGAGCAAUCAGAUGCUGGUUUAUAUACCUGUAAAGUAUCCAAUGAAGCAGGAAGCGUGUUAUGUACAUCUUCUGUUGUUAUCAGAGAACCUAAACAGCCUCCAGUUUUUGACCAGCCUCUUCAGCCAGCAGCAGCAGUGGAAGGUGAUACCCUACAGCUCGCCUGCCACGUCCAAGGAUCACAGCCAAUCCGGAUUCAGUGGCUGAAGGCAGGGAGAGAAAUAAGAGCUUCAGACAGAUGCAACUUCAGCUUUGCUAAUGGAGUAGCACUUCUGGAACUUGCUGCUGUUACUAAAUCCGAUUCAGGAGAAUAUGUAUGCAAAGCUUCAAAUGCAGCUGGCACUGACACUUGCAAAUCUAAAGUGACAGUUAAAGAAAAACCAGCAGCUGCACCAGCAGCUAAGAAAGCAGAAGUGGAAGGAAAACUUUAUUUUGUGUCAGAGCCUCAGAGUAUCAAAGUCAUGGAAAAGACUGUUGCAAGAUUUAUUGCAAAAGUUGGAGGAGACCCAAUUCCAAAUGUUAAAUGGAUGAAGGGAAAAUGGAGGCAACUCAACCAGGGAGGUCGCAUUAUAAUCCAGCAGAGAGGAGAUGAAGCCAAACUAGAAAUAAAGGACGCAAUAAAAACGGAUUCUGGCAUGUACAAAUGUGUAGCUUUUAACCAACAUGGUGAAAUUGAGAGGAGUGUAAACCUACAAGUUGAAGAAAGAAAGAAAGAAGUUGUUGAAGGGGAUCUCAGGGCAAAACUGAAAAGCACUCCAACAAAACGGAAGGAAGAAGAGGAAGAGCAAACUAUCGAUAUCUUGGAACUUCUCAAAAAUGUAGAUCCCAAAGAAUAUGAGAAAUAUGCCCGCAUGUAUGGAAUUACAGAUUUCCGUGGCCUCCUGCAAGCCUUUGAGUUACUAAAGCAAACCCAAGCAGAAGAAAGCCAUAGAUUGGAAAUUGAGCUUACAGAAAAAGCUCGAACAGAAGAUCAGGAGUUUGAUGAACUUGUAGCUUUUAUUCAGCAACGACUCACACAGACAGAGCCUAUUACUCUGAUCAAAGACAUUGAAAAUCAGACAGUUUUAACAGAUGAGGAUGCCGUCUUUGAAUGUGAGAUUAAAAUUAACUAUCCAGAAAUUAAACUUUCAUGGUACAAGGGAACCCAGAAAUUGGACUCCAAUGACAAAUAUGAAAUUAGAAUUGAAGGUGAUCGCCACAUACUGAGAAUCAGGAACUGCCAACUUGAAGAUCAGGGAAAUUUCAGAAUAGUGUGUGGACCACACAUUGCCAGUGCCAGGCUAACUGUGAUCGAACCUGCAGUUGAACGGCAUCUUCAUGACACUGCUUUCAAGGAAGGAAACACAUGCACGCUGUCUUGUCAGUUCUCUAUCCCAAAUGCCAAGUCUCAGUGGUAUAGAAAUGGGAGACCCAUUAAGAUAGGAGGGAGAUAUUCAACACAAGUCUCUGACAAAGUACACAAACUCAUCAUCAAGGAUGUUAGAACAGAAGACCAGGGGCAAUAUACCUGCAAGCUUGACAAUCUAGAAACAACUGCAGAUCUGGCCAUUGAAGCGGAACCAAUUCAGUUCACAAAGAGCAUACAGAACAUUGUAGUGAGUGAACACCAGUCUGCAACCUUUGAGUGCGAGGUGUCUUUUGAUGAUGCAGUUGUGACAUGGUACAAAGGCCCCACUGAACUGACAGAGAGUCCCAAGUACAGCUUCAGAAGUGAAGGUCGCUGUCAUUAUAUGACUAUUCACAAUGUUACUGCAGAAGAUGAAGGUGUAUACUCUGUAAUUGCUCGCCUUGAGCCAAGAGGAGAAGCAAGAAGCACUGCAGAGCUCUAUCUGGUAACCAAAGAAAUUAAACUGGAGUUGAAGCCACCAGAUGUUCCUGAUGCCAAGGUUGCAGUUCCACCUCAAAAACCAGCUGAAGCUGCCCCUAUUCCUAUUCUUCUGCCUCUUGUUCCACCACCAGAGGAGAAAAAGCCAGCAGAAAAAAAGGUUCCAGUAAAGAAAGUUUCCAAAAAGGUGGUUAAAAAAGGUCCUGAAGAAGUCCCACCACCUAAAGUUCCUGAGGUGCUUCCAGAGAAGCCCAAAGAGAUCAAAAUAACAUCCAUAGCAAGGAGAGAAGAGGUUCAUGAAGAAAAGAAGGAAAUCUAUGAAAAGCCCAAAGAAACUUAUGAAGAAUGGGAAGAAGAUUAUGGAGAAGACCAUGACUAUUAUGUUACGGAAGAGGGCUAUGACGAAGGGGAAGAGGAAUGGGAAGAAGCUUAUGAGAAAAGAGAAGUGACUUAUGAAGAAAAACGAGUCAUUCAUGAAGAAGUGGUGGAAGUUCCUAAGAAGCCCGUGCCUGAGCGAAAACAACCAGCAAUUAUAGCUGAAAAGAAGGAAAAGAAAGAAGUAACAGUUCAUAAAGUUGUCAAGAAACCUGCUGAUGAAAAAGUGGAGAUAACCACUCAGAAAGUUGCAGAAGAAAAAGUCAAACGGGCUGAGGUUACCAAGAAAGUUCUACCACCAAAACCUACACCAAUGAUCGUUGAGGAAAAAGUUAUGAAAAAGGAAGUACCGACAGUAGAAACAUGGACUGUUUCAGAAGAAAAGAUGUCGGUUUCUGUCCACAGAGAAGAAGAAUAUUCAUAUGUCACAGAGCCAACAGAGCAUGAGAAAACAGUUGAAGAAAGAUUCUUUGAAGCUGUUUACCCAAUUGAAGAACAUAAGGAAGUCGAAGAGGAGGAAGAAGAGGAAGAAGAAGUAAUUUCUACAGAACUGGAGAUCCCUCACGUUGAAGUGCCUGAGGUACCAAAGAGGCAUGUUCCAGAAGAAAGAAAAACCGUUCCUGUCCCUAAAAAAGAAGCUCCACCAGCUAAAGUGCCUGAAGUCCCUAAGAAACCUGUUCCAGAAAAGAAAGUUGCUGUUGCUAAAAAGGAGGUGGCUCCCCCAGCAAAAGUUCCUGAAGUGCCUAAAAAGCCUGUGCCUGAAGAAAAAGUACUUCCCAAAGAAGAACCUCCACGUGCCAAAGUGCCAGAGGUGCCUAAGAGAGCUCCCCCAGAGAAAAAAAUUGCUGUUCCAAAAAGAGAGGAAGCUCCACCACCUACAGUGCCAGAAGUACCUAAGAAACCAGCUCCAGAAGAAAAAAUACCACAUGUUCCUAAAGUAGAAGAAGCUCCACCUGCAAAAGUGCCUGCAGUUCCUAAGAAACCUGUCCCUAAAGAAAAAGUAUCUCCUGCUGUUCCUAAAAAACCUGAGGCACCUCCAGCUAAAGUGCCUGAAGUGCAGAAGAAAGCCACUUUUGAAGAAAGAGUACUUAUUACAGAAGAAAAAAUAUCUGUUGCCAUUCCAGAGGAAAUCCCAACACCUGAAGAACCAACAGUUGAGGAAUGGGCUGAAGAAGAAAUGGAGGAAGUGUCUAUUUCCAUUCACAGAGAAGAGAUUUCUGAAGUGACCGAAGAAGAGUCUUACUACAUAGAGGAGAGGGUAACUGUUCCUAAAAGAGAGGAAGCCCCACCCGCUAAAGUGCCUGAGAAGCAUAGGAGAGUUGUCCCUGAACAAAAAGUUCCAGCUGCCCCUAAGGAAGCUCCAGGAGUUAAAGUUCCUGAAGUUCAUAAGAAAGCAGUUCCUAAAGAGAAAGUACCUGUCCCUGUGCCUAAAAAAAUGGAGGCUCCAUCAGCAAGAGAACCUGCAGAAGAACGGGUGCCCACUUUUGAGAUAGAAGUGGAAGAACCUCCAUCAACCAAAGUGACUGCAGUGCACAGGAAAAUUAUCACAGAAGAAAAAGUUGCAGUUCCUAAAAAAGAGGAGGCUCCACCAAAAAGAGUACCAGAAGCACCAAAGAAAAUCACCAGAGAAGAAAGAGUAUCCAUUGCUGUUCCAAAAAGAAAAGUGUCUCCACCACCAGAAGUACCAACAGAAGAAGAACACUGGGCUAUGUCAGAGGAAGUAUCCAUUUCUCUUCACACAGAAAAGGAGAUUUCAUACACAGUGCCUGAUGUACCUGAGAGGGCUAUCAUUGAAGAAAGAGUACCAAUUUAUCCUCCAAAAAAAUUGGCAAGACCACCAGCCAAAGUGCCUGAAGUACGCAAGACAGUUGUCCGAAAAGAAAAAGUGUAUGUUGAAGUUCCUCAGUAUGAAGAGGAAGAAGAGAUUCCAAAAUACGAAGAGGAAGAACCCACCAGAUAUGAGAAGGAAGUAAUCCAUUACAAGGAGGAAGUCCACCAUUACGAAGAAGUUACUCACUAUGAGGAGGAAGUUCCUCAGUAUGAAGAAGUUCCUCAAUAUGAAGAGGAAGAAGUCACUCAUUAUGAAGAAGAAGCUGCUUACUAUGAAGAGGAAGUUCCUGAAUAUGAGGAGGAGGAGUCAGGAGUUCCCCAAUACGAAGAGGAGGCUCCUCCACCAGUUAGAGUGCCUGAAGUUCCCAAGAAGCCUGUUCCAGAGGAAAAAAUACCUAUUCUGAAGAAAAAAGAAGCUCCUCCAGCAAAAGCGCCUGAGAUGCCAAAGAAACCUGUACCUGAAAAGAAAGUCCAAGUGCCGAAGAAGGAAGCUCCCCCAGCUAAAGUUCCAGAAGUGCCAAAGAAACCUGUGCCAGAAGAGAAGGUUCCUGUUCCUGUACCAAAAAAGAAGGAAGUUCCACCAGCCAAAGUGCCUGAAGUACCAAAGAAACCUGUGCCAGAAGAGAAGGUACUUGUCCCAGUGCCUAAAAAAGUGGAAGAACCUCCACCAGCCAAAGUCCCUGAGGUGCGUAAAAGAGCUGUUGCAGAAGUGAAAGUGCCAGCCGUUGUGCCCAAACCCAAAGAACCAACACCAACUAAAGUGCCCGAAGUAUCCAAGAAGCUUGUCCGGAAAGAAAAAGUCCCUGCUCCUGCGGUGGAGAAGUAUGAGUAUACAUAUGAAGAGUACGAGAAGUAUGAGACAUAUGAAGGUAUUGAAGAAUUUGAAGAGGUUCAGGAAACUGAAGAAAUUGAGGCAUAUGAGGAACCUGAAGAACCUGAGAGAUACAAAGAGAUUCAGGAACAGGAAUAUGAAGAGGAAGCUGAGGAGAAAGAAGAUGUCUAUGAAAAGUAUGAGUUUAAGGAGAAGGAAGAGAUCUAUGAGAAAUAUGAGGAGGUGUAUGAGGAGGCUUACGAAAUCCAACCAGCAAUAGUGCCUGAGGUGCCUAAAAGACCUCUGCCAGAAGAAAAAGUGCCUGUUCCUGUUCCUAAAAAAGAAGCUCCACCAGCUAAAGUGCCAGUGGCGCCGAAGAAACCUGUUCCAAAAGAAAAAGGACUACCUGCUGUCCCUAAAAAGGAAAUUACUCCGCCACCUAAAGUGCCAGAGGUGCCCAAGAAAAUGCCAGAAGAGAAAGUACCCAUUGCUGUGCCCAAAAAAGCAGAACCACCACCAGCCAAAGUGCCGGAAGUGCCCAAGAAAGUCCCAGAUGAGAAAAUACCAGUUGCAGAGCCUAAAAAACCUGAAGUUCCACCAGCUAAAGUGCCUGAGGUACCAAAGAAAGUGGUCCAAGAAGAGGUUUCAGUUAAAGUACCAAAGAAACCAGAACCUCCAACAACUAAAGUGCCUGAAGUGCCCAAGAAAGUGGUUUCAGAAGAAAAAGUACACAUUGAAGUUCCUAAAAAACCAGAACCUCCACCGCCUAAAGAACCUGAGGUGCCGAAGAAAGUUGUUCCAGAAAAGAAAAUACCUGUGCCUAAAGAACCAGAACCUGUGGUUGUCCCAGAACCAAAGGCUGCACCUGAAGAACCAGAACCUCUACCAGAGCAAGCGCCGGAACCUGAAAAGAAGAUCCCUGAAAAACGAAAACCACGACCACCUACUCCACCAAAAGAAGAUAUUAAAAUGGCAAAAGAACUACUUAAAGCUCCUGAAUCAAGGAAGAAAGUCGUGGCUGCAAAACCUGUUGAGCCUCCAAAAUUGGAACCCCCACCUGCUAAAGUGCCUGGACUUGUAAAGAAACCUCGCAGAGUAAUUCCUGAAGUUACUCCUCCACCAAAAGAAGAAGUUGUUUUGAAAAGAGUUCUUAAAAAGAAAUCAGAAGAGGAAGAACCUAAACCAGAAAAAGAACCUAAACCAGAAGUUAAACCAGUACCUACACCAGUAGAAAAAAUUAAGAAACCUGAAGUCCCAGAAGUUCCGAAGAAGAAAACUGAGAUACCGGUCAUUAAAAAAGAGGAGAAACAUGUGCCUGAACCACCGAAAGAACCUAAGCAAGAAGUCAUCCCAGCUCCUGUGCCUGAACCUAAACCUGCAGUGGCUCUGAAAUCUCCAAAACCAGCAGCAGAACCAGCAACAGCUGUUACUACUCCAGUGACAGUUCCAGUGGUUGGAAAGAAAGCAGAGGCCAAGACACCGAAAGAAGAAACUCCAAAGGGUAUCAGUCCAGUCAAAGCCAAGAAGACACCUUCACCGGCAGAUGCAGAAAGAAGGAAACUCAGGCCUGGCAGUGGUGGUGAAAAACCUCCUGAAGAGCCUCCGUUCACUUACCAACUCAAGGCUGUACCACUGAAGUUUGUGAAGGAGAUGAAAGAUAUAGUUCUAACAGAAGCUGAGUCUGUUGGGUCUUCUGCAAUCUUUGAAGUCCUUAUUUCGCCAUCCACUGCAAUUACCAGCUGGAUGAAAGAUGGAAGUAACAUCCGAGAGAGCCCAAAACACAAGUUUAUUGCUGAUGGCAAAGAUAGGAAGCUACAUAUCAUUGAUGUCCAGCUGUCAGAUGCUGGUGAAUAUACUUGUGUAUUACGACUGGGGAACAAAGAGAAGACCUCUACAGCCAAACUCAUUGUUGAAGAACUCCCAGUGAAGUUUGUGAAAACUCUUGAAGAAGAAGUCACUGUGGUUAAAGGCCAGCCACUGUACUUGACCUGUGAGCUAAACAAAGAAAGAAAUGUGAUCUGGAGGAAGGAUGGGAAGAUCAUCAAAGACAAGCCUGGGAAAUUUGCUCUGGGCAUUAUUGGUUUGUCACAUUCCCUCACGAUCACGGAUUCAGAUGAUGCUGAUGCUGGCACUUACACGGUUACUGUGGAAGACUCUGAGCUAUCAUGCUCGUCUUGUGUUAAGGUAGUAGAAGUGAUAAGAGACUGGUUAGUAAAACCCAUAAGAGACCAGCAUGUGAAACCAAAAGGAACAGCUACUUUCAGCUGUGACAUUGUCAAGGAUACACCAAACAUUAAAUGGUUUAAAGGAGAUGAGGAAAUCCCUGCAGAGCCAACUGACAAGACAGAAAUCUUGAAAGAAGGAAAGAAAAUUUUCCUGAAAGUUAAGAAUGCUGGCCCUGAUGAUAUUGGGGAAUAUUCAGUGGAAAUUGAAGGUCGCAGAUACCCAGCUAAACUGACCCUUGGUGAACGUGAAGUUGAACUUCUGAAGCCAUUAGAGGAUGUUACAGUUUAUGAAAAAGAAACAGCAAACUUUGAUACAGAAAUAUCUGAGGAUGAUGUUCCUGGUGAAUGGAAGCUGAAAGGAGAAGUCCUGAGACCCUCACCUACAUGUGAAAUCAAAGCUGAAGGAGGAAAACGCUUCCUAACCUUGCACAAAGUCAAGUUAGACCAAGCUGGUGAAGUCCUUUACCAGGCACUUAAUGCAGUUACUACAGCUAUCCUGACAGUGAAAGAAAUUGAACUGGACUUUGCUGUGCCCCUAAAAGAUGUUACUGUCCCUGAGAGGCGCCAAGCAAGAUUUGAAUGUGUCCUUACCAGAGAAGCCAAUGUUAUAUGGUCUAAGGGCACUGAUAUACUCAAGAUUGGAGAAAAAUUUGACAUCAUUGCAGAUGGAAAGAAGCAUAUUCUUGUAAUCAAUGAUUCUCAGUUUGAUGAUGAGGGAGAAUACACUGCUGAAGUUGAUGGCAAGAAGAGCACAGCAAGACUGUUUGUGGAAGGUGUGAGGCUGAAGUUCAUCUCACCUCUACAGGAUCAAACAGUGAAAGAAGGGGAAACAGCUCACUUCCAAUUUGAGCUUUCUCAUGAAGACAUGCCAGUGAAAUGGUACAAAAAUGACAAGAGACUCCACACGAGCAGAACAGUUUUUAUGACUUCAGAAGGCAAAGUUCAUAAACUAGAAAUGAGAGAAGUAACACUUGAUGAUAUCUCCGAAAUAAAGGCCGUAGUCAAGGACUUGAACACACAAGCACACCUCAAAGUCUUAGAGGCCGAUCCAUAUUUCACUGUGAAAUUACAAGACUACAGUGCUGUGGAGAAAGAUGAUAUUACUCUGGAGUGUGAACUUAGCAAAGAUGUGCCAGUAAAAUGGUACAAAGAUGGUGAAGAGCUAGUAGCUUCCAACAGAAUUUCCAUAAAAACGGAUGGCUUGCGCCGUAUCCUGAAAAUCAAGAAAUCUGCAGAGAGUGAUAAGGGUGUUUAUGAGUGUGACUGUGGAACUGACAAGACAAGUGCUAAUGUCAGCGUUGAGCCUCGCUUAAUUAAAGUGGAGCGCCCACUGUAUGGAGUGGAAGUAUUUGUUGGUGAAACAGCACGUUUUGAAAUUGAAAUUUCUGAGCCUGAUGUCCGUCCUAUAUGGAAGCUAAAGGGAGAAACCCUAACACCUUCACCUGACUGCGAAAUCAUUGAAGAUGGGAAGAAGCAUACUCUUGUCCUUCAUAACUGCAAACUUGAUAUGACUGGAGAAGUGUCUUUCCAAGCUGCUAAUGCUAAAAGUGCUGCUAAUCUCAAAGUGAAAGAAUUGCCUCUCAUCUUUAUCACUCCACUAAGUGAUGUGAAGGUCUUUGAGAAAGAUGAAGCCAAAUUUGAAUGUGAGGUCUCCAGAGAACCCAAGACUUUCCGCUGGUUGAAAGGAACGCAAGAGAUCACCCCUGAUGAAAGAUUUGAAAUUAUUUCAGACGGAACAAAGCAUGCUCUGAUUAUUAAAUCUGUUGCAUUUGAGGAUGAAGCUAAAUACAUGUUUGAAGCUGAGGAUAAGAGAACAAGUGCCAAGCUAAUUAUUGAAGGUAUCCGCCUGAAAUUCAUUACUCCUCUCAAGGAUGUCACAAAAAAGGAGCGAGAAACUGCGGUGUUCACUGUGGAACUCUCCCAUGAAAAUAUCCCUGUUAUCUGGUUCAAGAAUGACCAGCGAUUACAUACCAGCAAACUUGUUUCAAUGACAGAUGAUGGCAAAUUCCAUAAGCUCACAAUCAAAGAUCUUACUAUUGAUGAUACUUCUCAGAUUAGAGUGGAAGCUAUGGGAAAAUCCUCAGAAGCUAAACUCACUGUUCUUGAGGGAGACCCUUACUUCACUGGGAAGCUGCAGGAUUACACUGCUGUAGAGAAAGAUGAAGUAAUCUUACAAUGUGAAAUCAGCAAAGCAGAUGCCCCAGUGAAAUGGAUGAAGGAUGGCCAACCAAUUACUCCAUCAAAGAAUGUUGUUAUUAAGGCUGAUGGUAAAAAGAGAAUCCUUAUCCUCAAGAAAGCUUUGAAGAAGGAUAUUGGACAGUACACUUGUGACUGUGGUACUGAUCAAACCUCUGCUAAACUCAAUAUUGAAGAUCGGGAUAUUGAGAUUAUACGUCCACUAUACAGUGUGGAGGUGAUUGAGACAGAGACUGCCCGUUUUGAUAUUGAAAUCUCUGAGGAAGGUGUCCAUGGCAAUUGGAAGCUAAAAGGAGAACCCCUAACUGAAUCAGCUGACUGUGAAAUCAAGGAGGAAGGCAAAAAGCACUUUCUUACACUGUACAACGUACGCUUAGAUCAAGCUGGUGGAGUAGACUUCCAAGCAGCAAAUGCCAAAUCCGGUGCUCACCUUCGAGUGAAACCUCGAGUAAUUGGCUUGCUGAGACCCCUCAAGGAUGUAACAGUGACAGCUGGGGAAUCGGCAACCUUCGAUUGCGAACUCUCUUAUGAGGGAAUCCCAGUAGAGUGGUUCCUGCAAGGAAAGAAGCUGGAGCCCAGUGAAAAGGUCGUGAUACGUGCUGAAGGGAGAGUUCACACGCUUAUUCUUAGAGAUGUCAAGUUAACAGAUGCGGGAGAGGUAUCACUGACAGCAAAAGAUUUCAGAACUCAAGCAAAUCUUUUUGUAAAAGAACCCCCAGUCGAAUUUACUAAACCACUUGAGGACCAGACUGUUGAAGAGGAGGCCACUGCAGUACUGGAAUGUGAAGUUUCCAGGGAAAAUGCAAAAGUUAAAUGGUUCAAAAAUGGAGAAGAAAUUCACAAAACAAAGAAGUAUGAUAUCAUUUCUGAUGGCAGGGUCAGAAAACUCAUUAUCCAUGGCUGCACACUGGAUGAUGCAAAAACCUAUACCUGUGAUGCUAAGGACUUUAAGACAUCUUGUUUUCUCAAUGUAGAACCUAUUCGUAUUGAGUUCCUGAAACCCCUAACUGACCUUGAAGUUAAAGAAAAAGAAUCCGCUCGGUUUGAAUGUGAAAUUUCUCGUCCAGGUGUCAAGGUGAAGUGGUUUAAGGAUGGCGUUGAAAUCAGAAAAGGCAAAAAGUAUGACAUAAUUUCCAAAGGUGCAGAACACAUUCUUGUUGUCAGUAAAUGCGUCUUCGAUGAUGAAGCUGAAUAUGCCUGUGAAGCAAAAACAGCUCGAACUUCAGGCCUACUCACAGUGAUAGAGGAAGAGGCUGUUUUCACAAAAAAUCUUCCUGAUCUUGAAGUAAAUGAAAAUGACACUGUAAAAUUCGUCUGUGAAGUUUCAAAGCCUAAUGCUGAAGUUACUUGGUUUAAAGGAGAUGAAGAGGUGCCUGAUGGUGGUAGAUUUGAACACAUUUCAGAUGGCCGGAAGAGAAUUCUUCUCAUACGUAAUGCUCAUCCUGAAGAUGCUGGCAAAUAUACUUGCAAGCUCCGAAGCUCUAGUACAACAGGAAAACUUACAGUACAUGAACUUGCAGCAGAAUUUCUUACCAGACCACAAAAUCUUGAGGUGCUUGAAGGAGACAAAGCUGAAUUUGCCUGUUCAGUAUCAAAAGAGGCAAUUACAGUACAGUGGCUGAGGGGUGACACAGUCCUGGAGCCUGGUGAUAAGUAUGACAUCAUUUCAGAUGGCAAAAAGAGAACACUUGUGGUUAAAGACUCUAUUCUAGGAGAUGCAGGAAAGUAUACUGUCAUGGUUGGUGAAGCUAAAGCUACAGCACGCUUAACAGUGAUAGAAAAACUCAGGAUUAUAACUCCCCUGAAGGACCAAGAAGUUAAUGAGGGUCAAGAAAUUAUCUUCAGUUGUGAAGUCAAUAAAGAAGGUGCCAAAGAGAAGUGGUACAAAAAUGAUGAAGCAAUAUUUGAUAGUGCAAAAUACAUUAUUGUCCAGAAGGAUUUAGUUUACACUCUCAGAAUCAGAGAUGCACAGUUGAAAGAUCAAGCUACCUAUACCAUCUCACUGUCAAACCAGAGAGGCGAACGCGCCAAAAGCUCUGCUGCCUUAACAGUAUUGGAGGAGGAUCUCAGAAUUGUUGAGCCUCUUGAAGAUAUUGAGACCAUGGAAAAGAAAACUGUCACAUUCUGGUGCAAAGUCAAUCGCCUUAAUGCUACCCUCAAAUGGACAAAGAAUGGUGAAGAGAUCACAUUCAACAAGCGGAUUUUGUACAAAGUUGAUAAAUACAAACACUCACUCAUCAUUAAAGACUGUGGGUUUAUAGAUGAAGGUGAAUACACUGUUACUGCUGGACAGGACAAAUCUGUUGCAGAGCUUCUCAUCACAGAAGCACCAGCAGACUUCAUUGAACAUCUCCGGGACCAGACCGUCACUGAAUUUGAUGAUGCUGUCUUUACGUGCCAGCUUUCCAAAGAGAAAGCCAGUGUAAGAUGGUACAGAAAUGGAAGAGAAAUCAAAGAAGGCAAAAAAUACCAGUUUGAAAAGGAUGGAAAUCUGCACAGAUUAAUCAUAAAAGACUGUAGACUUGAUGAUGAGUGUGAAUAUUCCUGUGGAGUGGAUGACAGGAAAUCUAGGGCAAGACUUUUUGUUGAAGAAAUACCUGUUGAGAUCAUCCGACCACCACAAGAUAUUUACGAAGCUCCUGGUGCAGAUGUUAUCUUCAUGGCAGAGUUGAACAAAGAUGGUGUAGAGGUCAAAUGGUUGAGAAACAACAUGAUUAUCGUCCAAGGUGACAAACAUCAGAUGAUGAGUGAAGGAAAGGUCCACAGGCUGCAGGUGUGCGACAUAAAGCCCCGUGACCAAGGGGAAUACAGAUUUAUUGCCAAAGAUAAGGAAGCUAGAGCUAAGCUUGAACUAGCUGCUGCACCUAGAAUCAAGACUGGUGAUCAAAACCUUGUGGUUGAUGUUGGGAAGCCUUUAACAAUGACUGUUCCAUAUGAUGCCUAUCCAAGAGCAGAAGCUGAAUGGUUGAAAGAGGAGGAAAGUCUGCCCACAACAACUGUUGAUACAACAACUGACUGCAGUACCUUCAAAAUUUAUGAAGCAAAGAAAUCAGAUAAGGGAAGGUACAAGGUUAUACUUCGAAACAAACAUGGCCAGGCAGAAGCAUUCAUCAAUGUAGAGGUCAUUGAUGUUCCAGGUCCAGUUAGAAACUUGGAAGUCACUGAAACUUAUGAUGGUGAAGUUGGCCUCGCCUGGCAAGAACCAGAAAGUGAUGGUGGAAGUAAAAUAAUAGGCUACGUCGUUGAAAGACGUGAUAUCAAGCGUAAGACCUGGAUUACAGUCACUGAUCGUGCUGAAAAUUGUGAAUACACUGUUACUGGACUUCAAAAAGGAGGAGUUGAGUACCUCUUCCGUGUUAGUGCACGGAAUAGAGUGGGAACUGGUGAGCCAGUGGAAACAGAGAGACCUGUGGAAGCUAAGAGCAAAUUUGAAGUUCCUGGUCCUCCUCAAAAUGUAGAAGUUACUGAUGUGAACAGGUUUGGAGCUACACUUACCUGGGAACCACCUGAGUAUGAUGGAGGAUCUCCAAUUACUGGCUACGUUAUUGAACUGCGUAACAGAGCUUCCAUCAAAUGGGAGCCAACCAUGACUACUGGAGCUGAUGAACUGUCAGCUGUCCUGACUGAUGUUGUGGAAAAUGAAGAAUAUUUCUUCAGAGUAAGAGCUCAAAACGUGGUUGGAGUUGGCAAACCAAGUCCUGCUACACGGGCAGUAAAAAUUAUGGACCCAAUUGAGAGACCAAGUCCUCCCAUUAACCUGGAUCAUUCAGAUCAAACUAAGUCAUCAGUGCAGCUUACAUGGGAACCUCCUCUCAAAGAUGGAGGAAGUCCAGUCUUGGGCUAUAUUGUUGAAAGGCGAGAAGAAGGAACAGACAAGUGGAUUCGCUGUAACCCAAAACUAGUACCCGCUCUUACUUUUAAGGUAACUGGAUUGAAACCAGGAUGCAGUUAUUACUACAGAGUCUCAGCAGAAAAUGCAGCUGGUGUGUCUGACCCAGCAGAGGCUAUUGGGCCAUUAACUGCAGAUGAUACCUUUGUUGGACCUACAAUGGACCUAAGUGCAUUUAAAGAUGGGCUGGAGGUUAUUGUUCCAGAGCCAAUCAAGAUCCGUGUUCCUAUCACUGGCUACCCUGUGCCAACUGCCACGUGGUCUUUUGGUGAUCAAGUCUUAGAAGAGGGUGAUCGUGUAACAAUGAAGACCACUGCCUCCUUUGCAGAACUUGUAAUCACUCCAAGUGAACGCCCAGACAAGGGAGUUUAUUUCUUAACAUUAGAAAACCCUGUGUCAUCUGUUUCAGGAGAAAUUGACGUUAAUGUCAUUGCUUGUCCAAGUGCACCAAGAGAACUUAAAGUUUUAGACGUAAUCAAGAACACAGUGCAGCUGUCAUGGGAACCUCCAGAAGAUGAUGGUGGAAGUCCAGUUACUGGCUAUAUAAUUGAAAAACGCGAAGUAAGCCGGAAAACAUGGAACAAAGUUAUGGACCAUGUUGUUGACCAAGAGUUCACAGUACCUGACCUCAUCCAAGGAAAAGAAUAUCUGUUUAGAGUUUCUGCAUGCAAUAAAUGUGGCCCAGGAGAACCUGCAUACAUUGAUGAACCUGUAAAUAUGUCAGCACCAGCAACGGUGCCUGAUCCACCAGAGAACGUUAAAUGGAGAAAUCCAACAUCGAAAGGAAUCUUCCUAACAUGGGAGCCUCCCAAAUAUGAUGGUGGUGCCCGCAUUAAGGGUUAUUUGGUAGAAAAAUCUCAACGUGGCACAGACAAGUGGGAGAUAUGCGGGGAGCCUGUUGUUGAAACAAAAAUGGAAGUAACAAAACUCAAGGAAGGGGAGUGGUAUGCAUAUCGGGUUAAGGCUUUGAACAGAAUCGGAGCCAGCAAGCCAAGUAAGCCAACAGACGAUAUUCAGGCCAUCGAUGCAAAAGAGGCUCCAGAAAUUUUCUUAGAUGUGAAACUUCUUGCUGGACUUACUGUGAAAGCUGGAACUAAAAUUGAGCUACCAGCUAAAGUAACUGGAAAGCCUGAGCCCCAGAUUACUUGGACCAAGGCUGACAAAAUUUUGAGACCUGACAACAGAAUCACCAUUGAAACCAAACCUAAUCAUUCUACAGUCACUAUUACAGACAGCAAGAGGAGUGACAGUGGAACCUAUAUUAUAGAAGCUGUAAAUUCCAGUGGACGUGCAACUGCUGUUGUUGAAGUUAAUGUUCUUGAUAAACCUGGUCCACCAGCUGCAUUUGAUGUAUCAGAAAUCACAAAUGAAUCCUGCCUUCUGACGUGGAAUCCUCCACGAGAUGAUGGGGGCUCUAAAAUCACCAACUAUGUCCUUGAGAAAAGAGCUACAGACAGUGAAAUAUGGCACAAGUUAUCAUCAACUAUUAAGGAUACAAAAUUCAGAGCUACUAAUUUAACUCCUCUUAAAGAAUAUGUGUUCCGAGUCAGUGCUGAGAACAUGUAUGGUAUCGGGGAGCCAGCACAAUGUGACUCCAUCAUUGCAAAAUACUCAUUUGAUCCACCAGGCCCUCCAACAGGUCUUAAGCCUACAGAGGUCACUAAAGAUUCAGUCACCUUAACAUGGAAUGAACCAGAUGAAGAUGGUGGCAGCCCCAUAACUGGAUACUGGGUUGAAAGAUAUGAUCCUGAGCAAGAUAAAUGGAUAAAAUGCAAUAAAAUGCCAGUGAAAGAUACAACAUUCAAAGUUAAAGGUCUUACAAAUAAGAAGAAAUAUAAGUUCCGUGUCUUGGCAGAGAAUCUUGCAGGACCUGGAAAACCAAGCAAGGAAACAGAGCCAAUCUUAGUGAAAGACCCAAUUGAUCCACCAUGGCCUCCUGGAAAGCCAACUGUGAAAGAUGUUGGCAAGACAUCAUUAGUCCUGAAUUGGACAAAGCCAGAACAUGACGGAGGGGCAAAGAUCGAAUCUUACGUCAUUGAAUUGUUAAAGACCGGAACAGACGAGUGGGUGAGAGUGGCUGAAGGAGUUCCCACAACUGAACACUUCCUCAAAGGGCUUAUGGAGAAACAAGAAUAUUCAUUCCGCGUAAGAGCUGUGAACAAGGCUGGUGAGAGUGAGCCCAGUGAACCCAGUGACCCUGUGCUGUGCAAGGAGAGACUCUAUCCUCCUUCACCACCUCGGUGGCUUGAGGUUAUUAAUAUUACUAAAAACACAGCAGAUCUUAAAUGGACAGUACCAGAAAAAGAUGGGGGUUCCCCAAUUACCAACUACAUCGUAGAAAAGAGAGAUGUAAGGCGAAAAGGCUGGCAGACAGUUGAUACAACAGUGAAAGAUACCAAGUACACAGUGAGCCCACUGACGGAAGGCUCAUUGUAUGUGUUCCGUGUGGCUGCUGAAAAUGCCAUUGGACAGAGUGACUACUGUGAAAUUGAAGAUUCAGUGCUUGCUAAAGAUACUUUCACAACUCCCGGGCCUCCAUACGCUCUUACAAUAGUUGAAGUGACAAAAGGCCAUGUUGAUUUGAAGUGGGAACCACCUAAGAAUGAUGGUGGCAGACCGAUUCAAAGAUAUGUUAUUGAAAAGAAAGAAAAACUAGCCACUCGCUGGGUAAAAGCUGGCAAGACAGCUGGUCCAGAUUGCAAUUUCAGAGUGACUGAUGUCAUCGAAGGUACAGAUGUACAGUUCCAGGUUCGUGCAGAAAAUGAAGCUGGCUGUGGUCAUCCCAGUGAACCAACUGACCUCAUCCAUAUUGAAGAUCCAACAAGCCCUCCUUCACCUCCUCAGGAUUUACAUGUCACAGAUGCAGGUCGAAAGCAUAUUUGCAUUGCAUGGAAACCACCUGAGAAGAAUGGUGGAAGCCCUAUUAUUGGGUAUAAUGUUGAGAUGUGUGAAGCAGGAACAGAAAAAUGGAUGCGAAUCAAUUCUCGUCCAAUAAAAGACCUGAAAUGUAAAGUGGAGGAAGGUGUUGUUCCAGACAAGGAAUACGUGCUGAGAGUCAGAGCUGUCAAUGCUGUUGGAGCUAGUGAGCCAUCAGACGUCUCAGAAAAAGUGGUUGCCAAGGACCCAGACUGUAAUCCAACCAUUGAUCUAAAAACUCGUGACAUCGUUGUUGUUAAAGGACAGAAAUUAAGGAUCCCUAUACCCUUCAGAGCUGUUCCAUCCCCAACUAUAACAUGGCACAAAGACGGCAAAGAGUUGAAAGCUGGUGACAGAACAACAAUGAAGAGUGACUACACCUCUGCAUUGCUUGAAGUCAUAGACAGUGUUCAUUCUGAUGCUGGUGUUUAUACUAUCACAUUGGAGAACAAGCUGGCAUCAACAACUGGCUCAGUCAAUGUCAAAGUCAUAGGUCCACCCGGACAGUGCAAAGACAUUAAGGCAAGCGAAGUAACUAAGAAUUCUUGCAAAGUGUCCUGGGAACCUCCAGACUUUGAUGGUGGUACUCCUAUUUUACAUUAUGUUCUGGAACGCAGAGAAGCUGGUCGUAGAACAUAUAUCCCAGUCAUGUCUGGUGAAAAUAAGCUUUCAUGGCAAGUCAAAGAUCUUAUCCCAAACAGUGAAUAUUACUUCCGUGUUAAAGCUGUCAAUAAGAUUGGAGGAGGUGAAUAUCUUGAACUAAGAAACCCAAUCAUUGCAGAAGACCCAAAACAGCCUCCAGAUCCUCCUGUUGACCUUGAAGUCCAUAAUCCAACAGCAAAAUCAGUAACACUUACAUGGAAACCACCCCUGUUUGAUGGUGGAAGCAAGAUUAUGGGCUACAUAAUAGAAAAGCUCACUAAGGGCAAGGAGAGGUGGGAGAGAUGCAAUGACUAUCUGGUACCUCUAUUAACUUACACAGUGAAAGGUCUUGAGGAAGGAAAGGAAUAUCAGUUUCGUGUUCGUGCUGAGAAUGCUGCUGGCAUCAGUGAGCCUUCUCGGAUUACUCCUUUUGUGAAAGCUGUGGAUCCUAUUGAGGCUCCAAAAGUCUUCCUUGCUGCAAACCUACAGUCUGGCCUUGAGGUGAAGAGAGGUGAUGAGAUCAUACUUGAGGCACAUAUUUCAGGGUCACCUUAUCCAUCUAUCACUUGGCUGAGGAAUGAUGAAGUUAUCAAACCAGAGGAAAUCAAAAAGAGAGUAACAACGUAUACAAGGAAGAAGAAGGGUGAAGCUGCAGAAGAGGAACCUUUCCAGCUUUCACUGCCAGAACGUAUGAGCAUUGACAACCAUAAAGAAGGAGAGUCUAUACUAUCAAUCCGUGACUCCAUCAGAGCUGACCAUGGCACAUUUACAAUUAAAGUGGAAAAUGAUCAUGGUGUUGCAAAAGCCUCAUGUGAAGUCAAUGUGUUAGAUACACCAGGGCCUCCAGUCAACUUUGUAUUUGAAGAUGUGAGGAAAAAUUCUGUCAUUUGCAAGUGGGAGCCUCCCCUUGAUGAUGGUGGAAGUGAAAUCCUAAACUAUGUACUGGAAAAGAAAGACAAUACAAAAGCUGAAAUGGGCUGGGUCACUGUCAGUUCAACACUCAGGCAUUGCAAAUUCCAUGUAACAAAACUGAUUGAAGGAAAAGAAUAUCUCUUCCGUGUAUUUGCUGAAAACAGAGUUGGAUCAGGGCCACCAUGUGUUUCAAAACCAAUGACAGCGAAAGAUCCUUUCUCUCCACCAGAUCCACCUAAUAAGCCUGAUGUGCAAGAUGUUACCAGCAACAGUAUGGUGGUUAAAUGGAAUGAACCAAAAGACAAUGGCAGCCCAAUCAUAGGAUAUUGGAUUGAAAAACGUGAAAUUAAUAGUACUCAUUGGGCUCGGGUCAACAGGAACCUUGUGAAUGCUCUGGAAAUAAAAGUUGAAGGGCUGUUGGAAGGAUUAACCUACAUCUUUAGAGUAUGUGCUGAAAAUGCAGCUGGCCCUGGUAAAUUUAGUCCACCAUCAGAUCCAAAAACUGCACAGGACCCAAUAAUGCCACCCGGUCCACCGAUUCCAAGGGUUGCUGAUACAAGCUCAACUUCUAUUGAGUUAGAAUGGGAACCUCCUGUGUAUAAUGGUGGUGGAGAUAUCACUGGUUACCAUGUAUACAAACAACUGAUGGGAGUAAAAGAGUGGUCACGUUGCACAGAGAAGCCCGUUAAGGUUCGACAGUAUACUGUUAAAGAAGUCAGAGAAGGUGCAGACUAUAAACUCCGUGUUACUGCACUUAAUGCAGCUGGUGAAGGACCACCUGGUGAAACUGAACCCGUAACCGUUGCAGAACCACAAGAGCCUCCCACUGUUGAGCUGGAUGUUUCUGUCAAAGCAGGCAUUCAGAUCAUGGCUGGGCAAACUAUUAAAAUUCCUGCUACUGUGACAGGCCGUCCUACUCCCACCAUUGCGUGGACUGUGGAGGAGGGUGAAUUAGACAAAGAUCGAGUUGUUAUUGAAAAUGUUGGCACAAAAUCUGAGUUAACCAUUAAGAAUGCAUUGAGAAAAGACCAUGGAAGAUACGUAAUUACUGCUACCAAUAGCAGUGGUUCCAAAUCUGCAGGAACCAGAGUAGAAGUAUUUGAUGUUCCUGGGCCAGUCCUUGACCUAAAGCCAGUCGUCACAAACAGAAAGAUGUGUUUGCUUAACUGGUCUGAUCCUGAAGAUGAUGGUGGCAGUGAUAUCAUAGGCUUCAUUGUUGAACGAAAGGAUGCCAAAAUGCAUACAUGGAGACUAGCUGUAGACACAGAGAGAUCUAAAUGUGAUAUUACAGGUCUAGUUGAAGGGCAGGAAUAUAAAUUCCGUGUUAGUGCCAAGAACAAGUUUGGUACUGGUCCACCUGUUGAAAUAGGACCCAUUCUUGCAGUUGAUCCAUUAGGUCCUCCGACAGCACCUGAGAGGUUCAUGUACACAGAGAGGACGAAGUCAACCAUUACACUUGAUUGGAAGCCUCCACGUAGUGAUGGUGGCAGUCCUGUCUUAGGAUAUAUUGUUGAGAAGAGGAGACAUGAUUCAAAAGACUACGAAAGAGUUAAUGCAAGGCUUUGUCCAAAAACAUCUCUUCUUGUUGAAAAACUUGACGAACUUCAUAUGUAUGAAUUCCGUGUCAAAGCUGUCAAUGCUAUUGGAGAAAGUGAACCAUCAUUGCCCCUUAAUGUAGUUAUACAAGAUGAUGAAGUACCUCCAACUGUUACGUUACGCUUGGCUGUGAGGGGAGAUACUAUCAAAGUGAAGGCAGGAGAACCAGUUAAUAUUCCCGCUGAUGUGACAGGUCUGCCAAUGCCAAAGAUUGAAUGGGACAAGAAUGAAGUUUUAAUUGACCAAACAUCCAGUGCACUUAAGAUAACCAAGGAAGAAGUAUCCAGAAGUGAGGCAAAAACUGAACUUAUCCUGCCUGCAACAGUGAGGGACGAUAAAGGCACUUACACUGUGAGAGCUUCCAAUCGUCUUGGCACUGCAUUUCGCAAUGUGCAUGUUGAAGUGUAUGAUCGUCCUUCUCCACCAAGAAAUCUUGCUGUUUCUGAUAUUAAAGCAGAAUCAUGUUAUUUAACAUGGGACGCACCUCUUGAUAAUGGUGGUAGUGAAAUCACCCAUUACAUUAUUGAGAAACGUGAUGCUAGUAGGAAGAAGUCUGAGUGGGAAGAAGUCUCCAAAAGUGCUGUUGAGAGAAGAUUUGGGGUAUGGAAUCUUGCAACAAAUGAAAAAUAUCAAUUUAGAGUCCGGGCUGUAAACAAAUAUGGAAUAAGUGAUGAAUGCCUCUCAGAAAAAGUUGUUAUUAAGGAUCCCUAUGGCCUUCCUGGGCCUCCUGGAAAGCCAAAAAUUUUAGAUCGCACUAGAUCGUCAAUGCUGGUGACUUGGGAGCCUCCUUUGGACAAUGGUGGCAGCCCAAUAACUGGCUAUUGGCUGGAGAAGAGAGAGGUGGGAGGUGUCUACUGGUCACGUGUUAACAGGGCUCCAGUAACAAAACCAUCAGUAAAAGGUUUAGAGUACAACGUGCUUCGUUUGGCUGAAGGUGUUGAAUACCAGUUUAGAGUUAUGGCUGAAAAUCUUGCUGGAAUUGGCCCUCCCAGUGAACCAUCAGAUCCUGCCUUAGCAGCAGAUCCCAUAUUUGUGCCUGGUCCACCAUCUUGCCCAGAAGUCAAAGACAAAACCAAAUCAUCUGUAGCUCUUGCGUGGAAGCCGCCACAAAAGGAUGGUGGCAGUCCUAUAAAAGGAUAUAUUGUUGAAAUGCAAGAUGAAGGUAGUACUGACUGGAAGAAGGUGAAUGAAGGAGAUAAACUCUUUCCUACUUGUGAAUGUGUUAUUCCCAACUUGAAAGAGCUCAGAAAAUACCGAUUUAGGGUGAAAGCUGUAAAUGCUGCUGGAGAAUCAGAACCAAGUCCUGCAACAUCAGAAAUACCUGUCCAAGAUAUUCUAGAGGAGCCAGAAAUCUUCCUUGAUAUUGGAGCACAGGAUUUCCUCUCUUGCCGUGCUGGCACAACAAUUAAAAUCCCGGCUGUCAUCAAGGGUCGUCCAGUUCCAAAAACAUUUUGGGAGUUCGAAGGAAAAGCAAAGACAACAGCAAAGGACGGAGGUCAUAAUGUACCUGAAGAAGCUCAGGUGGAAGCAACUGAUACACGUUCAGUGAUCAUCAUCCCUGAGUGCAACAGAAGUCAUUCUGGACGAUACAGUAUUACAGCAAAGAACAAAGCAGGACAAAAAACCGUGCAUAUCAGAGUCAAUGUGCUUGAUGUCCCAGGUCCACCAAAAGACCUAAAAGUAAGUGAUAUCACAAGAGGUAGUUGUAAACUUUCGUGGAAGAUGCCAGACGAUGAUGGUGGAGAUAGAAUCAGAGGCUAUGUUAUAGAGAAAAGAACUAUUGAUGGGAAGGCCUGGACUAAAGUCAAUGCAAACUGUGGAAGUACUUCCUUUGUUGUGCCUGAUCUCAUAUCUGGCCAAGAGUAUUUCUUCCGGGUACGUGCAGAAAACCGUUUUGGUGUUGGCCCUCCUGCAGAAACCAUCCAACGGACCACAGCCAGAGAUCCAAUCCAUCCUCCUGAUCCACCCAUUAAACUCAAAAUUGGCCUUGUAACCAAGAACACGGUGAGCUUGACAUGGAAACCACCAAAGAAUGAUGGUGGAGCUCCUGUUACACAUUAUAAUGUUGAAUGUCUUCGCUGGGAUCGUACUGGAGAGGUGAAAGAGACUUGGAAGCAAUGCAACAGACGUGACGUGGAGGAAACAAAGUUUACUGUUGAGGAUCUUGUAGAAGGUGGAGAAUACGAAUUUAGAGUCAAAGCUGUAAACAUAGCAGGUCCUAGUAGGCCUUCAGCCACUGUUGGCCCACUUGUUGUCAAAGAUCAGACAUGCCCACCAUCUAUUGAACUCAAAGAAUUCAUGGAGGUUGAAGAAGGAACAGAUGUUAACAUUGUGGCCAAGAUAAAGGGUGUACCCUUCCCCACAUUAACAUGGCUAAAAGCUUCUCCAAAGAAACCAGAUGACAAAACACCAGUGAUGUAUGAUCAACAUGUCAACAAGAUUGUUGGUGAAGAUACUUGCACUUUAUUGAUUCAACAGUCUCGCAGAAGUGAUACAGGCUUAUAUACUAUAACAGCUGUAAAUAAUCUGGGAACUGCUUCAAAGGAGAUGAGACUAAAUGUUCUGGGUCGUCCUGGACCUCCAGUGGGACCCAUUAAAUUUGAAUCCAUUUUGGCUGAUAAAAUUACAAUAUCAUGGCUUCCUCCAUUAGAUGAUGGUGGUUCUAAGAUUACAAACUACGUUAUAGAGAAAAAAGAAGUAAAUAGGAAGACAUGGGUACCUGUUACCAGUGAGCCUAAGGAAUGCCUAUUCACUGUUCCUAAGUUGAUGGAAGGCCAUGAAUAUGUGUUCCGCAUUAUGGCACAAAACAAAUAUGGUAUUGGACCACCUUUGGAUAGUGAACCAGAAACAGCACGAAACCUUUUCACUGUUCCUGGACCUUGUGACAAGCCAACAGUUAGCAGUAUAACACGUGACUCAAUGACUGUAAACUGGGAAGAACCAGAACAUGAUGGUGGCUCUCCUAUUACUGGUUACUGGUUGGAGCGUAAAGAGACUACCGGAAAGAGGUGGACCAGGGUUAACCGUGAUCCUAUCAAACCUAUGCCACUGGGGGUUUCAUACAAAGUUACAGGUCUUAUUGAAGGCUCUGAAUACCAGUUCCGUGUUUCAGCUAUCAAUGCAGCUGGUGUUGGUCCACCAAGCAUGCCAUCUGAUCCAGCAGUUGCUAGAGAUCCUAUUGCGCCACCUGGCCCUCCUAUUCCAAAAGUUACUGAUUGGACAAAGUCUUCUGUAGACUUGGAGUGGACUCCACCACUAAAGGAUGGUGGUUCUAGGGUCACUGGCUACAUUGUUGAGUAUAAAGAGGAAGGAAAGGAGGAAUGGGAACGGGUAAAAGAUAAAGAAGUUAGAGGAACCAAGUUCGUUGUGGCAGGAUUAAAAGAAGGAUGUUUUUACAAAUUUAGAGUUAGAGCAGUGAAUGCUGCUGGCAUCGGAGAGCCUGGAGAAGUUACAGACAUUAUUGAAAUGAAGGACAGAAUUGUGGCUCCUGAUAUUAAUUUGGAUGCAAGCGUCAGGGACAGAAUUGUUGUUCAUGCUGGAGGAGUAAUUCGUAUCAUAGCAUAUGUCUCAGGAAAACCAGCUCCAACAGUGACUUGGAGCAGGGAUGACCGAGCUUUACCAGAAGAAGCCAAAAUUGAAGAAACAGCUAUUAGUUCUUCUUUGGUCAUCAAAAAUUGCAAAAGGAGCCAUCAGGGUAUAUACACUCUUCUUGCUAAAAACGCCGGUGGUGAGCGGAAGAAAACUAUUAUUGUUGAUGUGCUAGAUGUGCCAGGCCCGGUUGGAAUGCCAUUCCUUACCGAGAACCUAACCAGUGACUCUUGUAAAUUGACAUGGUUUACUCCAGAAGAUGAUGGUGGCUCUCCUAUUACGAACUAUAUAAUUGAAAAACGUGAAUCUGACCAUAGAGCUUGGACUCCAGUAAGCUAUACAGUUACAAGACAGAAUGCUACUGUUCAGGGACUCACCGAAGGGAAAGCCUACUUUUUCCGAAUUGCAGCGGAGAAUAUAAUUGGCAUGGGUCCGUUCACAGAGACAACAAAAGAGAUUGUCAUUAGAGAUCCAAUAACUGUUCCUGACCGUCCAGAAGACCUGGAAGUAAAAGCAGUUACUAAGAACUCUGUUACAUUAACUUGGAACCCUCCAAAAUAUAAUGGAGGCUCAGAUAUCACCAUGUACGUUCUAGAGAGCCGUCUCAUUGGAAAAGAGAAAUUCCACAAAGUUACAAAGGAGAAAAUGCUUGAUAGGAAAUACACUAUAGAGGGCUUGAAAGAGGGUGACACCUAUGAGUAUCGUGUGAGUGCCUGCAAUAUUGUGGGGCAAGGCAAGCCAUCUUUUUGCACAAAACCAAUCACAUGCAAGGAUGAAAUUGCUCCUCCAACACUUGACCUUGACUUCAGAGACAAGCUUAUUGUUCGGGUUGGUGAAGCUUUCAGCCUGACUGGACGUUACUCAGGCAAGCCUGCACCAAAGGUUACUUGGCUAAAGGAUGAUGUUGUUGUGAAAGAAAAUGACCGUACAAAGAUCAAGACAACUCCUACAACUCUUUGCUUGGGGGUACUAAAAUCUGUCCGUGAAGACUCAGGCAAAUAUUGUGUUACUGUAGAGAACAGCACAGGAUCAAGAAAAGGAUUUUGUCAAGUUAAUGUUGUUGAUCGCCCAUCACCUCCAGUAGGUCCAGUUAUAUUUGAUGAAGUUCAUAAAGAUCAUAUGGUAGUUUCCUGGAAACCACCAUUGGAUGAUGGAGGCAGCGAAAUUACAAAUUACAUUAUUGAGAAAAAAGAUGCACACAGAGAUUUGUGGAUGCCAGUUACAUCUGCCACAGUUAAGACAACAUGCAAAAUUCCUAAGCUGCUUGAAGGAAGAGAAUAUCAAAUUCGAAUUUAUGCUGAAAAUCUUUACGGCAUAAGUGAUCCUUUGAUCUCUGAUGAGAUGAAAGCCAAGGACCGUUUCCGUGUUCCUGAUGCACCUGAGCAACCAAUCAUUAAGGAUGUUACCAAAGACUCUGCAGUAGUGGUUUGGAACAAACCAUAUGAUGGAGGCAAGCCAAUAACAAACUAUAUUAUAGAAAAGAAGGAAACAAUGUCUACAAGAUGGGUCAGAGUUACGAAAGACCCAAUCUUCCCUGGUACUCAGUUCAAAGUACCGGACCUCCUUGAAGGCUGUCAAUAUGAAUUCCGUGUUUCAGCAGAAAAUGAAAUCGGUGUUGGUGAUCCUAGUCCACCGUCAAAGCCCAUUUUCGCUAGAGAUCCAAUCGCCAAACCAAGCCCACCUGUUAAUCCAGAAGCAGUAGAUAAAACUAAGAAUUCCGUUGACUUAUCUUGGCAACCACCACGCCACGAUGGUAAUGGCAAGAUAAUUGGCUACCUUAUUGAGUAUCAGAAAGUUGGAGAUGAAGACUGGAAAAAGGCCAAUCUUGCAGCAGAUUCUUGUCCUGAAACAAAAUACAAAGUCACUGGCCUUACUGAGGGUUUGACCUAUAAGUUCAGGGUCAAGGCAGUCAAUGCAGCAGGUGAAUCAGAACCAGCCUAUGUUCCUGAUCCAGUAGAAGUAAAGGACAGACUUGAACCUCCUGAGCUGAUACUUGAUGCUAAUAUGGCCCGAGAACAGCACGUAAAAGCUGGAGAUACCCUGAGACUUAGUGCUGUUAUUAAAGGUGUUCCAUUCCCAAAAGUUUCAUGGAAGAAAGAAGAUCAUGAGGUCUCACCCAAAGCUGAUAUUGAGGUUACAGGAGUCGGCAGUAAGCUUGAAAUUCGUAACACUGUCCAUGAAGAUGGUGGAAUUUACUCCCUGACAGUUGAAAAUCCAGCUGGUUCAAAAACUGUUUCAGUAAAAGUUGUUGUCUUAGAUAAGCCUGGUCCACCCAGAAACCUACAAGUCAGUGAAGUUAGAAGUGAUUCUUGCUAUCUCACUUGGAUGGAACCAGAAGAUGAUGGUGGCUCUGUCAUUACCAACUAUGUGGUAGAAAGGAGAGAUGUAGCUUCUGCACAGUGGGUAGCCAUCUCAUCAUCCUCCAAGAAACGCAGUCACAUGGCUAAAUAUCUGAUGGAAGGCAUUCAGUAUCUCUUCCGAGUUGCAGCUGAGAAUCAGUUUGGUAGAGGUCCAUAUGUGGAAACACUCAAGCCUAUUAAAGCUAUAGAUCCACUGCAUCCUCCGGGGCCACCAAAGAAUCUGCAUCAUGUAGAUGUUGACAAGACUGAAGUUUCCCUUGUUUGGAAUCGACCAGAUCGUGAUGGUGGUGCUGAGAUAACUGGGUAUUUGGUGGAAUAUCAAGAAGAUGGUGCAGAUGAGUGGACAAAGUUCCAGACAGUCCCUAUGCUAGACUGUGUUGUUACAGGCCUACAAAAAGGAAAAAUAUACAAAUUCCGUGUGAGGGCUCAGAAUAUUGUUGGUCUUAGUCUUCCAGAUACAACUAUACCAAUAGAGUGUCAAGAAAAACUAGUACCUCCAUCCGUGGAACUAGAUGUGAAGUUAAUCGAAGGUCUUGUUGUUAAAGCUGGCACCACAGUGAGACUUCCUGCCAUUAUGAGAGGUGUGCCAGUUCCCACUGCAAAAUGGGUUACUGAUGACGUUGAAAUUAAAACCGAUGGCAGAUACAAGAUUGAGACUGAUGAUUAUUCAACUGUACUUACCAUCAAAGACUGUAUAAGAAAAGAUACAGGAGAAUAUUUACUCACAGUUUCUAAUGCAGCUGGCAGCAAAACUGUUGCUCUACAUCUUACAGUUUUGGAUGUUCCUGGCCCACCAACUGGUCCGAUUAAUAUUCUUGAAGUAACACCAGAACAUAUGGUUAUUUCUUGGCGCCCUCCUAAAGAUGAUGGUGGGAGUCCUAUAAUAAAUUAUAUCGUUGAGAAGCGUCAAUCAAAGAAAGAAACUUGGGGAGUGGUUAGCUCUGGAACAAGUCACACAAAAAUUAAGAUUCCACGACUGCAGAAGGGCUGUGAAUAUAUUUUCCGUGUCCGGGCAGAAAAUAAGAUAGGCAUUGGUGCACCCCUUGAUUCAGAACCAACAGUUGCUAAACAUAUGUUUGAUCCACCAUCCCCUCCUGGUAAACCAACUGUUUAUGAUAUCACAGAAAAUGCUGCAACAGUGGCUUGGACCCUACCAAAAUCUGAUGGUGGAACUCCAAUAACUGGUUAUAUACUUGAACGUCGGGAAGCAUCUGGUAAAUGGGUGCGUGUCAAUAAGGCACCAAUACUUGAUAUGAAAUACAGAGUCACUGGUCUUUUUGAAGGCAACACAUAUGAAUUCAGAGUUUUUGCAGAAAACAUGGUGGGCUUAAGCAAACCAUCUCCAAGCUCUGAUCCAAUAAAGGCAUCACGUCCUAUCACUCCUCCUGGACCACCUAUAAAUCCAAAAUUAAAAGACAAAACCAAAGAAUCAGCUGAUCUUGUGUGGACAAAGCCCCUCAAAGAUGGUGGCAGUCCCAUUCUGGGAUACAUCGUGGAAUGUCAGAAAACUGGAACUAAGGAGUGGAAUAGGAUUAAUAAGGAUGAACUUAUUAGACAGUGUGCCUACAGAGUACCUGGGUUAAUAGAAGGAAAUGAAUAUAAAUUCCGAAUAAAAGCUGUUAACAUUGUGGGAGAGGGAGAACCAAGAGAACUGGCAGAAACUGUACUGGCAAAGGAUAUUCUUUCUCCUCCAGAAGUAAGCCUAGAUGUGACCUGUCGAGACUUAAUUACUGUCCGAGUAGGUCAAACAAUCCAUAUUACUGGUAAAGUAAAAGGCAGGCCAGAUCCUGACAUAACAUGGUCCAAAGAUGGCAAAGUACUAGUCCAAGAUAAGCGUGUUGAAAUAAUCCAUGAUCUACCUAAUGUUGAACUGCAAGUGAAAGAAGCCAAAAGAUCUGAUCAUGGCAAAUACAUAAUAGCAGCUAAGAACAGCUGUGGACAUGCUCAAGCUUUUGCUGUUGUUAAUGUACUUGACAGACCUGGACCAUGUCAGAACCUGAAAAUAAGCUAUGUCACAAAAGAUUCAUGUAUGAUUGCUUGGGAGAGUCCAGUGGAUAAUGGUGGCUCUGAAAUUACAAACUACAUAGUAGAGUGCCGUCAACCAAACCAGAGGGGAUGGUCAAUUGUCUCCUCUGAUAUCACUAAACGAUUAGUAAAGGCAAAUCUUAUAGAGAACCGUGAAUACUUCUUCAGAGUUUGUGCAGAAAAUAAAAUAGGUCCAGGUCCUUGCAUUGAGACCAAGACUCCCAUCCUUGCCAUCAAUCCUAUUGACAAGCCUGGAGAGCCAGAAAAUCUUCACAUUGCAGAGAAAGGAAAGACGUUUGUAUAUCUGAAAUGGAGAAGGCCAGAUUAUGAUGGUGGAAGUCCCAAUUUAAGUUACCAUGUUGAGAGAAAACUGAAAGAUUCAGAUGAAUGGGAAAGGGUUCACAAAGGCAGCAUUAAGGAAACACACUACAUGGUAGAUAAAUGUGUUGAAAAUAAGAUUUACCAAUUCCGAGUUCAAACCAAGAAUGAGGCAGGUGAAAGUGGCUGGGUAAGAACAGCUGAAGUUGUUGUGAAGGAAGAUCUGCAGAAACCAGUGCUAGACUUGAAGUUAAGUGGGGUGCUAACAGUGAAAGCAGGUGACACAAUUAGAAUUGAGGCUGGAGUCAGAGGAAAACCACAACCUGAAGUUGUAUGGACAAAAGACAAAGAUGCCACAGAUCUAACCAGAUCUCCAAGAGUCAGUAUUGAAACAACUUCUGAUACAUCUAAAUUUGUUCUCACAAAAUCAAGACGUAGUGAUGGUGGGAAAUAUGUGAUUACUGCAACUAACACGGCUGGUAGUUUUGUAGCAUACGCUACCGUUAUUGUCUUGGAUAAACCAGGUCCUGUAAGAAACUUGAAAGUUACUGACAUUUCAAGUGACAGAUGUACUGUUACUUGGGACCCCCCAGAAGAUGAUGGUGGUUGUGAAAUACAGAACUACAUCCUGGAAAAAUGUGAAAGCAAGCGUAUGGUUUGGUCUACAUACUCUUCCGCUGUCCUAACGAACUAUGCAAAUGUGACACGCCUUAUUGAAGGUAAUGAAUAUAUAUUCAGAGUUCGUGCAGAGAAUAAAAUGGGCACUGGUCCACCAACAGAAACACAACCAAUUAUUGCAAAAACAAAAUAUGAUAGACCCGGACGCCCUGACCCUCCAGAUGUCACAAGAGUUAGCAAAGAAGAGAUGACUGUAGUUUGGAAUCCACCAGAAUAUGAUGGUGGCAAAUCAAUUACAGGAUACAUUUUAGAGAAGAAAGAGAAACGGUCGCUAAGAUGGGUUCCUGUUACUAAGACUGCAAUCCCAGAGAGACGCAAGAAGGUUACUAAUCUCAUCCCUGGUCAUGAAUAUCAGUUCCGUGUCAGUGCCGAAAAUGAAGUCGGACUUGGAGAACCAAGCUUGCCAUCAAGACCUGUAGUAGCAAAAGACCCAAUAGAACCACCUGGUCCUCCCACAAACUUAAGAGUGGUUGAUAGCACAAAGAAUUCCAUAACCCUUGGCUGGGGAAAACCAGUGUAUGAUGGUGGUGCUCCAAUUAUUGGAUAUGUUGUGGAAAUUAGACCAAAAGUUGAGGGUGCUGAUCCUGAAGCAGGGUGGAAACGAUGCAAUGUUGCUGCCCAAGUUAUUCAUACAGAAUUUACAGCCACCAGCCUGGAUGAGAAUCAACUGUAUGAAUUCAGAGUUUCUGCCCAAAACCAAGUUGGCCUUGGCCGACCAGCUGAAUUGAAAGAAGCUGUGUCUCCCAAAGAAAUACUUGAACCUCCCGAAAUUGAGUUGGAUGCAAGCAUGAGAAAGUUAGUCACAGUUAGGGCAGGAUGCCCUAUUAGACUUUUUGCCAUUAUUAGGGGUCGCCCAGCACCAAAAGUCACCUGGAGGAGAAUGGGUAUUGACAAUGUUAUCAGAAAAGGACAAGUUGAUCUGGUUGACACUAUGGCCUUCUGUGUCAUCCCUGAUUCAACUCGUGAUGACUCAGGCAAAUAUUCAUUGACACUUGUUAAUGCAGCUGGAGAAAAGGCUGUAUUUGUGAACGUCAGAGUCCUGGAUACUCCUGGACCUGUGUCGGACUUCAAGGUUUCAGACGUCACCAAGAUGUCAUGCCACCUUUCAUGGGCACCUCCAGAGAAUGAUGGUGGUAGCCCCGUGACUCAUUACAUCCUGCAGAAACGUGAGGCUGACAGGAAGACCUGGGGAACAGUCACUGCAGAACUAAAGAAGACUAGUUUCCAAAUAGCUAACCUUGUACCUGGAAAUGAAUAUUUCUUUAGAGUAACAGCAGUAAAUGAAUAUGGGUCAGGUGUUCCAAGUGACUUACCAAAACCAGUUCUAGCAACAGAUCCCCUAAGUGAACCUGAUCCACCAAGAAAACUUGAAGUUACUGAAAUUACAAAGAAUAGUGCUACUUUAGGCUGGCUGCCACCACUUCGUGAUGGAGGCUCUAAAGUUGAUGGGUAUAUUGUUAGCUACAAAGAAGAUGACCAACCAGCGGAUCGCUGGACAGAAUAUUCAGUUGUUAAAGAUCUCUCCAUUGUUGUAGCUGGUCUGAAAGAGGGAAAGAAGUACAAGUUUAGAGUGGCAGCUAGAAAUGCUGUAGGAGUAAGUUUGCCAAGAGAAACUGAAGGAGUAUUUGAAAUUAAAGAACAACUCAUCCCACCUAAGAUCCUGAUGCCUGAUCACGUUCACAUUAAAGCCGGAAAGAAACUGAGAAUUGAAGCUCAUGUAUAUGGGAAGCCUCAGCCAGUCUGUAAAUGGUUGAAAGGAGAUCAAGAUGUACUUACAUCCAGUCGCCUUGCCGUGCAUAAAGCAGAAAAGUCUUCCGUUCUUAUCAUUAAGGAUGUAACUAGAAAAGAUUCUGAUUUUUACACUCUUACUGCAGAAAAUAGCUCUGGUACUGACAGUCAGAAAAUCAGAGUGAUAGUCAUGGAUAAACCGGGUCCACCACAGCCUCCAUUUGAUAUUUCUGAAAUAGAUGCUGAUGCUUGCACUCUUGCAUGGCAUAUACCUCUCGAAGAUGGUGGCAGUAACAUUACAAACUAUGUAGUUGAGAAAUGUGAUGUAAGCAGAGGAGACUGGGUAACAGCUUUAGCUUCUGUCACAAAGACGAGCUGCAGAAUUGGAAAACUGAUUCCUGGAGAAGAGUAUAUGUUUCGCGUUCGUGCUGAAAAUCGUUUUGGGAUUUCUGAGCCACUUACUUCUGGCAAGAUGAUUGCAAGGUUCCCAUUUGAUGUUCCCAGUGAACCAAAGAAUGCACGUAUCACAAAGGUCAAUAAGGACUGCAUUUUUGUUGCCUGGGAUAGACCAGAUAGUGAUGGAGGCAGUCCAAUCACUGGUUAUCUCAUUGAGCGCAAAGAAAGGAACAGUUUACUGUGGGUGAAAGCGAAUGACACAGCUGUGCGCUCCACAGAAUACCCUUGUGUGGGGCUUAUCGAAGGUCUUGAGUAUACUUUCAGAAUUUAUGCAUUGAACAGAGCUGGAGCCAGUAAACCUAGUAAACCAACUGAGUUUGUCACAGCAAGAGCGCCAGUUGAUCCCCCUGGAAAACCUGAAGUUAUUGAUGUUACUAAGAGUACUGUAUCACUGGUAUGGACAAGACCAAAGCAUGAUGGUGGCAGCAAACUUAUUGGCUACUUUGUUGAAGCUUGCAAAUUACCUGGUGAUAAGUGGGUUCGGUGCAAUACAACUCCACAUCAAAUACCCCUAGAAGAAUACACUGCUACUGAUUUGGAAGAAAAUGCUCAAUAUCAAUUUAGAGCAAUUGCCAAGACGGCCGUUAACAUUAGCCCACCUUCAGAACCUUCUGAUCCGGUGACCGUUCAUCCAGAAAAUGUUCCCCCCAGAAUAGAGUUGGAUCUGUCUAUGCAGUCACAGCUUACAGUAAAAGCUGGAACUAAUGUGCGUCUGGAGGCAAAUGUAUAUGGCAAGCCAAUGCCAACAAUCACCUGGAAGAAAGAAGAAGAAGCUUUAAAACCAUCUGAAGGUGUUAAGAUCACCACUAAGAGAAAUCUUGCUACAGUCGAGUUGUUCAGUGUUAACAGGAAGCAAACAGGAGACUAUACUAUUACUGCUGAAAAUGCAAGUGGAUCAAAGUCAGCAACCAUUAGGCUUAAAGUACUUGAUAAGCCUGGUCCACCGGCCUCCGUUAAAAUUAAACAUAUGUAUGCAGAUCGUGCAAUGCUUUCUUGGGAGCCUCCUCUGGAAGAUGGAGGUUCAGAAAUUACUAACUACAUUGUAGACAAGCGUGAAACAAGCAGACCAAACUGGGCCCAAGUCAGUGCCAAUGUACCCAUUACAAGCUGCACAGUGGAGAAACUAAUAGAAGGACAUGAGUAUCAGUUCCGCAUAUGUGCUGAAAACAAAUAUGGUGUUGGAGACCCUAUCUUGACUGAACCAGCAGUUGCUAAGAAUCCAUACGAUGUACCCGGACCUUGUGAUCCACCGGUAAUUAGCAAUGUAACAAAAGACUUCAUGACUGUUAGCUGGAAGCCACCAGCUAGUGAUGGUGGAUCCCCAAUAACUGGUUAUAUGCUUGAGAAACGUGAAACUAAGGCUCUUAACUGGACAAAGGUAACCAGAAAGCCCGUCAUUGAAAGAACUGUUAAGGCUACUGGACUCCAAGAAGGAACAGAAUAUGAGUUCCGGGUGAUAGCGUUGAAUAAGGCUGGACCUGGCAAGCCUAGCGCACCAUCUAAAGCAGUGUAUGCUCGUGAUCCUCAAUAUCCUCCUGGCCCACCUGCUUUCCCGAAAGUGGUUGAUACUACACGUAAUUCAAUAAGCCUGUCAUGGAGCAAACCAGCAUAUGACGGAGGAAGCCCUAUUAUUGGUUAUCUAGUGGAAGCAAAAAGAGCUGACACAGACAACUGGGUCAGAUGCAAUCUACCCAAGAACUUACAGGCUACACGAUUUGUGGUAACAGGGCUAAUAGAAGAUACAGAGUACCAGUUCCGCGUUUAUGCUGUCAAUAAGAUUGGAUACAGUGAUCCAAGUGAUGUUCCUGAUAAACACACAGCCAAAGACAUUUUAAUUCCUCCUGAAGGAGAACUUGAUGCAGAACUAAGGAAAGUCCUUGUGUUGCGUGCUGGAGUCACAAUGAGACUUUAUGUGCCAGUAAGAGGACGUCCACCUCCAAAGAUUACAUGGUCUAAAGUGGGUGCCAACCUAAGAGAUAGACAAGGAUUAGACAUCAAAUCAACUGAUUUUGAUACCUUCCUGCGUUGUGAAAACGUAAACAAAUAUGAUGCUGGAAAAUACAUCCUCAGUCUGGAGAACAGCUGUGGCAAAAAGGCAUAUACGAUUGUUGUAAAAGUACUUGAUACUCCAGGCCCUCCAAUUAACCUGAUUGUAAAGGAAGCGUCUAAGGAUUCUGCCUUCAUUACAUGGGAACCUCCGCUAAUAGAUGGUGGCAGUCCAAUCACAAAUUAUGUCGUUGAAAAACGUGAUGCAGAAAGAAAGUCAUGGUCCACAGUAACAACAGAAUGUCCAAAGACAAGCUGCAGGAUAACUAACUUAGAAGAAGGCAAAUCUUACUUCUUCAGGGUUUUUGCUGAAAAUGAAUAUGGUAUUGGUGACCCCUGUGAAACUCGUGAUGCUGUUAAAGCUUCUGAAACACCUGGGCCAGUUGUGGAUCUAAAAGCUUCAGCUGUAACAAAAUCAUCCUGCAAUCUAGUAUGGAAAAAACCAAUCAGUGAUGGUGGAAGCCGUAUUUUUGCAUAUGUUGUGGAGGUCCUGGUUGAUGAAGAUAAAUGGCAAGAAGUCAUGCGGGCAAAGAACCUCCAUUUUUCAAUGAGAGACCUAAAGGAAGGACAAGAAUACACUUUCAGAGUGAGAGCCCAAAAUGAUGCUGGCUGUGGUACUCCAACAGAGCUCACAAUUGUGGCAAGAGAUGAUGUUGUGGCACCUGAUCUUGAUUUAAGAGAUCUACCUGAUUUGUGCUAUAUAGCUAAAGAGGGAAGCAAUUUCCGUCUUAAAAUCCCAAUUAAAGGCAAGCCUGUCCCAGCUGUAACUUGGAAGAAAGAUGAAGACCAGGCACUUACUGAGAGUGGAAGAGUUGCAUUUGAAUCUACAGCAGUUAAUACCACACUUGUAGUACAUGACUGCCAGAAAGCUGAUGCUGGAAAGUACACAAUAACUUUGAAGAAUGUUGUUGGCAGCAAGGAAGGUACUAUUUCUGUGAAAGUUGUUGGCAAACCUGGCAUACCGACAGGUCCGGUGAAAUUUGAAGAAGUCACAGCUGAUGCCAUAACCCUAAAGUGGGGCCCUCCAAAAGAUGAUGGUGGUUCAGAAAUCACUAACUAUGUCCUAGAGAAGAGAGAUAAUGUAAACAAUAAGUGGGUGACUUGUGCCUCUGCAGUCCAGAAAACCACAUUUAGAGUUACAAGACUUCAUGAAGGAAAUGAAUAUACAUUCAGGAUCAGGGCUGAAAAUAAAUACGGCGUAGGUGAAGGUCUUAAAUCUGACCCUGUUGUUGCAAAACAUCCAUUUGAUGUACCAGAUGCUCCUCCACCUCCCAACAUUGUUGAUGUUCGACAUGAAUCUGUAGCUUUAACUUGGACUGAUCCCAGAAGAACUGGAGGCUCACCAAUCACAGGUUAUCACAUCGAAGUCAAAGAAAGAAAUAGUCUUCUGUGGAAGAGAGCAAAUAAGACCCCAAUAAGAAUGAAAGAUUUCAGAGUAACAGGGUUAACUGAAGGUCUGGAAUAUGAAUUCAGAGUAAUGGCAAUCAAUAUGGCUGGAGUAGGUAAACCAAGUCUGCCAUCUGAACCAGUUGUGGCACUUGAUCCUAUUGAUCCCCCUGGGAAACCUGAAGUUAUCAAUGUAACUAGGGACUCAGUAACACUCAUUUGGACAGAACCAAAAUAUGAUGGUGGACAUAAGUUAACUGGCUAUAUUGUUGAAAAACGUGAUUUACCCUCAAAGACCUGGACGAAAGCUAAUCAUGUGAAUGUUCCAGACUGUGCAUUUACUGUAACUGACCUCUCAGAAGGCUCCAAAUAUGAGUUCAGAAUUAGAGCAAAGAACACUGCUGGAGCUAUCAGUCCUCCAUCUGAAUCCACAGGAACUAUAAUAUGCAAGGAUGAGUAUGAGGCACCAACCAUUGUUAUUGAUCCUACUUUGAAGGAAGGAUUAACAGUAAAAGCAGGAGACAACAUUACAGUGUCUGCUAUUAGUAUCCGUGGCAAACCACCUCCAACUUCAGCAUGGUCAAAAGCUGGAAAAGAUUUUAGACCUUCAGAGCUUGUGCGCAUUGAAACCACACCGACUUCUUCUACUUUAACUGUCAAAUAUGCAGCCAGAAAAGAUUCUGGAGAAUACACAAUCACUGCAACCAAUCCUUUUGGCACUAAGCAGGAGAGCGUACAUGUGAAAGUUUUAGAUGUUCCAGGACCUCCAGGGCCUAUUGAGAUCAGCAAUGUUUCAGCAGAAAAAGCGACUCUUACAUGGUCACCUCCUGCAGAAGAUGGUGGAUCACCAAUCAAAUCAUAUGUUCUUGAGAAGAGAGAAACUAGCCGACUGCUCUGGACAUUGGUUGCUGAAAAUAUUGAAAGCUGUAGGCAUGUUGUUAGCAAGCUCAUUCAAGGAAAUGAAUAUGUUUUCCGUGUCUCAGCAGUAAAUCAAUAUGGCAAAGGUGAACCAGUACAAUCAGAACCAGUUAAAAUGGUGGAUAGAUUUGGACCCCCAGGCCCUCCUGGAAAACCAGAAGUAACAAAUGUGACAAAAAAUACUGUCACAGUUACCUGGAAAAGGCCGGUAGAUGAUGGUGGAAGUGAAAUCACAGGUUAUUAUGUGGAGCGAAGAGAAAAGAAAGGCUUAAGAUGGGUCAGAGCAACAAAGAAACCAGUUUCAGAUCUUAGAUGCAAAGUAACUGGUCUCCUGGAAGGAAAUGAAUAUGAAUUCCGUGUCAGUGCAGAAAACAGAGCAGGAGUUGGACCACCAAGUGAUGCUUCAAACUCAGUCAUGUGCAAGGAUGUUGCAUACCCACCAGGUCCACCUGCAAAUCCAAGAGUGACUGAUACUACAAAGACAAGUGCAUCUUUAGCCUGGGGCAAGCCUCACUACGAUGGUGGUCUUGAAAUCACUGGCUAUAUAGUAGAACAUCAAAGGGAAGGAGAAGAAGAAUGGGUAAAAGAUACGACAGGGACUGCUUUAAGAAUCACUCAGUUUGUUGUUGCUCAUUUGCAAACAGGAGCCAAAUACAAUUUCAGAAUCUCUGCCAUGAAUGCUGCAGGUGUUGGUGAACCAGCAAUAAUUCCAAGCGUGGAAAUCAAAGACCGGGAAGAGAUUCCUGACUUUGAAUUAGAUGCUGAGCUAAGAAGAACGCUUGUUGUUAGAGCUGGAUUAACUAUUCGGAUAUUUGUGCCAAUUAAAGGACGUCCAACUCCAGAAGUUACAUGGACAAAAGAUGAUGUUUCACUCAAAGGACGUGCCAGUAUUGAAAAUACAGACUCUUUUACACUCUUGAUUGUCACAGAUUGCACCAGAUACGAUGCAGGAAAAUACGUAAUGACUCUUGAAAAUGCUGCUGGUAAGAAGACUGGCUUUGUAAAUGUGAAAGUCUUGGAUACACCAGGUCCACCAAUAAACCUUAAGCCUAGAGAAAUAACCAAAGACAGCAUCACCCUCCAAUGGGAUAUGCCUCUGAUAGAUGGUGGCUCACGUAUAACAAACUAUAUUGUUGAGAAACGCGAAUCAACUCGUAAAGCAUAUUCAACAGUCACAACCAACUGCCAGAAGUGUUCCUUCAAGAUUCCUAAUCUGUCUGAGGGGUGUGAAUACUAUUUCAGAGUGCUGGCUGAAAAUGAGUAUGGUAUUGGUGAACCAGCUGAAACUGCAGAACCAGUAAGAGCUUCUGAGGCACCAUCCCCACCUGAGAGCCUUAAUAUUAUGGAUGUAACACGGAACUCAGUUAGUCUGGCUUGGCCAAAACCAGAACAUGAUGGUGGCAGCAAGAUCACUGGGUAUGUAAUUGAAGCACAGAGAAAAGGAACCAACCAGUGGGCACACGUCACCACUGUAAAAACACUGGACUGUGUUGUAAAGAAUCUAACUGAAAAUGAAGAGUAUACUUUCCAGGUUAUGGCAGUUAACAGUGCUGGAAGAAGUGCCCCAAGAGAAAGCAGACCAGUUAUUAUCAAGGAGCAAACAAUGCUACCUGAGUUUGACCUCCGUGGCAUCUACCAGAAGACAGUCAUUGCCAAAGCUGGUGACAAUAUCAAGAUUGAAAUCCCUGUGCUUGGUCGACCAAGGCCUACUGUGACUUGGAAGAAAGAAGACCAGAUACUUAAGCAAACGCAAAGGGUAAAUUAUGAAAAUACUGCAACUGCAACCAUACUAACCAUCAAUGAAUGUAAACGAAGUGAUAGUGGUCAAUAUCCACUGUCAGCUAAAAAUAUUGUUGGAGAAGUUAGUGAAGUAAUCACAGUUCAGGUUCAUGAUAUACCUGGACCUCCUACUGGACCAAUCAAAUUUGAUGAAAUUUCAUCUGACUUCCUAACAUUCUCAUGGGAGCCUCCUUUGAAUGAUGGUGGUGUACCAAUAAGUAACUAUGUUGUAGAAAUGCGUCAAACUGACAGUACCACAUGGACUGAAUUGGCAACCACAGUGAUCCGUACUACAUUUAAAGCUACUCGUCUUACUACUGGAGUUGAGUAUCAGUUCCGUGUUAAAGCUCAGAACAGAUAUGGAAUUGGUCCAGCCAUUACUUCAGAGUCUGUAGUUGCCAACUACCCAUUUAAGGUACCUGGGCCUCCUGGAACUCCUCAGGUGAUUGCAGUCACCAAAGAAACCAUGACCAUUAGCUGGAAUGAGCCCGUUACUGAUGGUGGAAGCCCAAUUCUGGGCUAUCAUGUUGAAAGAAAAGAACGAAACAGCAUUCUUUGGCAGACUGUAAGUAAAAUGCUGGUAUCAGGCAAUAUCUUUAAAUCAACUGGACUCACCGAUGGCAUUGCCUACGAAUUCCGUGUUAUAGCAGAAAAUCUGGCUGGGAAGAGUAAGCCAAGCAAGCCAUCUGAGCCUGUGUUUGCCUUAGACCCAAUAGAUCCACCUGGUAAGCCAAUACCUCUGAACAUUACAAGGCAUGCAGUUACGCUGAAGUGGACUAAACCAGAAUAUAAUGGAGGCUUUAAGAUAACUGGUUACACUGUUGAAAAAAGAGACCUUCCUAAUGGCCGUUGGCUGAAGGCUAAUUUCAGCAAUAUACUAGAGACUGAAUUCACUGUAAGUGGUUUGACAGAAGAUGCUGCCUAUGAAUUCCGUGUGAUUGCUAGGAAUGCUGGUGGGGCUGUUAGUCAGCCUUCUGAGCCAUCAGAUGCAAUAACUUGUAGAGAUGACAUUGAAGCACCAAAGAUAAGAGUGGAUGUUAAAUACAAAGACACCUUAGUGCUGAAAGCAGGUGAAGUUUUCAGACUUGAGGCUGAUGUUUCAGGUCGUCCUCCACCAACUAUGAUGUGGACAAAAGGAGAAAAAGAACUUGAAGACACAGCAAAAUUAGCAAUAAAAAUAGCAGAUUUCUCUACUGUUCUUGUCAAUAAAGAUUCUUCAAGAAGAGAUGGCGGUGCCUAUACACUUACUGCAACAAAUCCUGGUGGCUUUGCCAAGCAUGUCUUCAAUGUUAAAGUUCUUGAUAGACCUGGUCCCCCAGAAGGUCCUUUGGCUGUGUCUGAAGUCACUGCAGAAAAAUGUGUGCUGUCAUGGCUACCUCCACUGGAUGAUGGAGGAGCAAAGAUUGACCAUUAUGUGGUUGAAAAACGUGAAACCAGUCGAUUGGCAUGGACAGCUGUAGCCACAGAAGUUCCGUUGACUAAACUGAAGGUUACUAAGCUGUUGAAGGGCAAUGAGUACGUGUUCCGUGUUAUGGCUGUCAACAAAUACGGAGUUGGUGAGCCUCUGGAAUCAGAGCCCGUUCUUGCAGUAAAUCCAUAUGUGCCACCUGAUCCACCUAAAACACCUGAAGUUACAGCAAUUACAAAAGAUUCUAUGGUUGUCUGUUGGGGCCAUCCUGAUUCUGAUGGUGGGAGCCCAAUAACUAACUAUAUUGUGGAACGUCGAGACAGGGCUGGUCUACGGUGGGUGAAAUGUAACAAACGGGUUGUUACUGACUUGCGUUAUAAAGUGUCUGGACUGACAGAAGGCCAUGAAUAUGAAUACAGAGUCAUGGCUGAAAAUGCUGCUGGAGUCAGUGAGCCAAGCCCAACAAGUCCAUUCUAUAAAGCUUGUGAUACUGUAUUUAAGCCUGGUCCCCCGGGUAAUCCUCGUGUUUUGGAUAGCAGCAAGUCCUCAAUUACAAUAGCAUGGAACAAACCAAUAUAUGAUGGCGGUUCAGAGAUCACAGGUUACAUGGUUGAGAUCGCACUACCUGAAGAAGAUGAGUGGAAGAUUGUAACUCCACCAGUAGGUCUAAAGGCCACUUCUUUUACCAUCACUGACCUGAAAGAAAAUCAAGAGUAUAAAAUACGGAUAUAUGCUAUGAACUCUGAAGGUCUUGGAGAACCUGCUCUUGUUCCUGGGACUCCAAAAGCUGAAGAAAGAAUGCUGCCUCCAGAAAUUGAACUCGAUGCAGAACUACGUAAAGUUGUCACUAUUAGAGCCUGCUGUACUCUAAGGCUCUUUGUCCCAAUUAAAGGAAGACCAGCGCCUGAAGUAAAAUGGACAAGAGAACAUGGGGAAUCUUUGGAUAGAGCAACCAUUGAAUCAACAAGCUCUUAUACUCUACUUAUUGUUGAAAACGUAAAUAGAUUUGAUAGUGGCAAAUACAUACUGACAAUUGAAAACAGCUCUGGUAGUAAGUCAGCAUUUGUGAAUGUCCGAGUUCUCGAUACCCCAGGAGCACCUCAAGAUUUGAAAAUAAAAGAAGUUACAAAAUCAUCAGUUACACUCACAUGGGAGCCUCCUCUCAUAGAUGGUGGCUCUAAAAUAAAAAAUUACAUUGUUGAAAAGCGUGAAUCAACAAGGAAAGCUUAUGCAACUGUUAAUGCCAAUUGCCAUAAGACCAGCUGGAAAGUGGAUUCACUGCAAGAAGGCUGCAACUACUACUUCAGAGUCCUAGCUGAAAAUGAGUAUGGAAUAGGCCUUCCAGUUGAAACUUCAGAGUCUGUAAAAGUAUCAGAAAGACCACUUCCACCAGGGAAAAUAACUUUGUUGGAUGUGACAAGAAAUAGUGUGUCCUUAUCUUGGGAAAAACCUGAACAUGAUGGUGGUAGCAGAAUUCUGGGCUACAUUGUAGAAAUGCAAAGCAAAGGCAGUGACAAGUGGUCAACUUGCGCGACAGUAAAAGUUACUGAAGCCACUGUCACAGGAUUGAUCCAAGGUGAAGAAUACACCUUCCGUGUUUCAGCUCAGAAUGAGAAAGGUAUCAGUGAUCCUCGCCAGCUGGGUAUACCAGUUGUUGCAAAAGAUCUUGUAAUUCCACCAGCUUUCAAACUGCUGUUUACCACUUUCAGUGUUCUAGCAGGAGAGGACUUAAAGGUUGAUGUUCCUUUUGUUGGUCGACCCAAACCAGCAGUGUUUUGGCAUAAAGAUAAUGUGGCAUUGAAGCAGACUACAAGAGUAAAUGCAGAAAGUUCAGAAAAUAACACGGUGUUAACAAUAAAAGAAGCAUGCAGAGAAGAUGUGGGGACAUAUUUAGUUAAACUUACGAACUCUGCAGGUGAAGCAACUGAGACCCUAAAUAUUGUUGUCCUUGACAAACCAGGACCUCCAACUGGACCAGUAAAAGUAGAUGAAGUAACAGCAGAUAGCAUUAGCAUUUCCUGGGAACCACCCAAAUAUGAUGGUGGUAGCUCUAUAAAUAAUUACAUUGUAGAAAAAAGAGACACUUCCACCACCACUUGGCAGAUUGUGUCAGCUACCGUUGCAAGAACAACUAUAAAAGCAUGUCGAUUAAAGACUGGCUGUGAAUACCAGUUCAGAAUUGCAGCUGAGAACAGAUACGGGAAGAGUACCUAUCUUACUUCAGAGCCAAUUAUAGCCCAAUACCCAUUUAAAGUUCCCGGUCCACCUGGAACACCUUUUGUAACAAAUGUGACAAAAGACAGCAUGGUGGUACAAUGGAAUGAACCAGUCAAUGAUGGUGGUAGUAAGAUCAUUGGGUAUCACUUGGAGCGCAAAGAAAGAAACAGCAUUCUGUGGGCUAAACUGAAUAAAACACCUAUUCCAGAUACCAAAUUUAGGACAACUGGCCUUGAGGAAGGUCUUGAGUAUGAGUUUAGAGUUUAUGCAGAAAACAUAGUGGGCAUUGGAAAGGCAAGUAGAGCAUCUGAAUGCUAUACUGCACGUGAUCAGUGUGACCCUCCAGGUCGUCCAGAACCUGUAAUUGUCACAAGAAGCUCAGUAACACUUCAGUGGAAGAAACCUGCAUAUGAUGGUGGAAGUAAGAUCACAGGCUAUAUUGUUGAAAAGAAGGAGUUACCUGAUGGCCGUUGGAUGAAAGCAAGCUUUACAAAUGUCAUUGAUACCCAAUUUGAAGUAACCGGUCUAGUUGAAAACCAGAGGUAUGAGUUCCGUGUUAUAGCACGAAAUGCGGCAGGUGUUUUCAGUGAACCAUCUGAGAGCUCAGGGGCAAUUACAGCAAGAGAUGAAGUAGAACCACCUCAUAUAAGUAUGGAUCCAAAAUACAAAGACACUAUUGUAGUGCAUGCUGGUGAGUCAUUCAAGCUUGAUGCUGAUGUUCAUGGCAAACCAAUACCUUCUAUUCAGUGGUUAAAAGGCGAUCGUGAGCUGACAAGCACUGCUCGUAUGGAAAUAAAAAGUACCGAUUUUGCAACAAGCCUUAGUGUGAAGGAAGCCACUAGAGUUGACAGUGGUCAGUAUGUACUACUUGCAAAGAAUGUUGCAGGUGAAAAGAAAGUUCCUGUUAAUGUCAAAGUUCUUGAUAGACCUGGACCACCAGAAGGACCUGUUGAGAUUACAGGUGUUACUGCUGAAAAAUGCAUGCUGUCAUGGAAACCUCCACUGCAAGAUGGUGGUAGCGAUAUUUCACACUAUGUUGUAGAAAAAAGGGAAACCAGUCGCUUGGUGUGGACAGUUGUUGAUUCAAAUGUGCAAACCUUAAAUUGCAAAGUUACGAAGCUUUUAGAAGGAAAUGAAUACGUUUUCCGCAUCAUGGCAGUAAAUAAAUACGGCGUUGGUGAACCUCUUGAGUCUGAACCAGUAAUCGCAAAGAACCCGUUUGGGGUGCCACUUCCACCAAAGGCACCAGAAGUCACAGCCAUUACCAAGGAUUCUAUGAUAGUUGUAUGGGAAAGGCCAGCCUCAGAUGGUGGUAGUGAAAUCCUAGGCUAUGUCCUUGAAAAACGAGAUAAGGAAGGUAUUCGUUGGACAAGGUGUAACAAACGCCUGAUAAGUGAACUGCGAUACAGAGUGACUGGACUUAUAGAAAACCAUGAUUACGAGUACAGAGUUUCAGCCGAAAAUGCUGCUGGUCUUAGUGAACCAAGUCCACCUUCCACUUACUACAAAGCGUGUGAUCCUAUUUACAAGCCAGGUCCACCCAAUAAUCCUAAAGUUGUGGAUGUUACAAGAUCUUCAGUUUUCCUUUCAUGGGGUAAACCUAUCUAUGAUGGUGGCUCUGAAAUUCAGGGAUACAUCGUGGAAAAAUGUGAUGUAAGUGACGGUGAAUGGGCAAUUUGUACCCCUCCAACUGGAAUUAAGAACACUCACAUGGAAGUAGAAAAAUUAGUGGAAAAACAUGAAUACAAGUUCCGCAUAUGUGCAGUUAAUAAAGCAGGAGUUGGAGAGCAUGCAGAUGUUCCUGGUUCUGUUAUCGUGGAAGAAAAGAUGGAGGCACCAGACCUUGACCUUGACAUGGAAUUAAGGAAGAUUGUGAAUGUGAGGGCAGGAGGUUCCUUAAGACUGUUUGUUCCCAUCAGAGGUCGUCCAACACCUGAAGUAAAAUGGGGUAAAGUGGAUGGUGACAUCAGAGAGGCAGCUGUUAUUGAUACCACUAGCAGUUUUACUUCCCUUGUUCUAGACAACGUUAACAGAUUUGAUACUGGAAAGUAUACUCUGACUUUAGAAAACAGCAGUGGAACCAAGUCUGCCUUUGUCAGUGUAAGAGUGCUGGAUACCCCAAGUGCACCUGUUAAUUUAAAAAUCAGAGAGAUCACUAAAGACUCUGUUUCAAUUUCCUGGGAGCCUCCUCUCUUGGAUGGUGGUGCAAAAAUAAAGAAUUACAUUAUUGAAAAGCGUGAAGCAACAAGAAAGGCAUAUGCAGCUGUUGUAACAAACUGCCACAAGACUUCAUGGAAAAUAGAUCAACUUCAGGAGGGCUGCUAUUACUUCUUUAGAAUCUCUGCUGAGAAUGAAUACGGAAUUGGCCUCCCUGCUGAAACUAGUGACCCAAUUAAAGUUGCUGAAGUUCCACAGCCUCCUGGGAAAAUAACAGUGGAUGAUGUCACGAGAAACAGUGUCUCACUAAGCUGGGCAAAACCUGAACAUGAUGGUGGCAGCAAAAUCAUACAAUACAUUGUUGAAAUGCAAGCAAAGGGUAGUGAGAAGUGGUCGGAGUGUGCUCGUGUAAAAACACUUGAAGCGGUUAUUACUAACCUAACUCAAGGGGAAGAAUAUCUUUUUAGAGUAAUGGCUGUAAAUGAGAAGGGUAAGAGUGAUCCUAGAGCACUUGCAGUUCCAAUAGUUGCCAAAGACCUCGUGAUUGAACCUGAUGUAAGACCUGCUUUUCACAGUUACAGUGUCCAAGUGGGACAAGAUCUGAAAGUAGAAGUACCAAUUGCAGGUCGACCUAAACCAACUGUUACCUGGGUAAAAGAUGGCCAGCCAUUAAGGCAGACGACAAGAGUCAAUGUUAGUGAUCUGACUGAUCUCACUAUACUGAAUAUUAAAGAAACUAGCAAAGAGGAUAGUGGCACUUACGAAAUCACUGUGGCUAAUGUUGUUGGGCAAAAGUCUGCCUCUGUUGAAAUUAUAACGCUAGACAAACCUGACCCUCCUGUAGGACCUGUGAAGUUUGAUGAAAUAAGUGCAGAAAGCAUUACCCUAUCAUGGAAUCCCCCAGCCUAUACAGGCGGCUGCCAAAUCACCAACUAUAUUGUUCACAAGAGAGAUACAACAACCACUGUGUGGGAAACGGUUUCAGCUACUGUUGCAAGAACUACUCUGAAGGUGACUAAACUGAAAACUGGUUCAGAAUACCAGUUCAGAAUAUUUGCUGAGAACAGGUAUGGGCAGAGCUUUGCGUUGGAUUCUACGCCAGUUGUAGCACAAUACCCUUACAAGGAACCAGGACCUCCUGGCACACCAUUUGUGACAACAGUUACAAAAGACUCCAUGGUCGUUCAGUGGCAUGAACCAAUAAAUGAUGGUGGCAGUAGGGUGUUGGGCUACCAUCUUGAGAGAAAGGAGAAAAACAGCAUUUUAUGGACUAAAGUGAACAAGACUAUUAUUCAGGACACAAGUUUUAAGACAACUAACCUUGAAGAAGGAAUUGAAUAUGAGUUUCGAGUUUCUGCAGAAAAUAUUGUUGGUGUAGGCAAAACAAGUAAAGUUUCUGAGUGCUAUGUAGCUCGCGACCCAUGUGAUCCUCCAGGUCGCCCAGAAGCUAUAAUAAUAAAAAGAAGCUCUAUUACUCUACAGUGGACCAAACCAGAAUAUGAUGGUGGAAGUAAGAUUACUGGUUAUAUUGUAGAGAAACGUGACUUACCAGAUGGUCGCUGGAUGAAAGCUAGCUUCACAAAUGUCAUUGAAACUCAGUUCACUGUCACAGGGCUUACUGAAGACCAAAGAUAUGAAUUUAGAGUAAUUGCAAAGAAUGCUGCAGGUGCAAUAAGCAAACCUUCUGACAGUACAGGACCAAUAACAGCAAGGGAUGAAGUUGAACUUCCACGAAUUUCAAUGGAUCCAAAGUACAAAGACACAAUCAUCGUAAAUGCUGGUGAAACAUUCAGACUUGAGGCUGAUGUUCAUGGAAAGCCACUACCAACCAUUAAGUGGUACAAAGGAGAUAAAGAGCUUGAAGAAACUGCUAGAUAUGAAAUAAAGAACACGGAUUUCAGUGCAUUACUAAUUGUAAAAGAUGCUAUUAGAGUUGAUGGUGGACAGUACAUUUUAGAAGCCUCUAAUGUUGCAGGAACAAAGACAGUACCAGUAAAUGUAAAAGUCCUGGACAGGCCAGGUCCUCCAGAGGGCCCAGUCCAAGUGACAGGAGUUACAGCUGAAAAAUGUUCAUUGGCAUGGGCUCCUCCACUUCAUGAUGGUGGCAGUGAUGUUUCUCAUUACAUUGUAGAGAAGAGAGAAACUAGUCGCCUAGCAUGGACUGUUGUUGCUUCAGAGGUUUUACCUACAAUGCUGAAAGUAACAAAACUCCUGGAAGGAAAUGAAUAUGUUUUCCGUAUUAUGGCAGUUAAUAAAUAUGGGGUUGGUGAGCCAUUAGAAUCUGUGCCAGUAAUGAUGAAAAAUCCAUUUGUGGUUCCUGGACCACCAAAGGCCUUGGAAAUUAUGAACAUCACAAAGGAUUCUAUGACUGUCUGCUGGAGCCGUCCAGAUAGUGAUGGAGGUAGUGAAAUCAUAGGUUACAUUGUAGAAAAGAGAGACCGAGCAGGCAUCAGAUGGAUAAAAUGCAAUAAACGCCGAAUUACAGAUUUGAGAUUAAGAGUUACGGGAUUAUCAGAGGAUCAUGAAUAUGAAUUCAGAGUUUCUGCUGAAAAUGCUGCUGGAGUGGGUGAACCAAGCCAAGUUUCUCCUUACUUUAAAGCUUGUGACCCUGUGUUCAAGCCUGGCCCACCUACCAACACCCACGUUGUGGAUACCACCAAAAGUUCAGUUACACUUGGUUGGAGUAAACCUAUCUAUGAUGGUGGUUGUGAAAUCCAGGGAUACCUUAUAGAAAUAUGUAAAGCAGAUGAAGAUGAAUGGUCACUUGUUACUCCACAGACAGGUAUACGUGCCACUCGUUUUGAAAUCAAAAAGCUUACUGAACAUCAAGAAUAUAAACUACGAGUGUGUGCCCUCAACAAGGUUGGUGUAGGAGAGGCUGCAUCAGUUCCUGGUACUAUUAAACCAGAAGACAAACUUGAAGCUCCAGAACUUGAUAUUGAUUCAGAGCUAAGGAAAGGGAUCGUGGUUAGAGCUGGCGGGUCUGCUAGGAUUCACAUACCAUUCAGGGGACGACCAACACCUGAGAUCACGUGGUCUCGAGAAGAAGGUGAAUUCACAGAAAAAGUUCAGAUUGAUAAAGGCAUAAACUACACACAACUUUCAAUUGACAACUGUGAUAGAAAUGAUGCUGGAAAGUACAUUCUUAAGUUGGAGAACAGCAGUGGUUCUAAAUCAGCAUUUGUUACAGUAAAAGUCUUGGACACACCAGGACCACCACAAAACUUAGUGGUAAAGGAUAUAAAGAAGGAUUCUGCUGUAUUAUCUUGGGAACCGCCCAUUAUCGAUGGUGGUGCAAAGGUAAAGAACUAUGUAAUAGAUAAACGUGAGUCAACCAGGAAGGCAUUUGCAAAUGUAAGUGCUAAGUGUGGCAAGACAAGUUUUAAAGUUGAAAAUCUUGCAGAAGGAGCGAUUUAUUACUUCAGAGUUAUGGCUGAAAAUGAAUUUGGAAUUGGUGUUCCAGCUGAAACCACAGACGCUGUCAAAGCCUCAGAGCCACCACUGCCUCCUGGGAAAGUAACGCUCACCGACGUGACUCAGAGAAGUGCAUCACUUAGUUGGGAAAAACCUGAACAUGAUGGAGGUAGCAGAAUUUUGGGAUACAUUGUUGAAAUGCUGCCUAAAGGAACAGAAAAAUGGAGUGUUGUUAGUGAGACCAAAACAUGCAAUGCAGUUGUGUCUGGUUUGAGUCCAGGACAGGAAUACCAAUUUCGUGUGAUUGCCUACAAUGAAAAAGGCAAAAGUGAUCCCAGAGCACUUGGAAUUCCUGUGAUAGCUAAAGACUUGACAAUUGAGCCAAGUUUCAAACUGAUGUUUAAUACAUACAGCGUACAGGCUGGAGAAGAUCUGAAGGUAGAAGUACCAUUUAUAGGUAGACCCAAACCUACUAUUACUUGGGCAAAAGAUGAGCAGCCACUGAAACAGACAACCAGAUUACAUAUUGAGGAUACAUCAACAUCAACUAUUUUAAAUAUUAAAGAAAGCAACAAGGAAGACUUCGGUAAAUAUACAGUAACAGCAACAAACACAGCAGGUACAGCAACAGAGCACCUGAGCAUAAUUGUACUGGAAAAGCCUGGCCCACCACGAGGACCUGUCCGCUUUGACGAAGUUAGUGCGGACUUUGUUGUUCUAUCAUGGGAUCCACCUGAUUAUACUGGUGGCUGUCAGAUAAGCAACUAUAUAGUAGAAAAACGUGACACAAGCACUACCACAUGGAGCAUUGUGUCAGCAACUGUUGCAAGAACAACUAUCAAAGCAACAAAGCUUAAAACAGGUUCUGAAUACCAGUUCAGGAUCUCUGCUGAAAAUAGAUAUGGGAAGAGCUCUCCUUUGGAUUCUAAACCAGUUGUUGUGCAAUAUCCCUACAAGGUGCCUGGGCCACCUGGAACGCCAUUUGUAACAGCAGCUUCCAAGGACCAUAUGAUCGUACAAUGGCAUGAACCAGUUAAUGAUGGAGGAAGCAAAGUUCUUGGCUACCAUCUUGAACGUAAAGAUAAGAACAGCAUUCUUUGGACAAAACAGAACAAGUCACUCAUUACAGACACCAAAUAUAAAACAGAUGGCCUUGAAGAAGGUCUUGAAUACGAGUUCAGAGUUUCUGCUGAAAACAUUGUUGGCGUUGGCAAAGUCAGCAAAGUAUCAGAACUGUAUGUUGCCCGAGAUCCUUGUGACCCACCUGGCCGCCCAGAGGCCAUUGUUGUUACAAGACAUAAUAUCACACUGAAGUGGAAAAAACCAGAAUAUGAUGGUGGAAGCAAAAUAACUGGAUAUAUUGUAGAAAAGAAAGAACUACCAGAUGGUCGCUGGAUGAAAGCCAGCUUUACAAAUGUGUUGGAAACAGAAUUUACAGUAAGUGGUCUUGUUGAAAACCAACGAUAUGAAUUUAGAGUAAUUGCAAGAAAUGCAGCAGGUUGCUUGAGUGAACCAUCUGAAAGUACAGGGCCCAUUACUGCCAGAGAUGAAAUUGAAGCACCAGGGGCUUCACUGGAUCCUAAGUACAAAGAUGUCAUUGUUGUUCAUGCUGGAGAAACCUUUGUUCUUGAAGCUGAUAUCCACGGCAAACCUGUUCCUGACAUUACAUGGUCAAAAGAUGGUAAAGAGCUUGAAGAAGCAACUGCAAGAAUGGAAAUUAAAUCUACCAUUCAGAAAACAACUCUUACUGUCAAAGAUUGUGUAAGAGUAGAUGGAGGUCACUAUACUCUUAACCUCAGAAAUGUUGGUGGCACAAAAUCUAUACCAAUCACUGUAAAAGUGCUUGACAGGCCAGGACCUCCAGAAGGACCUUUGAAGGUUACAGGUGUCACUGCAGAAAAAUGCUACUUGGCAUGGGCUCCGCCUUUACAUGACGGUGGUUCUAGUAUCUCACAUUAUAUCAUUGAGAAGAGAGAGACAAGCAGGCUUUCAUGGACCCAAGUAGCAACAGACGUGCAGGCACUUAACCACAAAGUAACCAGACUACUUGCUGGCAAUGAGUAUAUUUUCCGUGUAAUGGCAGUGAACAAAUAUGGAACUGGAGAACCCUUGGAAUCUGAGCCAGUUGUGGCUCGUAAUCCUUACAAACCCCCUGGUCCUCCUUCAACACCUGAAGUUUCAGCAAUCACAAAAGAUUCUAUGGUGGUAACAUGGGGUCGCCCAGAAGACAAUGGGGGAGCUGAAAUUGAAGGUUACAUACUUGAAAAACGAGACAAAGAUGGUAUCCGAUGGACCAAAUGCAAUAAGAAAACGCUGACGGACUUGCGAUUCAGAGUAACAGGUCUUACCGAUGGGCAUUUCUAUGAAUUCAGAGUUUCUGCUGAAAAUGCUGCAGGAGUAGGGGAACCCAGUGAGCCAUCCAUUUUCUAUCGUGCUUGUGAUGUAUUAUAUCCACCAGGUCCACCAAGCAAUCCAAAGGUUACAGACACUUCCAGGUCAUCAGUUUCCCUCGCCUGGAGUAAACCCAUUUAUGAUGGCGGUGCUCCAGUUAAGGGAUACGUAGUAGAAGUAAAAGAAGCUGCUGCUGAUGAAUGGACUACCUGCACCCCACCAACAGGCCUGCAAGCAAAAGAGUUCACUGUAACAAAACUUAAAGAGAACCAGGAAUAUAACUUCCGCAUCUGUGCCAUCAACUCAGAAGGAGUAGGAGAGCCUGCUACCAUACCUGGUACAGUCAUAGCAGCAGACAAGGUUGAACCUCCUGAAAUUGAACUUGAUGCAGAUCUUAGAAAAGUAGUCACUGUACGUGCUAGUGGUACCUUACGCCUCUUUGUCACCAUCAAAGGAAGACCAGAACCUGAAGUUAAAUGGGAAAAAGCAGAAGGAACAAUAAGUGAGCGAGCUCAGGUUGAAGUCACCAGUUCCUAUACAAUGCUGGUCAUUGACAAUGUGAAUAGAUUUGAUAGUGGUAGAUACAAUCUUACUUUAGAGAACAACAGUGGCAAAAAAUCAGCUUUUGUUAAUGUCAGAGUGCUUGAUACACCUAGUGCACCUAUAAACCUGACAAUCAGAGAAGUGAAGAAAGAUUUUGUAACAUUAGCCUGGGAACCACCACUUAUUGAUGGUGGAGCUAAAAUUACCAACUAUGUAGUUGAAAAGCGAGAAUCCACAAGAAAAGCAUAUGCCACAAUUACAAACAACUGCACUAAGAAUUCCUUCAAAAUUACUCAGCUACAAGAAGGAUGUAGUUAUUAUUUCCGUGUCCUAGCUGUAAAUGAAUAUGGGGUUGGCUUACCAGCAGAAACACCUGACCCAAUCAAGGUUUCUGAACCACCUUCUCCGCCUGCAAAGGUCGUUCUUGUUGAUGUGACUCGCAACUCUGCUUCAAUUAAAUGGGAAAAGCCAGAGAGCGAUGGUGGCAGUAAAAUUACUGGUUAUAUAGUAGAAAUGCAAACUAAAGGAAGUACAAAAUGGAGUGCGUGUACACAGGUGAAAACAUUAGAAGCAACAAUAACAGGCUUAAGUAUGGGAGAAGAGUACAGUUUCAGAGUGAUUGCUGUUAAUGAAAAAGGAAAAAGUGAUCCAAGAGAACUUGGUGUCCCAGUCAUUGCGAAAGAUAUUGAAAUCCAGCCGUCUGCUGAGCUCCUUUUCAACACAUUCACUGUGAAAGCUGGAGAUGAUCUUAAGAUUGAUGUGCCAUUCAGAGGGCGACCUCUUCCAACCGUUAUCUGGAAGAAGGAUGGGAAUCCCUUAAAAGAGACAACCAGGGUAAAUGUUCAGACAUCAAAGACUUCAACUUCACUGUCCAUCAAGGAAGCUUCAAAUGAAGAUUUGGGACAUUAUGAAUUACAUCUUUCAAAUACUGCCGGGACAACAACAGCUUCUUUAACUGUAGUUGUUCUUGACAGACCAGGGCCACCAACUGAUGUGCAUAUUGAUGAAGUUAGUGCUGAUAGUGUAACUCUGUCUUGGAAACCUCCAGCAUAUGAUGGUGGGUGCCACAUUAGCAAUUACAUCGUGGAGAAGCGAGAUACUACCACAACCACAUGGGAUGUAGUAUCUGCAGCAGUUGCAAGAACAUCCAUUAAAGUAUCUCGACUCACCACUGGCUCUGAGUAUCAGUUCCGUAUUUGUGCAGAAAACCGCUAUGGGAAAAGCACUUACACUAAUUCUACAUCUGUUGUGGCAGAGUAUCCAUUUAAGCCUCCGGGGCCACCUGGAACUCCUCAUGUGGCACAUGCAACUAAAGCUUUCAUGAUUGUAACUUGGCAGGUACCAGUUAAUGAUGGAGGUAGUAGAGUACUAGGAUAUCACUUGGAGCGUAAAGAAAGAAGCAGCAUUCUUUGGACAAAAGUCAACAAGAGCCUUAUAACUGAUACACAAAUGAAAGUUACAGGUCUUGAUGAAGGACUGCUAUAUGAAUAUCGUGUGUAUGCUGAAAACAUUGCUGGAAUAGGCAAAUGCAGUAAAUCAUGUGAACCAGUUGCUGCAAGAGAUCCAUGUGAUCCUCCUGGCCAACCAGAAGUUACUAAUAUUACAAGAACAUGUGUCUCACUGAAAUGGGCUAAACCAGAAUAUGAUGGUGGAGCUAAAGUAACAGGAUAUAUUAUUGAACGGAGAGAGCUACCAGAUGGUCGUUGGCUAAAGUGUAAUUUUACUAAUGUGCAAGAAACAUACUUUGAUGUAGGUGGACUUACAGAAGACCAGCGAUAUGAAUUCCGUGUGAUUGCAAAGAACGCUGCUGGACUCUUCAGUCAGCCAUCUGAAUCAACUGGACCUGUGACUGUAAAAGAUGAUAUAGAGGCUCCAAGAAUUAUGAUGGAUGCCAAAUUCAGGGAUGUUGUAGUUGUGAAAGCUGGAGAAGUGUUUAAAGUCAAUGCUGAUAUUGCAGGAAGGCCAAUACCUGUGGUUUCAUGGACAAAGGAUGGCAAGGAGCUUGAAGGAAAAGCUAGAGUUGAAAUAGCCUCAACAGAUCACACUACUGCAAUAACCAUUAAGGACUGUAUCCGAGGUGAUUCAGGACAGUAUGUACUAACAUUACAAAAUGUUGCAGGAACAAAAUCUUUGGCAAUUAAUUGCAAAGUACUUGAUAGACCUGGCCCACCUGCAGGCCCAUUAGAAAUAAAUGGCCUUACUGCUGAAAAGUGCCAUUUGUCAUGGGGACCCCCUCAAGAAAAUGGUGGUGCAGAUAUUGAUUAUUACAUUGUAGAAAAACGUGAGACCAGCAGAAUUGCAUGGACGCUUUGUGAAGGAGAGCUUAGAACAACAUCCUGUAAAGUGACAAAACUACUGAAGGGUAAUGAGUAUAUUUUCAGAGUGAUGGGAGUUAACAAAUACGGUGUUGGUGAGCCUCUAGAAAGUGUCGCUGUCAAAGCCCUAGAUCCAUUUACAGUUCCAAGUCCACCUACAUCUUUAGAGAUCACCAGUGUGAGCAAAGAUUCGAUAACUCUCUGCUGGGCAAGACCUGAAUCUGAUGGAGGCAAUGAGAUCUCUGGCUAUGUAAUUGAAAGGCGUGAGAAAACUAGCCUAAGAUGGAUUCGUGUAAAUAAAAAACCAGUCUAUGAUUUAAGAGUGAAAUCAUCUGGUCUCCGUGAAGGAUGUGAAUAUGAAUUCCGGGUUUAUGCAGAAAAUGCUGCUGGCCUCAGUCUUCCAAGUGAAACCACACCAUUGAUUCGGGCAGAAGACCCGAUCUUCUUGCCAUCUCCCCCAUCUAAACCUAAGAUUAUGGACUCUACAAGGUCAAAUAUCACAAUCGGAUGGACAAAGCCACUGUUUGAUGGAGGUGCUCCAGUAACAGGAUAUGUAGUUGAAUACAAGAAAACUGAUGAAACUGACUGGACAACUGCUGUUCAGAACUUAAGAGGCACAGAAUACACCAUAACUGGAUUAGCGUCAGGCUCUGAGUAUGUCUUUAGAGUGAAAUCCAUUAACAAAAUUGGUGUCAGUGAACCAAGUGAUGUCUCAGAACCUCAGGUGGCAAAAGAAAGAGAAGAAGAACCUGCCUUUGAUAUUGACAGUGAAAUGCGGAAGACUUUAAUUGUGAAGGCUGGUGAGUCAUUCACAAUGACUGUUCCUUUCAGAGGCAAACCAGUCCCAAAUGUAACAUGGAACAAACCAGACACUGAUCUCCGUACCCGAGCAAACAUUGAUACUUCAGAUAAUUGCACAUCUCUUACUGUUGAAAAAGCAACAAGAAAUGAUUCUGGAAAAUACACAUUAACAUUGCAAAACAUCCUGAACACUGCUGCCUUGACUUUAAUUGUCAAAGUUCUUGAUACUCCCGGCCCACCAUCUAAUAUCACAGCCAAAGAUGUAACUAAAGAAUCUGCUGUGUUAUCGUGGGAUGUUCCUGAAAAUGAUGGUGGAGCACCUGUGAAGAACUACAUUAUUGAAAAACGAGAAGCUAGCAAAAAAGCAUGGGUCACUGUGACAAACAAUUGUCAUCGCCUGUCUUAUAAAGUGACUGGCUUGCAAGAAGGUGCCAUUUACUACUUCCGGGUUUCUGGAGAAAAUGAGUAUGGUGUUGGAGUGCCUUCUGAGACCAAGGAGGGAACAAAAAUAACAGAAAAACCCAGCCCACCAGAAAAACUUGGCGUAACAAAUGUCACAAAGGACAGUGUUUCUCUUUCAUGGCUAAAACCAGAGCAUGAUGGUGGAAGCAGAAUUGUGAGCUACCUCAUUGAAGCUCUUGAGAAAGGACAGCAAAAAUGGGUUAAGUGUGCAGUUGUAAAGACAACUCAUCAUGUUGUCCAUGGUCUUAAGGAGAAUGUUGACUAUUUCUUCAGGGUGUCUGCAGAAAACCAAGCUGGUUUAAGUGAUCCUAAGGAACUACUGCUCCCUGUUACAGUUAAAGAACAAUUAGAAUCUCCUGAGAUCGACAUGAAGGGCUUCCCUCAUAACACUGUAUAUAUUCGAGCAGGAUCAAACCUGAAAGUUGAAAUUCCAGUUUCUGGAAAACCAGUGCCAAAGGUGACAUUGUCUAGAGAUGGUGUUCCACUGAAACCUACCAUGAGAUUUCACACAGAAACCACUGCCGAAAGUCUCAUCAUUAAUCUUAAAGAAAGUGUGGCUGCAGAUGCUGGCAGAUAUGACAUUACUGCUGCCAACUCAAGUGGCACCACAAAAUCUUUUGUUAACAUUGUUGUGCUGGAUAGACCAGGUCCUCCUGUUGGUCCUGUUGUCCUUAGCGAUAUCACUGAAGAGAGUGUAACACUCAGAUGGCAGCCGCCAGCUUACGAUGGUGGAAGUCAAGUUACCAACUAUAUUGUACUGAAAAGAGAAACAAGUACUGCUGCUUGGUCUGAAGUAUCUGCAACCGUUGCUAGAACUGUUAUUAAAGUUAUGAAGCUCACAACAGGAGAAGAAUACCAAUUCCGCAUCAAAGCUGAGAACCGCUUUGGCAUCAGCGAUCACAUAGACUCACAAUGUGUGGUUGUCAAGCUUCCUUACACUACCCCUGGCCCUCCUUCCACACCGUGGGUCACGAAUGUAACCCGAGAGACUAUUACUGUUGCAUGGCAUGAACCAGUCACUAACGGCGGCAGUGCAGUCAUUGGAUACCACCUGGAAAUGAAAGACAGGAAUAGCAUAUUAUGGCAGAAGGCUAACAAGACCCUCAUUCGCACAACUCACUUCAAGGUCACCACCAUCAGCGCUGGCCUUAUCUAUGAAUUUAGAGUUUAUGCAGAAAAUGCAGCUGGCGUUGGAAAAGCAAGUCACCCUUCUGAUCCAGUCCUUGCAAUUGAUGCUUGUGAACCACCAAGAAAUGUUCGUGUGUCAGAUAUUUCCAAGACUGCUAUCACUCUGUCAUGGCAGAAGCCAGCAUUUGAUGGUGGUAGCAAGAUCACUGGAUACAUCGUAGAGAAACGUGAUCUUCCAGAUGGCAGAUGGACAAAAGCUAGCUUCACCAAUGUUAUUGAGACUCAGUUCACAGUAUCUGGUCUGACACAGAAUUCCCGCUAUGAAUUCAGGGUCUUUGCUAAGAAUGCGGUUGGUUCCAUUAGUAAUCCCUCAGAUGUUGUGGGUCCCAUCACAUGUGUUGAUACAUAUGGUGCACCUGAAAUCGAUGUGCCACCAGAAUAUACAGAAGUGGUGAAAUAUAAAGCAGGAACUUCAGUUAAGCUAAAAUUAGGCAUCUCAGGCAAGCCUAUACCCACAAUUGAAUGGUUCAAAAAUGGCAAUGAGAUACAAACCAGUGCACUAGUGUCUAUUGAAAACACAACAGAAUUUGCUUCUGUACUUAUCAAGGAUGCAACUCGACUCAACAGUGGCACAUAUGAAUUAAAAUUGAAGAAUGCCAUGGGCUCAGCAUCAGCCCAUGUUAGAGUACAGAUACUUGACAAGCCAGGACCCCCAAGCGGACCUAUACAGUUUAAGACAGUCACUGCUGAAAAGAUUACAAUAAUGUGGGACCCACCAGCAGAUGAUGGUGGUGCACCUGUAACACACUAUGUUGUUGAAAAGCGAGAGACAAGUCGGGUUGUAUGGUCUUUAAUUUCUGAAAAACUGGAGGCGUGUAUCAUAACUACAACAAAACUCAUCAAAGGAAAUGAAUAUGUGUUCCGUGUCCGUGGUGUGAACAAGUUUGGAGUUGGUGAUUCACUGGAGUCUGAACCCGUUAUAGCCAAAAAUUCAUUUGUUACACCUGGACCACCUAGUGUACCAGAAGUCACAAUGAUAACCAAGAAUUCUAUGACCGUUGUCUGGAAUAGGCCCAGUGUCGAUGGAGGCAGUGAAAUAUCAGGAUAUUUCCUUGAGAAGCGUGACAAGAAGAGUCUGAGUUGGUUCAAGGUUACUAAAGAAACCAUUCGGGACACCAGACAGAAAGUAACAGGUCUGACUGAAAACAGUGAAUAUCAUUUCCGAGUUUGUGCUGUCAAUGCAGCUGGACAAGGCCCGUUCUCUGAAGCUUCUGACUUCUACAAAGCCGCAGAUCCUGUUGAUAAGCCGGGCUCACCGACAAAGCUGAAGGUUGUGGAUACAACCAAGACAUCUGUCACCCUUGGCUGGAUUAAACCUGCUUAUGAUGGAGGAAGUCCAAUUACCAACUAUAUGGUGGAGAAAAGGGAAGGUGAAGAGCAAGAAUGGACUGUAGUCAGUACUAAGGGAGAAGUGAGAACAACGGAGUAUGUUGUAUCCCACCUUCAGCCAAGUGUUAAUUAUUAUUUCCGUGUGUCUGCUAUAAAUUGUGCUGGACAAGGAGAGCCUAUUGAAAUGACGGAACCCGUGCAAGCUAAGGAUAUUCUUGUGGCACCAGAGAUUGAUCUGGAUGUUGCUCUCCGGACCUCUAUUGUUGCUAAAGCAGGUGAAGAUGUGCAAAUAAUGAUUCCAUUCAAAGGAAGACCUCCUCCCACAGUCACAUGGAGAAAGGGUGACAAGAAUCUUGGGAGUGAUGAAAGAUAUAUCAUCCAGAACACAGAAUCAUCUACACUGCUUACUAUUCCUCAAGUUACCCGAAAUGAUACAGGAAAAUAUGUUCUUACAAUUGAAAAUGGAGUUGGAGAAGCAAAAUCAUCAUUUGUGAAUGUAAAAGUACUUGACACACCAUCUGCCUGCCAGAAGCUGCAGCUUAAGCAUGUUUCUCGUGGCACAGUUACACUGGUAUGGGAGCCACCUCUCAUUAAUGGUGGUUCUGAAAUAACAAAUUAUGUUGUUGAAAAAAGAGAUGCUACAAAGAGGGCCUGGUCAACUGUAACAACAAAGUGUUCUCAUACAACCUUUAAGCUAACUAACCUGUCAGAGAAGACUGCAUACUUCUUCCGUGUUCUUGCUGAAAAUGAAAUUGGACUGGGUGAACCUUGUGAGACAUCUGAACCAGUGAAAGCUGCGGACAUACCUGGACCUGUGAAAGACCUAGCCAUGAAAGAUUCUACAAAGACAUCUGUUAAAUUGCAGUGGACCAAACCUGACUAUGAUGGUGGUAGCAUUAUAUCGGACUACAUUAUUGAAAAGAAACUGCAGGAAGAAAAAGAAUGGACAUAUGCAGGCACAAGCAAGAGCUGUGAAUUUGAAGUUGAAAAACUUAAAGAGCUUUCUGUCAUGGAAUUCAGAGUCUUUGCUAAAAAUGAAAAAGGCAUGAGUGAUGGUGUUACUGUUGGACCCAUUACAGUGAAAGAACAUAUAAUAACACCUGAAGCUGACCUUUCUGAUAUUCCUGGAGGUCAAAUUGCAGUAAGAAUUGGACAUAACCUGCACAUUGAAUUGCCCUAUAAAGGUAAACCUAAGCCAUCAAUGAGCUGGCUCAAGGACAACCUCCCUCUUAAAGAAACUGAACAUCUUCGUUUCAAGAAAACUGAAAAUAAGAUAAGCUUAAGCAUCAAGAAUGUGAAAAAGGAGCAUGGUGGCAAAUAUAGUUUAACUCUUGAUAAUGUCGUCUGCAGAAAAACAUUCACAAUCACUGUCAUCACUCUUGGCCCUCCAUCUAAGCCAAAAGGACCUUUAAGACUAGAUGAAAUCAAAGCAGAUAGUGUAGUUUUGUCAUGGGAAGCUCCUGAAGAUGAUGGAGGGGGAGAAAUUACUGGCUACAGUAUUGAGAAGAGAGAAACUUCACAAAUGAACUGGAAGCUGGUGUGUUCGAGUGCUGCAAGAACAACUUUCAAAGUACCAAACCUUGUUAAAGACACUGAAUAUCAGUUUAGAGUUCGUGCAGAAAAUAGAUAUGGAGUGAGCCCACCUCUUGUCUCAGCAGAUGUUGUGGCAAAGCACCAGUUUAGACCACCAGGUGCCCCAGGCAAGCCUGUUGUAUACAACAUAACCGCUGAUGGGAUGACCAUAUCUUGGGAUGCUCCCGUUUAUGACGGUGGUUCAGAGAUUAUUGGAUACCACGUUGAAAAGAAGGAAAGAAACAGUAUUUUGUGGCAGAAGGUUAAUGUUGCGUUAAUAUCUAACAGAGAAUACAGGAUUACUGGACUGCUUGAGGGCCUGGAUUACCAGUUCCAAGUAUACGCUGAAAACGCUGCAGGUCUAAGCCGAGCUAGCGAGCCCAGCAAAUUUACUUUGGCAGUCUCUCCAGUGGAUCCACCUGGUACUCCUGAUUACAUUGAUGUCACCAGGGAAACAGUCACCCUUAAAUGGACCCCCCCACUGCGUGAUGGAGGCAGUAAGAUUGUAGCCUACAGCAUUGAGAAACGGCAAGGAAGUGAAGACCGUUGGCUCAGAUGUAACUUCACUGAUGUCAGUGAAUGCCAGUAUACAGUUACAGGGCUCAGUUCAGGUGACCGAUAUGAAUUCAGAGUGCUUGCAAGAAACGCUGUUGGUACAAUCAGCCCACCUUCACAGUCUUCAGGCUACAUCAUGACCAGAGAUGAAAACAUUGCUCCUACAAUUGAGUUUGGCCCUGAGCACUUUGAAGGCCUUACUGUUAAAGCUGGAGAGAGCAUUAGACUUAAAGCUCUAAUCAAAGGACGUCCAGUACCUAAAGUGACGUGGUUUAAGGAUGGUAAGGAGAUUGAGAAAACAAUGAAUAUAGAAAUAACUACAGCUAUUGGAUAUAGUACAAUCUUCAUCAGAGAUGCUACCCGGGAUCAUCGUGGAGUGUACACAGUAGAAGCCAAAAAUGCAUCAGGCACUAAACAAGAAGAUAUCACCUUCAGAGUACAAGAUACACCAGGAAAAGUUGGCGGACCAAUACGAUUCACAAACAUUACUGGAGAAAAAGUCACAUUAUGGUGGGAACCUCCGGCUAAUGAUGGUUGUGCUUCUAUUUCUCACUAUAUAAUUGAAAAACGUGAAACCAGCAGGAUUGCUUGGGCAUUAGUUGAAGAUAAAUGUGAAGCUUGCAGCUACACUGCACUUAAAUUAAUUAAGGGUAACGAGUACCAGUUCCGAGUCUCUGCAGUGAACAAAUUUGGAGUUGGCAGACCAUUGGAGUCUGAUCCAGUUACUGCACAAAUACCUUACACUCUCCCUGAUGCACCAGGAACUCCUGAGCCUACCAGCGUAACAGGAGACAGUAUCACACUCACAUGGGCAAGACCAAACUCAGAUGGCGGAAGCGAGAUAAAUGAGUAUAUUCUAGAAAGGAGAGAAAAGAAGAGCAUGCGCUGGGUUAAAGUAUCCAGUAAGAGGCCCAUUACUGAGAACAGAUACAGAGUAACUGGCCUUAUUGAAGGCAAUGAGUAUGAAUUCCAUGUCAUGGCUGAAAAUGCUGCAGGAGUUGGACCUCCAAGUGACGUUUCAAAGCUGAUUAAAUGUAGAGACCCAGUCAGCCCACCAAGUGCUCCUAAUGUUGUAAAGGUGAUAGAUACAUCGAAGACCAGUGUAAGCUUAGAGUGGACCAAGCCAGUUUUUGAUGGAGGCAUGGAAAUAAUUGGGUACAUCAUUGAGAUGUGCAAAGCUGAUCUUGAAGCAUGGCAGAAAGUCAAUGCAGAGACUGUUCUUGCUACUAAAUAUACCGUUGUUGAUUUGGAAGCAGGAGAACAUUAUAAAUUCAGAGUUAGUGCUGUUAAUGGUGCUGGCAAAGGCGAAAGUUGUGAAGUUCCUGCUUCAGUCCAAACCGUGGACAGGCUUUCUGCACCUGAGAUUGAUAUCGAUGCAAACUUCAAGCAGACUCAUAUUGUAAGAGCGGGUGCAAGCAUUCGUCUAUUUAUUGCCUUCUCUGGAAGACCUGUUCCUACUGCAGUGUGGUCCAAAGCAGAUGCUAAUCUUAGCUUGCGUGCUGACAUUCAAACAACUGAUUCAUUCAGCACGUUGACUGUGGAGGAAUGCAAUAGAAAUGAUGCUGGCAAGUAUGUCUUUACUGUGGAAAACAACAGUGGAAGUAAGUCUAUUACAUUUACUGUCAAGGUUUUGGACACACCUGGUCCACCAGGCCCCAUUACAUUUAAAGAUGUGACUCGAGGUUCUAUUACUUUAAUGUGGGAUGCUCCUGUUCUGGAUGGAGGUUCACGUAUACACCACUACAUUGUGGAAAAACGGGAAGCAAGCCGCCGUAGCUGGCAAGUGGUGAGUCCAAAAUGCACUCGACAAAUCUUUAAGGUCACUGAUCUCGCAGAAGGUGUGCCAUAUUACUACCGAGUGUCAGCAGAAAAUGAAUAUGGUGUAGGCGAACCCUGUGAAUUAACAGAACCAGUUGUAGCCACGGAAGAACCUGCUCCACCUAAGAGACUAGAUAUUGUUGACACAACCAAAUCUUCUGUAGUUUUAGCUUGGCUUAAACCUGAUCAUGAUGGUGGUAGCCGUGUUACUGGAUACCGUCUUGAAAUGAAACAAAAAGGAUCUGACACCUGGAUUGAAGCUGGACAAACCAAACAACUUACUUUCACUGUUGAAGGCCUUGUGGAGAACACUGAAUAUGAGUUCCGAGUCAAGGCAAAGAAUGAUGCUGGCUACAGUGAGCCAAGAGAAGCUUUCUCUUCUGUUAUUAUUAAGGAGCCACAGAUUGAACCAACAGCGGAUCUCAGCGAAAUAAGCAGACAGCUUAUAACAUGCAAGGCUGGAAGCACCUUUACUAUUGAUAUACCGAUCAGCGGGCGCCCAGCUCCAAAGGUGACAUGGAAACUUGAGGAGAUGAGGCUGAAGGAAACUGAGAGAGUGACCAUUAAGACAACAAAAGACAGAACCACACUGACUGUAAAGGAUAGUAUGAGAGGUGACUCUGGUAAAUACUACCUCACACUUGAAAACACUGCUGGUGUGAAAACAUUUACUGUCACAGUGGUAGUCAUAGGAAGGCCAGGUCCUGUCACUGGCCCAAUUGAAAUAUCAUCUGUCUCUGCUGAAUCCUGUGUGUUGACCUGGAAAGAACCUGAAGAUGAUGGUGGUAGUGACAUUACAAACUACAUUGUAGAGAAACGUGAAUCUGGCACAACAGCAUGGCAGCUGGUAAAUUCCAGUGUGAAACGUACACAGAUCAAAGUUACUCAUCUCACAAAAUACCAGGAGUACAGUUUCCGAGUAAGCUCAGAAAACAGAUUUGGUGUCAGCAAACCCCUUGAAUCAAAAACGAUAGUUGCUGAGCAUCCAUUCGUCCCACCAAGCCCACCUUCAAGGCCAGAAGUCUAUUCUGUGUCUGCAACUGCCAUGGCCAUUCGCUGGGAGGAACCCUAUCAUGAUGGUGGCAGCAAAGUCAUUGGAUAUUGGGUUGAGAAGAAGGAGCGCAACACCAUCCUUUGGGUGAAGGAAAACAAAGUGCCAUGCUGUGAAUGCAACUACAAAGUCACGGGAUUGGUGGAAGGCCUAGAAUAUCAAUUCAGAACCUAUGCUCUAAAUGCUGCAGGUGUUAGUAAAGCCAGUGAAGCUUCCAGACCUGUAGUGGCUCAAAAUCCAGUUGAUCCACCAGGAAGACCAGAAGUAACAGAUGUCACCAGGUCUACAGUGUCGCUGAGCUGGUCAGCACCCCUUUAUGAUGGUGGAAGCAAAAUUAUCGGAUAUAUAAUAGAACGCAAACCAUAUAACGAAUCUGGAGAUGGACGCUGGCUGAAAUGCAAUUAUACCAUUGUCUCCGAAAACUUUUUUACUGUGACAGCUCUUAGUGAAGACGAAGCAUACGAAUUCCGUGUACUAGCAAAGAAUGCUGCUGGUGUAAUCAGCAAAGGAUCUGAAUCGACUGGUGCCGUCAUUUGCAAAGACGAAUACUCACCACCAAAGGCUGAACUUGAUGCCAGACUGCAGGGAGAAGUUGUGACCAUUAGGGCUGGAUCGGAUCUUGUUCUUGAUGCAGCCAUUGGUGGGAAACCAGAACCAAAAGUCUUCUGGUCCAAAGGUGACAGGGAAUUGGAUCUAUGUGAAAAGAUAUCUCUGCAAUACACCAGCAAACGAGCCAUUGCAGUUAUCAAGUUCUGUGACAGAAGUGAUAGUGGAAAAUACACUCUAACUGUCAAAAAUGCCAGUGGGAUGAAACAAAUUUCAGUUCUUGUUAAAGUGCUUGAUUCACCAGGUCCAUGCGCAGGCAAAAUCACUGUUAGCAGAGUAACAGAAGAGAAAUGUACUCUGGCAUGGAACAUUCCUGAGGAAGAUGGAGGUGCACAGAUCACUCACUAUAUCGUAGAAAGGCGUGAAACCAGCAGACUUCACUGGGUUAUUGUUGAGGCUGAAUGCCAGACCUUAUCGUGUGUGGUAACGAAACUCAUUAAAAAUAAUGAAUACAUCUUCCGUGUGAGAGGUGUCAACAAAUAUGGACCUGGUGUUCCGCUUGAAACAGAACCUGUGAUUGCCAGGAAUGCUUUCACUAUCCCAACACAGCCUGGUGCUCCUGAAGAAGUGAGCGUCGGCAAGGAACAUAUCAUUAUUCAGUGGACGAAACCAGAAUCAGAUGGUGGCAGUGAGAUUAAGGACUAUCUUGUAGACAAACGUGAAAGGAAAAGUCUGCGCUGGACACGAGUGAACAGAGAUUACACCGUUUAUGAUACCAGAUUGAAAGUCACUGGUCUCAUGGAAGGCAGCCAGUACCAGUUCCGUGUCACUGCAGUGAAUGCUGCUGGGAACAGUGAGCCUAGUGAAGCUUCACAAUACAUGUUAUGUAAAGAACCAUCAUAUACUCCCGCACCACCUUCAGCUCCAAGAGUUGUGGAUACUACUAAACACAGCAUAAGUUUAGCAUGGUCAAAGCCCACAUACGAUGGUGGCGCUGACAUUUUAGGCUAUGUUCUUGAAAUGAAAGAAGAAGGUACGGAACAGUGGUACCGACCACAUACAACGGCCACUCUGAGGAAUGCUGAGUUCACCGUGACUGGCCUUAAAACAGCCCAGAAAUACCAAUUCAGAGUUGCUGCUACAAAUGUGAAUGGUAUGAGUGAAUUUAGUGAAUCGUCAGCCGAAAUAGAACCUGUGGAAAGAAUAGAAAUACCUGAGCUUGAGCUUGCUGAUGAUCUGAAGAAGACGGUUACAGUCAGAGCUGGUGGUUCCCUGCGCCUCAUGGUUUCUGUAUCUGGCAGACCUGCUCCCGUAAUCACAUGGAGCAAGCAGGGUGUUGACCUUGUAAGUCGAGCUAUUAUUGAUACUACGGACAGCUACAGUCUGCUUAUUGUGGAUAAAGUUAAUCGGUAUGAUGCUGGAAAAUACGUCAUUGAGGCUGAAAAUCAAUCAGGAAAAAAAUCUGCGACUAUUUCUGUAAAAGUAUAUGAUACACCUGGUCCACCAGCUGCAGUGAGAAUUAAAGAAGUGUCAAAAGAUUCGGUGACACUUACUUGGGAUAUUCCAACCAUUGACGGUGGAGCCCCCGUCAACAAUUACAUAAUUGAGAAACGUGAAGCUUCCAUGAGGGCUUACAAGACUGUCACUACCAAAUGCAGCAAGACAUUUUAUAGAGUUACUGGACUUCUAGAAGGAGCUUUGUAUUAUUUCAGAGUACUACCAGAAAACAUCUAUGGCAUUGGUGAAGCUUGUGAAACAUCUGAUGCAGUACUAGUAUCUGAUGUCCCCAUGGUACCACAAAAACUCGAAGUGAUUGAUGUCACCAAAUCAACUGUUACUCUUGCGUGGGAGAAACCACUACAUGAUGGUGGCAGCAGAUUGACUGGCUAUGUUAUUGAGGCCAGCAAAGCUGGAACAGAAAGAUGGUUGAAGGUAGUGACACUGAAGCCUACUGUCUAUGAGCAUACAAUUAUCUCUCUCAAUGAAGGUGAACAGUACUUGUUCAGGGUCAGAGCACAGAAUCAGAAGGGCGUGUCAGAACCACGAGAGAUUGUCACAGCAGUGACAGUACAAGACCAAAAAGUUCUACCAACAAUUGACUUGGCUGGAAUACCUCAGAAGACAAUUCAUGUACCUGCUGGCAAGCCAAUUGAGUUAGCCAUUCCAAUUGAAGGACGACCACCUCCAGCUGCAUCUUGGUUCUUUGCUGGUUCUAAACUAAAAGAAUCAGAACGCAUCAAAAUGGAGACUGCUGCCAAAAUGGUUAAACUGACUGUGCGUGAGACCACCAUACAUGACACUGGAGAGUAUACGCUUGAACUGAAGAACACAACUGGAACGGUUACCGAUACAAUAAAGGUUAUAAUCCUUGACAAACCUGGACCACCUGUUGGACCUAUCCGAAUUGAUGAAAUUGAUUCAAAUUAUGUAACCAUCUCCUGGGAGCCACCUGAGCUGGAUGGUGGAGCUACCCUUAGUGGCUAUGUGGUAGAACAGCGUGAUGCUCACCGUCCUGGAUGGCUGCCAGUUUCAGAGUCAGUAACCAGGACAACGUAUAAGUUCACCAGGCUUGUGGAAGGUGCAGAAUAUGUAUUCCGUGUGGCUGCUACAAACCGCUUUGGAAUCGGAUCUUAUCUGCAGUCUGAAAUUAUAGAAUGCAAAAGCAGAAUCCGUAUUCCUGGUCCUCCUGGCACUCCAGAAGUGUUUGAUAUCUCUCGAGAUGGCAUGACAUUAACUUGGUAUCCUCCAGAAGAUGAUGGUGACUCACAGAUUACCGGUUAUAUUGUGGAACGCAAAGAAGUUAGAGCUGAUAGAUGGAUCCGUGUAAAUAAAGUUCCAGUCACUAUGACUCGUUACCGUUCCACUGGGUUGGUUGAAGGAUUAGAAUAUGAACACCGAGUCACAGCAAUCAAUGCCAGAGGCACUGGGAAACCCAGCCGUCCUUCCAAGUCUGCUGUCGCCAGAGAUCCAAUUGCUCCUCCAGGUAAACCUCAGAAUCCAAGGGUCACUGAUACUACAAGAACAUCUGUCUCCCUGGCUUGGAGUCCACCAGAAGAUGAAGGUGGUUCUAAAGUUACUGGCUACUUAAUUGAGAUGCAGAAGGUUGAUCAAUUUGAAUGGACCAAAUGCAAUACCACGCCAACCAAGAUUCGUGAAUACACCUUGACACAUCUCCCUCAGGGUGCAGAGUACAGAUUCCGUGUGCUAGCCUGUAAUGCUGGUGGGCCAGGAGAACCUGCUGAAGUGCCGGGAACAGUCAAAAUAACAGAAAUGCUUGAAUAUCCUGACUAUGAACUUGAUGAAAAAUACCAGGAAGGUCUCAUGGUGAGACAAGGUGGAGUUAUCAGGCUCACGAUACCCAUUAAGGGUAAGCCCAUUCCAAUAUGCAAAUGGACAAAAGAAGGACAUGACAUCAGCAAGAGGGCCAUGAUUGCGACUUCUGACACUCACACAGAACUUGUGAUCAAAGAUGCAGAAAGAGAAGAUUCAGGCACCUAUGAUUUGGCACUUGAAAACAAGUGUGGCAAAAAAGCUGUGUAUAUUAAAGUCAGAGUGAUUGGUAUUCCAAAUCCACCAGAAGGGCCACUUGAGUAUGAUGAUAUACAAGCUCGUUCUGUCAGAGUAAGCUGGAGACCUCCUACAGAUGAUGGUGGUGCAGACAUCCUAGGUUAUAUUGUUGAGAGACGAGAAGUACCGAAGACUGCCUGGUACACUGUUGACUCUAGAGUGAAAGGAACAUCACUAGUGGUGAAAGGGCUCAAAGAAAAUGUGGAAUAUCACUUCCGUGUUUCUGCUGAAAACCAUUUCGGUAUUAGCAAAUCUCUCAAAUCUGAAGAGCCAGCAGUACCAAAGACACCUCUAAAUCCUCCAGAGCCUCCAAACAACCCACCUGAAGUGCUUGAUGUUACAAAGAGUUCUGUCAACUUGUCCUGGUCCAGGCCUAAAGAUGAUGGUGGUUCUCGUGUAACUGGCUAUUACAUUGAGCGUAAAGAGACAUCUACAGAAAAAUGGGUCCGGCAUAAUAAGACACAGAUUACCACUACAAUGUUCACAGUCACGGGACUUGUUCCAGAUGCUGAAUAUCAAUUCCGUAUCAUUGCUCAAAAUGACAUUGGUGAAAGUGAAGCAAGUCCUGCUUCUGAACCAGUUGUAUGCAAGGAUCCAUUUGACAAACCAAGCCAACCUGGAGAAAUUGAGAUCACGUCUAUAUUUAAGGACAGCAUUACAUUAGAAUGGGAACGACCUGAAAGUGAUGGUGGCAAAGAGAUCCUUGGCUAUUGGGUUGAAUAUCGCCAGUCUGGAGAAAGCACCUGGAAAAAAUGCAACAAAGAACGCAUCAAGGACAGGCAGUUUACAGUAGGAGGUUUACUAGAGGCUACAGAAUAUGAGUUCCGUGUUUUUGCAGAAAAUCAGACUGGCCUCAGUAGACCACGAAGGACUGCUAUGGCAGUGAAAACUAAAUUAACAUCUGGAGAAGCACCUGCCAUAAAAAAAGAAAUGCAGGAUGUUACAACUAAACUGGGUGAAGCAGCUCAGCUGACAUGCCAAAUUGUUGGGAGACCUUUGCCUGAUAUUAAAUGGUACCGCUUCGGCAAAGAACUGGUACAAAGCCGAAAAUACAAAAUGUCAUCUGAUGGACGCAACCAUACACUGACAGUAAUAACAGAUGAACAGGAGGAUGAAGGUCUCUACACCUGUAUGGCUACCAAUGAUGUUGGAGAAAUUGAAACUAGUGGCAAGCUAUUAUUGCAGGCUCCUCCUCAAUUCCAUCCUGGCUUCCCCUUGAAAGAGAAAUAUUAUGCAGGUGCAGGUGGCACCCUCCGCCUUCAUGUUGUGUAUAUUGGCCGACCAGUACCAGCAAUAACUUGGUUCCAUGGCAACAAACCUUUGAGAGGAUCAGAAACGGUUUCUAUUGAGAACACGGAGCAUUAUACUCAUCUUGCUAUUAAGAAUGUCCAGCACAAGACUCAUGCUGGGAAGUACAAAGUGCAACUCAGUAACACAUUUGGAACAGUUGACACUGUACUUAAUGUGGAAAUACAAGAUAAGCCGGAUAAACCGGUAGGGCCAAUUGUUAUAGAGUCUAUACUAAAGAAUUCUGUGGUGAUAAGCUGGCAACCACCAGAGGACGAUGGAGGUGCUAUGAUAACCAAUUACGUCAUAGAGAAACGUGAAGCCAAGGAAGGAGCAGAAUGGCAACUUGUAUCUUCAAGCAUUUCAGGCACAACCUGUAGAAUUGUUAAUCUAACUGAAAAUGCAGGCUAUUAUUUCCGUGUUUCUGCUCAGAAUACAUAUGGCAUUAGUGAAGCACUGGAGGUUUCAUCAGUUGUUGUUAUGAAGCCUCCAUUUGAAAAACCAGGACAACCUGGUCAGCCAGUAGCAAGUGCUGUCACAAAGGAUUCUUGUGUUGUCUCAUGGAAGCCACCAGCAAGUGAUGGCGGUGCGAAGAUUAGAACUUAUUAUCUUGAGAAGCGUGAGAAAAAACAAAACAAGUGGAUUUCUGUAACAACAGAUGAAAUUCGUGAAACCGUCUACUCUGUGAAAGAUCUUAUUGAAGGUCUUGAAUAUGAAUUCCGUGUAAAAUGUGAAAAUCUUGGUGGUGAAAGUGAGUGGAGCGAGGUAUCACAACCAGUCAUUCCAAAAUCCGAUGUUCCAAUUCAAGCUCCACAUUUCAAGGAAGAACUAAGGAAUCUGAAUGUGAAAUUUCAAGCAAAUGCCACAUUUGUCUGCAAAGUCACUGGUCAUCCUAAACCAAUUGUCAAGUGGUACAGACAGGGCAAAGAAAUCAUGCCAGAUGGUGAAAAGAUCAAGAUACAGGAAUUCAAGGGUGGAUAUCACCAGCUGGUCAUCACAAACGUAACGGAUGAUGAUGCCACUGUAUAUCAAGUUAGAGCUACCAACCAAGGAGGAUCUGUCUCUGGAACUGCCUCUUUGGAUGUUGAAGUUCCUGCAAAGAUUCACUUGCCCAAAAACCUGGAAGGCAUGGGAGCUGUUCAUGCCCUCCGAGGGGAAGUAGUGAGCAUCAAGAUUCCAUUCAGUGGCAAGCCUCACCCCGUGAUCACAUGGCAGAAGGGACAAGACCUCAUCGAUACUAAUGGACACUACCAAGUCAUUGUUACGCGAUCGUUCACAUCACUUGUUUUCCCAAAUGGUGUUGACAGAAAAGAUGCAGGUUUUUACAUUGUUUGUGCCAAAAACAGAUUUGGAAUUGACCAAAAAACAGUUGAAUUAGAUGUGGCUGAUGUGCCUGAUCCACCAAGAGGUCUGAAGGUAACUGACAUUUCGAGGGAUUCAGUCAACUUAACUUGGAAUGAACCAGCUACUGAUGGUGGAAGCAGAAUCAUAAACUACAUUAUUGAGAAACGUGCUACAACAGCAGAGCGAUGGAUUCGUGUAGCACAAGCUCGUGAUACACGAUACACAGUGGUGAACCUAUUUGGCAAGACCACCUACCAGUUCCGUGUAAUUGCAGAAAACAAGUUUGGCCAAAGCCAGCCUUCUGAACCUACCGAUCCAAUUAUAACAAAGGAAGAUAAGACCAGAGUAAUGAACUAUGAUGAAGAAGUUGAUGAGACCAGAGAAGUCACCACAGUUAAAGCAGCUCACUAUUCUACAAAGGAACUCUAUGACAAAUACAUGAUCGCAGAAGAGCUUGGACGUGGGCAAUUUGGCAUUGCACACCGCUGUGUUGAGGCAGCUUCAAAAAAGACUUACCUGGCCAAGUUUGUCAAAGUAAAGGGUGCUGACCAAGUUUUGGUAAAGAAAGAAAUUUCCAUUCUAAACAUUGCUAGGCACCGAAAUAUCCUGUAUCUUCAUGAAUCAUUUGAGAGCCUAGAAGAAUUAGUCAUGAUUUUUGAAUUCAUUUCUGGAGUUGACAUCUUUGAAAGAAUCGGCACAGCUUCAUUUGAACUGAAUGAAAGAGAAAUAGUAAAUUAUGUACGCCAGGUCUGCGAUGCACUAGAAUUUUUACAUCGCCACAGCAUUGGACAUUUUGAUAUUAAACCAGACAAUAUUAUUUACUUCACAAGAAGAAGCUCUGUAAUUAAAAUUGUUGAAUUUGGUCAAGCCAGACAACUGAAGCCUGGAGACAGCUUUAGACUCCAGUUCACUUCUCCUGAAUAUUAUGCGCCUGAAGUACAUCACCAUGAUUUGGUCAGCACAGCUACUGACAUGUGGUCAGUUGGUGCUCUAACAUACAUACUUCUCAGUGGCAUUAAUCCUUUCAUUGCUGAAACAAACCAACAAGUUAUUGAAAAUAUUCUAAAUGCUGAAUACAACUUUGAUGAUGAAGCAUUCAAAGACAUAAGCAUUGAGGCCAUGGACUUCAUUGAUCGCCUACUAGUAAAGGAAAGAAAAGCUCGUAUGACAGCUGCUGAAGCUCUUAACCAUGUGUGGCUAAAACAGCAGACAGAAAAGACCAGCACUAAAGUCAUCAAGACCUUGAGGCACAGGCGUUACUACCAAACUCUAGUUAAGAAGGAGUGGAACACAGUUGUGUCAGUAGCUCGUAUUUCCUGCGGAGGCGCAAUUAGAUCUCAGAAAGGCAUAACUGUGGCUAAAGUUAAAGUUGCGCCAAUAGACAUUGGUCCCAUUGCUGGGCAGAUAAAGCAUACUGUUACAGAAGAAGGAGGGCAUGCCAAAUAUGUAUGUAAGAUUGAAAACUACGAUCAGUCCACACAAGUCACAUGGUACUUCGGUAUGAGGCAAUUAGAAAACAAUGAGAAAUAUGAAAUCAAAUAUGAAGAAGGUGAGGCAACCAUGUAUGUCAAAGAUGUUUCUAAAUCCGAUGAUGGCACCUACAGAUGCAAGGUAGUAAAUGACUACGGUGAAGACAGCUCUUAUGCAGAACUUUUCGUUAAAGGUGUCAGAGAAAUUUCUGAACACUACAGAUGCAGGACUGUAAGGAAAGUGAAACGACGGGUUGAUGCUAUGAGAUUAUUAGAGCGUCCACCAGAAUUUACUCUGCCUUUGUAUAACCGCACUGCAUAUGUUGGAGAAAAUGUCAGGUUCGGAGUAACUAUAACGGUUCACCCAGAACCUCGCUUAACAUGGUUCAAAUCAGGCCAGAAGAUCAAACCUGGUGAAGAUGACAGGAAGUACACUUUUGAAUCAGACAAGGGUCUUUAUCAACUCGUCAUCAAUAAUGUCACAGAAGAGGAUGAUGCUGAAUACAGUAUUGUGGCACGCAAUAAAUAUGGUGAAGACAGCUGCAAAGCUAAGCUGACUGUGAUUCCACAUCCACCUCCAGCAGACGCCACACUAAGGCCAAUGUUUAAAAGACUGCUGGCAAAUGCUGAAUGUCAAGAAGGACAAAAUGUCAGUUUUGAGAUCAGGGUAUCUGGUGUACCAAAACCAACGCUGAAAUGGGAGAAAGAUGGUCAGCCUCUAUCCUUUGGUCCUAACUUUGACAUAAUCCAUGAAGGUUUGGAUUAUUAUGCUUUGCAUAUCAGAGAUACAUUACCAGAAGACAGUGGUUAUUACAGAGUUACUGCUACAAACAGUGCUGGAUCUACAAGCUGUCAAGCUUAUCUAAAAGUUGAACGCUUGAAAUAUGUCAAGCGUGAGUACAAGACUGAAGAAGAGCGAGAGAAGCAUGUACAGAGGCAAAUCGACAAAACCUUACGAAUGGCGGAAAUCCUUUCUGGAGUUGAAGCUGUUCCACUGACACAAACCGCACAAGAGGCUCUCAGAGAAGCUGCUAUCUUAUAUAAACCAGCUGUUAGCACUAAGACUGUCAAAGGUGAAUAUGAAAUUAAGAAAGAAGAAAAGAAGGAAGAAAGAAGACUUCGUAUGCCGUAUGAGGUCCCAGAGCCUCGCAAACACGUGCGCGCUACUCUUGAGGAAGAUCAGAACAUUAAACACUUUGUGCCUCUGUCAGACAUGAAGUGGUACAAGAGGCUGCGAGACCAGUACGAAAUGCCAGGAAAACUUGAGAGAACUGUUCAGAAACGCCAGAAACGCAUACGUCUUUCCAGGUGGGAGCAAUUCUAUGUGAUGCCACUGCCACGCAUUUCUGAUCAGUAUAAGCCCAAAUGGCGCAUACCAAAGCUAACACAAGACGAUCUUGAAAUUGUGAGACCAGCACGUCGCCGUACCCCAUCUCCAGACUAUGAAUAUUACUAUAGACCAAGGCGGCGAUCACUUGGUGACUUGUCUGAUGAGGAAUUACUCCUGCCUAUUGAUGACUAUCUAGCCAUGAAGAGAACUGAAGAGGAAAGACUGCGCCUUGAAGAAGAGCUGGAGUUAGGCUUUUCUGCUUCCCCACCAAGUAGAAGCCCCCCACGCUUUGAACUGUCUGCCCUUCGGUAUUCUACUGCAGGAGCACAGGUCAGGUCAGAGGAAGAAAGAAAAAGAGAGCUGAGGUAUUCAAGCUAUCACAUCCCAACUAAAGCUGAGACCAGUGCAAGCUAUGCAGAGCUUCGACAACGCCAUGACAGGGCUGCCUACAGACCAUCUAAACAAAAGCAAAGAAUAAUGGAUGAAAGAGAGGAUGAAGAAUUGCUCCGUCCUGUUGGCCCUUCUCAACGACUCUCUGAAUACAGGAGUGAGCUCGAAUAUAUGGCAGAGGAGGAAAAGAGUAGACUCAGGAGAAGGAGGGAAAGAGAAAUAACUGAGAUCACAUCAGAAGAAGAAGAAGAAAUAGAAAUGGUGCAACAUGUUCACAGGGAAUUUUCACCUCCCUCUAGAUUACUAAGGAGAAGAAGAUCUCUUUCUCCAACUUACAUUGAGCUGAUGCGUCCUGUAUCUGAAUUAAUUAGACCCCGCUCACGGCCUCCUGAAGAAAGUGAGAGAAGAUCCCCAACACCAGAAAGAACUCGACCACGCUCACCUAGCCCAGUUUCUAGUGAAAGAUCACUCUCUCGGUUUGAAAGGAUGGCAAGAUUUGAUAUAUUUUCUAGAUAUGAGUCCAUGAAAUCUGCUUUGAAAACUCAGAAAACUAUGGAAAGGAAAUAUGAAGUUCUGACUCAGCAGCCUUUCACCCUCGACCACGCUCCUCGCAUUACCCUGAGAAUGCGCUCACACCGGGUACCAUGCGGCCAUAAUACCAGGUUCAUUCUAAAUGUCCAGUCAAAACCAACUGCUGAAGUGAAGUGGUAUCAUAACGGUAUUGAGCUCCAGGAGAGCAGUAAGAUACAUUUUACUAAUACUAGCGGUGUAUUAACUCUGGAGAUUCUCGACUGCCACAUUGAUGACAGUGGAACAUACCGGGCUGUAUGCACAAACUACAAAGGGGAAUGCUCUGAUUAUGCAACACUAGACGUUACUGGAGGAGAUUACACUACAUACUCUUCCCAGCGAAGAGAUGAAGAAGUACCAAGGACAAUUUUACCUGACUUAACGAAAACAGAGGCAUAUGCAGUCUCCUCAUUUAAGAAGGCAUCUGCUACAGAAGCAAGUUCCUCGGUGAGAGAGGUCAAAUCAGAAAUGUCAGCAACAAGAGAAUCACUUUUGUCAUAUGAACAUUAUGCUGCUUCUGAACAAAAAAUAAGUGCAGCUGAAGAAAAAUCAUUGGAAGAAAGGACUGUGCACAAGGCAUUUAAAAGCACUCUGCCGGCAACAAUCCUUACAAAACCACGGUCAAUCACAGUUUCUGAAGGGGAGACUGCAAGAUUUUCCUGUGACGUUGAUGGUGAACCAGCACCAACAAUAACAUGGUUCCGUGCAGGUCAACCCAUUGUUUCUUCAAGGCGCUUCCAAGUAACACGAACACAGUACAAGUCUACCUUUGAAAUUUCUUCGGUUCAGAUGUCAGAUGAAGGAAGUUACACUGUUGUGGUGGAAAACUCUGAAGGAAGACAGGAAGCGCAUUUUACUUUGACCAUUCAAAGGAAAAAAGUUCCCGAAAAAACAAUUACAUCACCUCCAAGAAUCAAAUCUCCUGAGCCUCGUGUAAAGUCUCCCGAGCCAGUUAAGUCUCCUAAACAAGUGAAAUCUCCUGAACCCAUCAGCAGCCCUCCAAAACCAAAGUCACCACCUGCAGACAAAACAGUACCAGCAGAAAAAGUACAAUUACCAACUGCUUCUCCACCAAAGAUAAAACAGCAUCUGAAAGCAGAAACUCUUGGAGAUAAAGUAAAGUUAUCCUGUGCAGUUGAAAGCAGUGUUUUAAGUGUCAGAGAAGUGGCUUGGUAUAAGGAUGGCCAAAAACUGAAAGAAGACCAUCAUUUCAAGUUUCAUUAUGCAGCAGAUGGCACCUAUGAGCUCAGAAUCCAUGGGCUCAUGGAAUCUGAUAAAGGAGAAUACACCUGUGAAAUUAUUGGGGAAGGAGGUGUUUCAAAAACUAACUUCCAGUUUACUGGCCAAGUAUUUAAAAAUAUCCAUUCCCAGGUAAGAGGGGUAUCUGAAACUCAUAAAUCAGUUCAGAAAGAAGAUGAGGUGCUUACAGUUUCUACCCAGAAGAAAUCUGCAGUAGCAACUGAAGAAAAAGCAGCAGUUCAAGAAGUCAUUAAAAAGUCAGUUGUUACUGAAGACGUCAAACAAUUGAAAGCAGAAAUUAAAGCUUCUUCAACUAAAAUGACAGUGUCUGAAGGGCAGAAAGUGACAUUGAAAGCCAACAUUCCUGGUGCCUCUGAAGUAAAAUGGGUGCUGAAUGGAAUGGAGCUGAGAAAUUCAGAAGAUUACAGAUAUGGUGUUUCUGGAAGUGAUCACACGCUAACUAUCAAAAAGGCUAGUAAUAAAGAUGAAGGUAUACUCACCUGCGAGGGUAACACUGAUGAAGGCAUUAUUAAAUGCCAGUAUGUUCUGACCUUUUCUAAAGAGCUUUCCAACGAACCAGCAUUUAUCAUGCAGCCUAAGUCUCAAAAUGUCAAUGAAGGACAAGAUGUAUUGUUCACCUGUGAAGUUUCUGGGGAUCCUUCUCCUGAAAUUGAGUGGUUUAAGAAUAAUCAACCUAUUGCUGUUUCAUCACACAUCAGAGUAACACGCUCUAAAAACAUAUAUUCUCUUGAGAUUCGAAAUGCAGCAGUGAGUGACACCGGAAAAUACACAGUCAAAGCAAAAAAUUACCACGGGCAGUGCUCUGCUACAGCAUCUUUGACUGUGCUCCCUCUAAUUGAAGAACCUCCAAAAGAGGUAGUAUUGAAGACAAGUGGCGACGCAAGCAUGCACGAAAGUUUUUCUUCUCAGUCCUUUCAAAUGGCUUCUUCUAAACAAGAGGCUUCAUUCAGCAGUUUCAGCAGUAGCAGCAUGACUGAAAUGAAAUUUGAAAGCAUGUCUGCCAAAAGCAUGUCCUCCAUGAAAGAAUCCUUUGUAGAGAUGAGCUCCAGCAGUAUUAUGGGGAAAUCUAGUAUGGCUCAACUGGAGAGUUCAACUAGUAAAAUGCUUAAAUCAGGUCUGAGAGGAGUACCACCCAAAAUUGAAGCUCUCCCAUCUGAUAUCAGCAUUGAUGAAGGAAAAGUUCUCACACUAUCCUGUGCCUUUUCGGGUGAUCCUGCUCCUGAAAUAACAUGGUACUGCAGAGGGAGAAAAAUUACCAGUCAGGACCAGCAAGGCAGAUUCCACAUUGAAACCAGCGAAGAUUUAACCACCCUGAUCAUCAUGGAUGUCCAGAAGAACGACGGUGGACUUUAUACCCUGAAUUUAGGCAAUGAAUUUGGUACUGAUUCUGCCACUGUGAAUAUUAAUAUUCGAUCAAUUUAGAGAGCUUGAUCUGUAUUAUUUACACUUGUCUUUUUACAAGUGAUUCAUAUAUGGACUGAAAUAUCUGAUCUGUAAAUAUAAAAAAGAAGUAUUUUUGUACCUACCUGAAUGAGACAAAGUCCAAAAUUAUACAUUAUGACUUAUAGUCAUUAUUGACCUAAGAAUUUUAAACACUUUUUACACUGACAUGUACAUACUGUAUAUAGCCGAAAUUAACGGUUAUGAAGUUUUGUACCAUUUAUUUUAUGACAUUUUGAAACGUAACUUUUGGAACUAACAGUUUGGCAGGAGAAAGUUUCCUAGCAAACGACUACCCUGCUCAACUUUUAACUAAUCUUUGCGCCUCAACUCAUUGUUGAUGUCUAAGAAUGCCUCAACAGGUAGAGAGGCUCCCUGUUGAAGAUCACCUACACCUAAGAGAUGAUACUGUGCAUAGUAUUUCAUACGUGCACGAAUAUUUAUGUUGAAUCGGAAAUGUAAGGCAUUGGCGAUGUUUGCAAUUACCCUCCUGUAAGCAUUGCUUUAAUGUUUUACAUUGGAUCUGAUUACGUCAUGAUUUCCAUACCUGACUGACUAUUUUUGGACAAAGUGCAAGCGGCCAGCACUUUGUUCACCCACUGUCUGUGUACUGUUUCUGACAUAUUGACUGCCUGAACAGCUUUAAAAAAGUAACAUCACCUGGCCAUCCCUUUAUCAACGAAGCUUUUCAGGUACUCAAGUGCAGCAGCAGUACCCCCUCUCGGAGGUUCGUUAGGGUGCAGUGAUUGAGUUUGUGUGGUAGAAUUAGACAUCCAGUAGUCACUUCCGGGCAACUAAGAAAUGAACCACAGUUUGAAAACAAACUGUUGCUACAACAUCAAAUACCGCCCUGCACUUCAAAUUUGCUUUAGUUCUCCUAACGUAGUAAUAAGGCUUGUUAGCUGUUGAACCUCCUGGAGAUAGAAUUGUUCCUUUAAAAUAAAGCAUGCUUUCUGCACCACAAAA
Molecule: messenger RNA, 96225 nt
Organism: Chroicocephalus ridibundus (black-headed gull)
Lineage: Eukaryota; Metazoa; Chordata; Aves; Charadriiformes; Laridae
Gene: TTN
Product: titin
Exons: 273
Coding region: 211-95241 (31676 amino acids)
Biological process (GO): protein phosphorylation
Molecular function (GO): protein binding; ATP binding; protein kinase activity
Source: RefSeq, a predicted model, not a curated record